UCGUCGUCGUAGUAGUAGUAGUAAUAGUAGUAGUAGUCGUACUUUUCCAUGUGGUAGUCGUCGGCGAUUGGCCAUUUGGUUGGCCCGCGCGUCGUGUGUUUCCAACCGUCGUCUCUUGUCGUCUUCGUCGUCGCCGUCAUCCUGUCCGCGUGCCGCUCCAUUCAUCUCCGUGGGACAAUUUCAAUUCGCACGCGGAACACGUGAGUACACCGUUUUCUUAUCGCCCGCCUAUUUUCUCCCAUUCGGUCGACGAAUUUUUCGUAAAUUUUUUACCACACACGCGUAGAGUAUUGAAUUUUCGUCGAUAACGCCGAAGCGAUUUCGUACGCCUAUCGGUCGCGUGCGAGUUUUAAUUUUCCGUGGAUUUCGCCGCUGUCACGUCACGGCACGGCACGCCACGUCUAUACCACACCAUAAUGUAGUCUUCGCGCAACACCGCCGCGAACAUUGCGUUUUUUCGUUUUUAUAAAACCGACCACGUGCGCUAGACGCCGUGUUAUCCGGUCCGGAAUCCCCGCCCCUACCAAUUGACGUUGAACUCUGUGCGGGUUUUCCCCGCGGCAAUUUCUAAAUCGCGGUCGGUUCGAAACGUUCGGCGCCGCCGUUGUUUCCGUUCGGAAUCGACCGCGGCCGAAACCGGUUCGUCGGUUCGGCGGUUCCCCCCGUCGUCGCCGUGACCGUCGUGCGGGUCCGGACGGAACGUCGGGCACGAAAACGCUGUCCGGAGUUCUUACGCCGAGGACCAAAACGCGCGCGUAAGACCAGAUACCUACCGGUUACUAUUACGUGCGAUGGCAGCGUAUUGAAAUAUCCGUUCCCGGCGCGUAUUCGAUAAGAAAAGACGACUAGCUUUCAUAACGGACCGGGAUUAUGUUAUCGUGGGGUUCGUGAUUAUUCGCCGCAGCGUCGGUUCAUUUUACAGUUACCCGCCGUUAUAUUACAGAGCGCGCCGCGAGGCAUUUGCUGUCGGUUAAGAGCAAAAGACACUCCAGGGUGGGGGACGGUGUUGUCUCGUCACCGCGCCCCGCCGGCGUUACGUUAUUAUCGUCGACCGUGGUUUGGGCCCGGUCCUCGGGGUGAAUGUUCCGUCCGGACGCGACGCACAAGACGGCACGGAAUCGCGAGCCCGUGUACGCGAGGACGUUUGUUACGCCGCGAUAUAGCGUCACGACGCGUCAUCGUGUUCAACGCCCUCAAAAGACCGCGUCGGCUGCACGCCUCACGCACACGCGAAUCGCCGUAAUUUUUUCGGACACGGUUAAAUAACCUUCGUUUACCGCCUCCGGUUUUUUCCGCGACCGCCGGGAAAACGGGGAAACAUUCGUAACCGCCGCCGCGUUGCGACGUUUGUUCCGCGGGGUAGGGGAGGGGGAAACCGAACGGACGUCGUAUUCCGCACCACGGGUGGGCCGCUCUCGGGCGCGCGAGAAGUCGGGCAGGCAGAGCGGUAAUUCAGGGUUCGGCUAAGGCCGGCGAUAAUCGUCGCACGAUUCGAACACAAUACGUUGUUCCGUGCAUUUUCCCGUUUGUAUUUGUACGAAAAAUAAAUGCACCGUCGCCCCGUGCGUUUGUUCGUUCCACAGGUGCGAAUAGCUGACGGGAGAGUGAUGGGGGGCCUAGGGCCGACGAAGAAAACAAAAGAUUUACCGAUCGCUAACGCGUUUCGCGCGGUAUUUGAAUUGGCGAAUAGGUUUUUUUUUUUGUUUUUUCCCCCGUCGCGGUUUCCCCGGUUUUCCGUCGGAUAUUCCGGCGGGCGCACACGUGUAGCGCAAAAAAAUGAACGAAAAUGAAACCGAAUAAAUAAUACGCUAAUCAAACGCGCCUGCGCGUCGCAGUCGGCCCUACGCGACGUUGAUGGAUCGCGACGCGCGCGUAAAUGUCGCGGUCGGACACAUUUGUUCUCGAAACAUUAUAAUUAUUAUCGUCGUCGAAGCGUUAGAGAAAAAAAAAAAACACGCGCAGCGCGCAAUUUUUUAUUUUUUUUUUACAACUCGCACGCGUGACGCGUACCACGCCGCCGCGCGUGGAAUUCAAUUAAACGGCUGCGGCGCGUUGUGUUCGAUACACGCGGAAAUCGUCGACUCGAGAACGUGUUCUCCCUGCAGUAGUAGCGUCGUCCACCGUCGUGUGUUGAUGUUGUUGUUGGUGUUUUUUUUUUCAAAGUUUUUUCGUCAUCGUUAUUAUUCUCAGUCGCGGAUAACAAUGAUAACAACGCGAGGGCGCCGUCUACCGGUUCGCCGACAGCCCAUUUCGCUCGCCGACAUCCCGUUUCCUUUUUCCAAUACCCGCCUGCGACGCACGUCGCAUGAAGUACGCCCGCACCCGUGCCCCCGUCCCGCCACACCGGCUCAUGUUUGAAAACAACCUGCUGUCGCUGUCGUUUUCACAGGGGUCACACUAGUUUUCGCUCCGCGUUUGUACACGCAACAAUAUCGGCGGUUACAUCGGUCGGCCUUUUUCUUUAGUCCGGCAGAUCGAAUUUCGAAAAGCGCGUUGUUCCCCCCUCCCGGGGGGGGGACGAGAAAAGACUAACGCGGACGUACUGGCGACGAUAAAAAUCCAACGCGCUUUUCGUUAUUUCCCCUUUCCCCUUCCCCGUCUUCAUAGAAAUAUAAUACAGGUGCACGGCGAAGGUGUUAUAAUUUAUACGCCCGAAAUGGACUGUUCGAGCGCGUGUGAUAAACGCGCGCGGUCCGAUUCAUCAACCCAUUUGGAUAUUUGAUGCGCGUGCGUCCCGGGCACCGACGGUAUUACAACGCGCGCCGCAACAACUUGCGAUAUCCUCGAGAGCGCAAAGUCCCGUUCGAAAACGGACGCGUAACCCGCGGCAACGCGGCGUAACAACACGCAAUCUUACGUACGCGUACGGUGGGGGGGGCAGUGGAGGGGAAACGAAAACAAAACCGGACUUGUCAAAUCGGUGUUUUAUCGUUUCGGGUAUAUUGUUUGUCCGGCCAUCGAAUACACGUGGGGGCGGUGUAGUGAAGCGACCGACUCUGGGUCCUCGGUAAAGAGCGGCUAGAGCACGCGAAAGCCCCUCCUGAGAGUUCUUCCGUAAAUAAUAUCGAGAAACUUGAGAGACCGUCGUCUCUCGUUCUUUCGAUUCCGAGAAUGAAUGGCACAACGUAUAAAACAUAUAAAUAACUAUUGUUUACCAGCGUCCAUAUUGUUGAAACGGAUCCGCCGCCGACCCGGGAUUGAACACCCGCCCGGACGGUGUAUGUUCCGACCGAUUCCGGAUUAACAUCGGGUUUGACAGCUUCCGGAACACCGCGAUUUUCCCGGCGGUUAUGCGCCGAAAUUUUCUUAAAUACACGAUUUCCCGGAAAAUUACCGGAGAUCAGGUACCGAUGAUUGCCGAACGUUAUCGUCGUUGGACGUCGUUCGCUCAUUACCGACAUAUUUUCGUAAAAAAAUUUCCACCGUAUACCUAGGUACUUACUGAUAUUAUACAAAUAGGUAUGCGACGUCUAAUGCGUUUUGUGCGCCCGUUAUCGGCUGUAUAAAUGUUAAGUCUUCAAUGAAAUCGGUCGUUAAGACCGAAAUCGGCCGCGGUUCGGCGGGGGGGGCGGGGCGAAAGAAGGGGCUGGACAGCGAUAAGUUUCAGCCGUAAAAAAACCAUUCGGAAGCGAUUACAGAGCCGGAGCACCGUAAUAAUAAUAACAAUGAUAACGAAAGAAAUACCAUUGCGAUGUACGAAUGAUACGUUAUUUAUUUGUCUGCCGACCGGCCCGUUUCUGACCUUGAAUACGUAUGCGCUCGCGAUAGCUCUUUGAAUGUCGAACGUUUUCAUUGUAUUGACGGAGAUUGAGCGUUUGAAAAACGCACAUUUUAGGAAAAAAAAAAAAAUGUUAAAUUCUAACCAAGAAAUACGCGUAAACGGUAAACCACCCGGACUUCGCGGGGUUUUCUCUCCUACAAUGCUUCCGAACGGAGUUCGUCGGCUUUUUUUUUUUUCUGUUUACGUUCUUAAUGUAAAAAAAAAACGUUCGGCCCGUUCCGAUCGAACGUACGGUAAAUUUUUUUUUUUUAUAACACUACCUAGACGGUAAAACAAUGUGCCGGAGCCUACAGGUACACCGCAUCGACACGCCGCGGUCGUAUGGCGACUCGGGUGCGACGGGCGUCUCCCAAACGUCCGCCGAGGUCGGUCCCGGAAAACCUCCCGGGAAAACUCCCGUGUUCGUAUACGUAUACGCGCGCUAAUUCGUAUCGGUCAUUGUCAAGACCACGCACGGACGCGAUGAUGACGGUCGUUUUCGGUGAUAUCGCACCGGGAAAAAUCCGUUAUACGGCCGCGUUAAACCACUUUUGUCGGAGACGUUUAUUUGUUGUUAUUAUUUCGUUGUUCCCCCCCCAUACAAUGUAAAUUUUUAUUGUAAAAUAAUUAUGAAACGAUUGUAUCGGCGACGUGAUUCAACGAUGAAAACACGGCGCAUUUGUCGCUACGCGAUAUGUAAUGUUGUUACGUCCGUGGAAAUACAUACGCGCGUAAUCGAGGUUUUGAACAUUUCGGUUAAUGUCUCGACCGGUCCGUUGUUUCUAUACUGCAUUGCCAUUGACGUCCCCGAAAAUGCCCAUUUCAUCGCUGCUAGCUAAUCAGUAUAGAUAUGGGGCCGAUAUCACUUUUUACCGAUGUUCUCCCAACCAUGCUACCCGGUGUUUGAAAUCGAAUUUCAUUAUCCCAAUAUUCCCAAUAUGUCCCCGCGUUGUCGUCUGUUCGUUCUAAAUCAGUAUAUUAAACGAUCUAAGUAGCGUACUAAUACCCGUUUACUCCUCCCCCUUUUUUUUUUAUUAUUAUCAAAAAUAUUUAUUUGAAAGAAAAAUGCACGCAUGACCAUUCAAAAUAUGUACAGCAAAUUAAAUUAAUUACGACGAAGAACAAAAAACAACACGAGAAAAUUGAGACGUAAGAGUGCACUCGGCGGAGCUGCCUACCGUGCAUAUUAGAGGGGUAUUUUUUUUUUUUUUUGGUUAUCUUCUCCUUUUUUUUUCUAACCUCCUCGGACGAUUGCUAGAGAUAUAUGAUCCGAGAAGAGCUGAAUGAUAUUAGGAUUGAAGUGGGAGCUAAAUUUACUAUGGAGUUUUUGGGAAGCGGCUUUAGCAUGAUCUGGUUAAUUUGAGAUCAAAGUGUAUAGGGUGUCCUUAGUAUAAUAUACCGGGGAGAGUUUGUAAGUGUGUGCGGGUGGACAAAUGGAUUGGAAGGAUAAGAUUUUUCGCUUGCUGGUUGGAGUGGCAGUACAUCAAAUCUAGAUACCGUAAUACCAUAAUGGGAAGAGUAUAUAGAAGAAUAUAUAAUAAAAUUUUGGAUUUAAUAUUGAGUUUGGCGCGUAGAAUUGUUUACUUCUACUCCGUAUACCCUUAAAUAUUUUCAAAUAAGAACCCCCCGCAUUUUGAAUUCAGAUUCGAAUAGAGCGCAUUUUUCGAGAAAUGUUCGCAUGCGCCGACAUUAAUAUCGGAUUCACCGUUUAUGAGUUAUAACCGUUUAAAGUUUAGACCCGGGAGAGUUGUGGAAAAGUUGUGUGCAAUUUACUAGUCUCAUCCACUACGCCUCCUCCGGUCUAAACUUUAAUCUAACAUGUAUUAGCGUUUACGCGUGUCAAAAUUUCUAGAAAACAAUGUUCAAAUCCAAGUUCGAAAAAUUAAAUACGAUUUUAGAAACAAAACUCGGGACGAUUUCAUGACGGGGUAAAACAUAAAUCGAAUUCACCGAAAAUCCUCCGAGAGAGCCGCCGGUUCGCGAUAAAAAUAUUUACCAGUUCAACAUUCUUUUUUAUAACAUCUUCCCAGCGCAUUCUCGGUCUUUCCAAAGGUAUUUUAUCUACAGGAUUUUGUUCUAUCAUUGCGUUUAGUAGUGGAUUUUGGUUACUCCAAGCAUGCAAGCAAGCCCACCGUAGUCUACUUCUUCUGAUAAUCUUCAAUAUAUCCAAACUAUCAUAUAAUGUUACCAGCUCUAUAUUCUUUCUUCGUCUUCACUCCCCAAUUGUUUCGUCCUUGACUGGGCUAUAUAUUCUCCGCAGCACCUUUCUCUCAAAGACGAAUCUGCGUUCGUCCAUUUUCCUAAGUGGCCAUGUUUCUGAUCCAUACAAUAUAUCAGAGACGUAUAUAAUUGUUCUUUCAUUCUUCGCGAUAUUGCUCGUUGAAUUAGUACCUUAGUAAGUCAAUAGUAACAUUUAUUCCCAGCUUGAAUUCUCGCUGCUACCUCGUUAGCUACAUUAUUGUUUUCAGUCAAAAUAGAACCGAGGUAUUUGAACUGGUUUACCCUUUUAAAUGCAUAGUGAUCUAUUUUUAUGGAUUGACAAAACGGUAGCCCCCGUCUACUCAAAACAUAUACUCCGUUUUCCCCCGUUUUCGUAUAGCCCUACUUUAUACAGCCUACUGAAUAAUAUCUUCAAUGUAUCUUGAGACUUUUCCAUCAAUACUAUAUCGUCAGCAUAACCAUAAACCUAUCGACAUGUCUUGUAGUCUAAUAUCCUCUUGAGGUUCUAUUUUCAUUUCUCUAAUUACCAUUUCCAAAACCACGUUGAACAGAAUCGGCGACAACGAAUCGCCUUGUCUUAGCCCCGAGUUCACUGUAACCGGGUCAGUUAUUGAAUUUCCCACUUGGACCCUUACCAAGGUCUCCAUAAGACUGAUUGAUAUUAGAUUGACCGGUUUUUGUGGAAAAUUAAAUUAUUUCAUAAUAUUCAGUAGGCUCUCUCUAUGAACGUUGUCAUACGCUUUUUUGAAGUCCACAAAAAGCGUAUGCAUUUCUUUAUCAAACUCCCGUGUUUUUUUUUUUUGAUACAAUUGCCUAAUUGCGUGCGUUAAACAUGCGAACGUAUACGCCUACGCGAACAGGUACGGCAUUUCGAUUGUCAAUUCGCGCGUGCGAAUUCCGUUCUUAUUCAUUUUUGGCGGUCGGUUCACGUCGGACCGGAGUUUAUCGAAACACAUCGGUAAUAUUGAUAUUUCUCCGGGGGUCAUUUUUACGGUUUUUUUUUUUUAUAAAUAUAAUCGAAACGCCGAGACUGUAUCGACCUUUCCGUCGACCGCGUCGUGUUAUUAUUUCGCGGAAAACCCGUUUCUCCCCCUCCCCUCCCCCGGCACUUAAUUAUCAAUUUCACAUUUCGGCGGUUUUCGACGUUGUUGCUACGGUCGGGGUUUUCGUUUGCUGCUUUCGUCUCGCCGGCCGUUGAAUUUUUUAUUAUCGCCGCGUGUUUCGUGCGACAACGCGGCGAUGAUAAAAAAUUUUCCCGCCGUCCGUCUCUCGCCCCGGGAUACUUUUCCGACGGGCAGAAUGGCGGACUUUUACCGCGACAAAAUUACGAAAAUAUUACGGCGUUGUCGCUAUCGAAAUUUCGUUUUGCGGGCGACUGUUUUUCUCCUUAACACGCGUUUUUCGAGUACAUUUUUUUUUCUCCAACGAUAAACGCGACGGUAUAAAAAAUACCGUCGACGUUUUUUUUUUGUUUUUCUUUCUCUCUCUGAUUUCCCUUUCCGCGCACGCCGUGCGCGUGACCUCGAGACGCGCACGCCGUCGCUCCUUCUCGCGCGCAUCCCUACCGAAGUGCAACCGCGCGCGCUCCGAAAUAAGGUACGCGCGGCCGGUCUUUGUUCGCGCACGUCUCGUCCGCGCGAGAAUAUUAUUGCGCGCACGUCGUAUUUUUCUUCGCACCAUCGUCCGCGUUUCAAUAACCGACGGCCCGGUACAAAUACGCGUAAAAUUAAUUUUAUUUCGUCUCCGAUUGUUGUCCGUCCGUGUCCUCGGAGAAAAACGGCGAGAGGGGCGGGCGCGCGCAAAUCGCGCAAUGCCGUACGGCGCUGUAGUCGCGUACUCGGGACGUUCGUUUCCGAUACGACAGUUUGGUUGUUUUUUUUUUCGCGAGCUGUUCCCUCUCGAUUAUGAAGCGUUUCCGAACGGACACGACACGCCGGAGGAACGUCCGGGUUUUUGCAUUUCCUCCGUGUGCCGCGGGGCGAAACGUUUUACGAAUAGUUUUAUAUUAAUACUUUUUUUUGUUUUUUUUUAUCGUGCGCGUUAUUUGACCGCGAGAUAAUAUUACACGUGACCGGGUGAGGGGGAGAGUCGUGGAUGAGGGGUGGGGAAUGUUACCAUUCGCCUCUCCGCUCGAAAUAAUGCGUCCCGUAGCAGCGCUAUCGGCAGUACGCGAUACCCGUUUUGUCGCGCGGAUAACAUAACCGUUUCGGUAAUUAUUCAGGCUAAUCGUUAUUGUACUUACCUAUGUAUUUGUACAUACUUAUUUUUUCGCAAUAAUGUUUUCGAGUCGCUGCGUGUUUCAUCGUCAUCGCGCGUCGAAACGCAGGGUUUCAAAUCCUAAAACAGUUUACAACACGCCAGUUUUUAGAUUCCGAGUGUAGCAGAUCAGCGACGACAACCGAUAUAACACCAACGGAUAUGCGUACGUUGUCGUUGUUUUUUUUCUGUGUGCUUCUUCGGUGUUUUUCACGUGGUACCCCGACGGACGGUGUUUUUUUCUUCGCUGUUCUCGGUGCUUUUUCCCUCAAAACUUAAAACGAUUUCCAGAUUUCCCAGACGCCUUUUUGUAGUUUUAUUUUCGUUGAUUUCUGUAAGUUCCGAUCGGGGGAUUGAUGUAGUACACUAAUCCGUUCAGAAUGGCUUUUUGAUUGCAAUAAUUUAACGUUGUGCUCGGUAUACUUGCCCAAUAUAUCAUAUAUAACAUAUCUAACUAUUAAACUUACCGUCUAUAUAGUGGCCAAGCUGUCUGGCCGUAUGGUGCGAAGAACGUGAUGCGGAUUUUUAAAUUUUGAGCGCAACUGUACGUAUUUUUCUGUCCGUUGUUUACGAUUUUCUUUACUAAAAAUAUGUCAAGUGUAGCUGCUUUUCCGAAAGCUAAUUGUGUCUAGCUGGUGUGUUGGCGAUGUGAUUUUUUGAUUUUCCUCGCGUUUUUCUUAAUAAACGGGAAAAAAACGGCGAAUAUGCGGUAUGACGUUUUCGUUGUUUUCAAUUUUUUUUCGCUUCGCCAGAAAGCGUGUUCCGAAUUUGUUUUCGUUGGUAUUUUGGCGGGCGUAAACCUAAUAACGAUCUCUAUGCGUAUACGCGAGUUUGUGUACACGUGAGCUGGAUAAUUUAUACUCGUUCAGAUACGACUUUACCGAAAAAUCUAUUUUGGACAACAUCCAAUGAGAAUACUAUAAUAAUCUAUUCUGUUCUCGCGCGUAGAACAUAAUAGUGGUUAAUGGUUUUAUUUCGAUGACCAAACAACUGAGAACCGUCGUUCAAGUUCAGGUCGCACAGCUGCCGCAUACGCAAUGAGCGCGAAAUAAUAUUUAUUGUAUAGGAAUUUUUUUUUUUAUUUUGUCGUAAAGAUAUCUUUGUGCAGGUGCACUGUCGUCGUUGCACGAAAUCGAUAUUGAACCUCUCUCUCUCUCUCUUUCUCUCUCUUUGUGUAUAUAUAUAUAUUAUAUGCCUAUACAUAUAAUCAUGAUGAAACGACCGAGGGACGUUUGUUUUCCGGCAAAACGGCCGCGAAAAAAAUAUUAUCAUAGAUAAAUCGCAACAGUAAUUACUUUAUUUUAUAUAUUUACUAUCAUUUUCAUGCUGCAUAUGGGAUAGCGAUUUUCGUGUUAAACUUAAAUAUCGUGUCAUCAUCGCCAUCGGCUUCUAAAGACCUAGUCAUUGCAGCCGACCCCUACUGUCAUUCACUGCUCUCUCUAGGUCUGCGAGAGAUUAUACAUUUCUUUAUCGUGUAUUUAAAAAAGCGACUGGCUAUCGGAUGCUUCUUCUUCCCGUAACCUUACGUCUAGAGAUGAUCUCUCCAGAAACGUAUAGUGUCGGACCAUGUGACCCACCACUUUGGCUUCCUCUCCGUGAUGUAUACUAAACGACGUGUUUGAUGUGUAUGUGUUUUAACGAUUUCGCAUUUUGUUUACUUGCUCUAAAACACUUUCGUUAGUAAUUCUCCUAUACUGUCCAACUUAUAGCUAUCAUUCCCAUCUACAUUUCCACGGAUCACGGUCUCCACUCCAUUUAUUUAUUUAUUUAAACAUAAACCGUAUUUAUAACUCUAUAUAUGAGAAAAUAAAAACAAAUAUAAUAUAGUAGACGAUAUCGGGCUUUUUUCAGCGAGUUAAUUUUCGGUUAACAGUUGGCUGCAUUGUUUGCUACUUCUUGGUUUACUAUACAGUGUUUAUUACUGCAACUAAUAUAACCAGGAAAUCGAAGACUGCGCGUCAUAGAUCGGCGAGACGCUUCAAAAAUCCGUAGACAUUCGAUACGUCGAUUUCAACAUCGCAAUACAAGAUACUCGACACUUUCCAAAAUUGUGUCGCGAUACGAGUUAAAAAUGUCGUGUCUAAAAUCGAUAUAUUAAGGUAAAGAUAAAAGGUACUUGUGUCGAAGACACCGCUCGACUUUACUGCCCGUCUUCGACUCGAUCACUCUGGGCCGCUCUUUCGGUCCUUUUUCUUGUCCUGUUUCCAUCUCAUCCGUCACACGCGGACUCUCCUCCGUCAUUCAGCUUUUUAAAACUCCAUAAUAUAUAUCUGGCUCAUUAAAAAAAUGGCCCCUAUACAAGUUGUUGGGAUUCCUUUUAUUUUUUAUUUCUCAAAAAAUUAUUUCCACAAAUAAUGUACGCGUACGCGGUACACGAUUUCACGUAAAUAUAUUAUGUCUAUAUAUAUACACAGAUACCUGACUUCAGACACGUAUCAAACUCAAAUGAACAACAAUUGUUUGUCCUACAUAUAUUGUGAGUACCUACUUACAAAAACAAUUUCGUUGAGUGUGUCGUUUGACUCUUUUUAUCGUAUCCCACGGAUAAAACAUUUGUGUAAUUUUUUUGCCGUGCUCUUUCUAUGGACGCAUAUAUAAUACGGUGGCACGGUAAAACUGCUGUAGUUACUUUACCUUUUUCCAUUCUUAUUAUUAUUACCGUUGCACAAAAAAAGGGGCUUGUUUUAAGAUUUUUGCGUGCAUAAAACGGUCUGAAUACGAAAAAAAAAACGAAAUAAUAAUAAAAAAAACCGUCUAAAUUAUUCGCCGGUUGAUAGUCUCGGUUAUAUUAUCAUCAAUAUAUUAUAUCAUCGUAAAAUAUGUUAUGAUAUCAAUUGUUCGUGAUGUGAAUAUACGUACGUACAGCUGGGUGAUCUCAAUAUCACGACCCGGCGAUUUUUCGGUGGAUUCCGAGUCCGAAUUCGAUAUCCGGUCUUUACCCCGUAAUCGUUUAUAUUUUGUACGAUUUUCAAUUCGCACAUCUACCGCUUAUUGUAUCGAUGGCAACGGGUUUGCGUGGGUUUUGUAAUUUAUAAACUCGAUAAUCAUCCUGAAUCAACCUAACCCCACACCUUCCAAACACCCGAUCCACCUACUAUUACAACGAUCUACCGAUGGCGCUGCAAAUGUACGUCAGGCUUUCCGGAUAGGUUUGUUUUUCACGUUUUUAUUUUUCUGUCUAGAAACACAUUUUCUACCGAAAACCUUAUUCCAAGAUCGUCGACUUUCAGAGCGAUUGUCGGUAGCGAAUUUGCAUUUCUAGCCGGUGCAACGGCCAGGUGUCAUUUUUCGAUUGUCUCCGUAGUUUGCUCGACAAUCGAUAAAUUCCCCGGUGGGCGGGGGAGGGAGGAGAGAUGAUAUUUUUGUAAUUUCGAUUUCGAUAUUUGUGUUUUUCUAAUUAUAUCGGUUAGAAAUAAUCGCAAACGUGCAAUUGUCGCGCGGAAACAACGCCCGACGAUAUCCACCACCGCGGAUGCUUAUAUCCGUAUAAUACUUAUAUUUUAACCCGCACGUACCGAGCAAUCGUUGUAAAAUAAUCGUCACUUGCUUGUAAAUAAUAAUAAUAAUAAUAAUAACAAUGGUAAUUAUUAAAUAGAAUUACCUUCCUAUAUUUUAUAGGUGUGCGUAUAUAACCGAUCGCGAUAACGGCCGCGGUUGUCGCGGGGCCGAAUCUGUGGCCUCGUGAUUGAUUGUUUUUAUUGUGUGUGUUUGUUUUUUCUUUUUUAUCCCCGUCUCUGUCGAACGAACCAACAAACAACAAUAAUAGGUAAAUAAACGAUAUUAUUAUAUUUUAUAACAAACAUCGCGCCAGCGGAGGAACGGAUAAAAACGAAAAAUUAUGAACGCUGCACAGUUUUUCAGACAACGGCCGCUAAUCUGCUGUUGGAGUAGAAAAAUAAAAUAAUAAUAUUUUUUUUAUCGAAACUCGCUGCGCUCCGCAGGUGAUGUUCGUUUGUUCGUCGUCGGGUCGAAAGAUUAUCUCUGACCGAUAGCCGAUUCCCCGUGACGUCCGUCCGUAUAUGUAUACCGCAACCGGCCUCGUAAAUACUAAUGUACAUAAACGUUAUCGGGAUUUAUUUAUUUUUACGAAACCGUAAUUUCUUUUUUCCGAACGUAUUCGCCUUUGACACGUGUGUGUUUCAUUUCUCCUUCUCCGUUCUCGAACCAUAGUUUUCGAUCAGCCGACGCGCGAGCCGUCCUACGGGGAAAAUGUCACGCGUUUUCUCUAUGUAAUAUUAUAUAUUUAUAUAUAUAUAUAAAUGUACAAUUGCAGUACACGGGAAGGGGGGUUUUUUUUAUUAUAAAAAUUAUGCACGUUAAGUAUUUUUCAGUAAAAUUGAUUUUUUUUUUCGAUUUUCAACGACAGUUAGUCGUUUGGCGGAUCGCAUUUUACCCGUCGGAUAUCGUUUUUAUUUGUUUCUCGUGUACAUUAGACGUAUAUAAUAUCUAUACAAUAAUAGUCGUUGUAUACGUUUCAACCGAUUGACGUAUUCGUAAUCAAGUCAAACCGACGAAACUCGCGUUGUGCUUGAACGCUACGUCUCCUCUCGAUCUUACAAUGCGGAGUGCAAGCACAUAAAUGACCUCGACAAAUGUAACAAACGGAAAUGUUUUAAAACGAACGGCUACAGACAUGGAAACGACAAUACAAGCACGGGGAAAAUACGUGAAUCGGGUUACUAUUUGAACGUGUAACGCGCGAUGAUAAGCUCAUAAGACACUCGGGCCAAUAAUUGUCCUCCCGGGGAAAGACCGAGUGUAGGAUAGGAGGACGUGGAAGACCGCGAAUACUUUUGGACACGAAACCUCGGGGAACCGACCGGGCUUAAAACGGCUAAACCGUGUUUCGGAUACCGCGAAUAUUAUAGGUGGUGAUCAGUGGCGUGGCCAGCGGGCAGUCCUGGUAGAUCCUCUUUUCUCCGAAAUUAACACAAUUUGAUAAUCAACAAUUUGCGUUGAAUACAAAUUUGUACCAAUAUAAUACAAUAAUAAUAAUAAAUAGUAAUAAUAAAAUAGUCUUUCCCGUUCAAACGUUUAUAUUGUUUUGUCUGGCCAGCCCGGAAAAAUAUUUCUAGCUACGUCUCUGGACAUAAAUGACGGCCGACCGUCCGUUGGGGGGCAAUUAUAUUGUAUAGAACUUCGAUUUUUUCCGGUGCCACGACGGGAUCGAAGCAAUUUCAAAUCCAUAAAUCGUUCGCCUUCGCGUGUAAACGCUCCGGAAAAUUCGACGCGCCCCCGUCGGUUCGUGCAGUAGGUACGCCACCCGCGCUUUCCCCGACUUUACGCCCGCGGCGCACACCCGCGGCGCGAACCGUAGACAGACGACACUAUUGCUCUCCUCCGCGUUUACGCGUACAAAACGAACAUUGAUAUAUUAUUAUUUAACAAUGAUAUUCGUACGGCGAGGUUUCGGUCGCGGACAGCAGGGCUCUUUCUGCUACACGUACCUAAUAAUAUGCAUAUCGAUUUGUUUGGUGACCGCGUGCGCGGAGGCGUACCUUUAUAUAUAAUAAUAAUAAUAAUAAUAAAAAAAAAACAUAACAAGAGAGAGCGCACGACAACCGCGCACAAUAAUAACACCCGUACAGGAUGUGCAUUUGACAAUUUCUCUAUAAUGCAAUUAUACCAGCGCGCGUAUGGGAAAUGCCGCAGACGAUACGCCCUGUAUAUAAUACGUACCUACGAACGAUAUCCUAUCUCUCCGAACACGCGACAAUAUAUAUAUAUUGUUACUGGUAUUUUGUUGUGUACCUCUAGAACGGAACACCUGCACCCGGGCUGCACGGCACCGAGGGGGGGGGAGGGGUUUCUGCGUGUGGCGUAUAUGUAUUAUAUUAUAUACUUGCGAUUAUUGUUAUUUUAUACCCGGACGGGAAGUGUCGUGAACGCGAGACCGUGUAACACGGCCACGGCGGAGAGGUUGUUGUAUAGAACUGCACCGGGCCGCGAAUGUGGACGUUUAUUUCGUCGUACAGCCGGUCACGUCAUAUAUAACUGGUACGAAACUAUAAGGAAAACCAAAAAAAAGGGGGGAAAAGACCGUGCGUGAUCGAUUUAUAUUUUAUCGCGGGCAGGAAGUACAUAUUACAUACAGGGUGAUUCAUUUAACGUAAAAUCUCAUUAUUUCACAAUGUGUAUGGACUUUUUUCCCCCCGAAAAUCGUAUUCUCGACAAUGGUUUUGAGAAACGAACGGCUGUAUCACCCUACUGCUGUUCUGGGCGAAUCUAUACUUUUGAUUUUCAAACAACGACCUGUUUUUAGGAAUUCGGUAAAUAGAAGUUGGUUGGUUUCAAUGAAUUGUCGAUGUCCAAGAAAAUGUUCGACCCGUCGACGAGAUAUUUCGCCUUUCAGUUUAGGUGAGGGGAAAUGAGUAGUGCUCCAUUAAUCUUCCCCUAUUUAAACGUAUGAGUAGAAGAUUUCAUCAACGGUCGAAAGGAAAUCGAUAAUUUCGAAACUGAAUACAAUUUAAAAAAUAAUACUGCUUCGUUUAUUUAUGCGAUUUCUAUUAAAGGUUACCGCUUGAAAAUCAAAAGUAGGUAACCGUGUUACCGCCGAAAACAACGGCGAUCAAAAAUCACGGUAUAUAGUGUAACACUUUAAAACUGUUAGUUUAAGAGACUGUCGAAACAAUUUCUCUCGAAAAAAAAGUCAAUAGUUUGCGAAAUAAUGACAAUCUGCAGGAUUUGAACAUUUCCUAUACGGUGUAGCAAUCGCGCACGGGGACAUCGUUAAAUCUCGCGAGACACACCCUGUAUAUAUACAUAGGCGUUUUGUAAGUUUUUUUUUUCUUUGUAAACUGUAUGACGUAAUACAGUAAAUGCGUUACAAACAUCAAUGUCGUCGACGGAAUGUUUAGGUUUUUUCGCGCGGCCGACACAAGUAGUGACGGACUGUAAUUACAGUGGUAAUAUAAUUGUGGUACGGCUCUUAUCAAUGUCGUUUGUGCAAAACCGUGAACGAUUAUCGCGCGCAUGCACGCGCUGUUUUUUUGUGACAUACAGACGAUUGAAAAUCUUACAAAAAAAAAAAACGUCGCGACAACAUUUGCGCGAUACGUUUCACAUCAUAUAUUAUAUUUUAUACCAACACGCUUUUGUACGGACGAGUAGGGGACCUUAAAAACCGAUUUCCUCCUCCACAAAAUCCGCCAUUUAUCGUAUUGUUUUUUUUUAUUAUUAUUAUCGUUUUGUUCUCUUUAAAAACAUAUUCUCGUUCGUGAAAAAAAAAUUAAGCAUUAGAUACAUAUAUAUAUAUAUAUAUCAUAUCAUAUAUACAUAUAUAUAUCCAUUCAAAUUAUUUCUUUUUUUCGCAUAAUUUCAAUUGUAUUUCGAUCGUCUCAACUGUGCAUUAUUGCACAAUACCGCGUAGUCGACCCUCGCGAAUAUAUACUCAACUCUAAAUACUAUUUACCUACUGGUGUACUACCGAAAAUAUUCAAAAUUGCAGACUUUACUCAAAAGCUGCGUACAGAUAAUAUCGCUGAAUCUUCACGAUAACAGCCGUAUUAUUCUAUUAUAUUCUAUUAUAACCUAACCGUGGUGUAGUUUUUCCAUAGCAGGAAGCGUUAGGCUAAAAAUUAGAAAUAUACCUGAACAGUUUCAAACCGAAUCCAGUGGUAUACUGCAGUUAUUUUUUCUAAAAUGAUAAAAUACACCGAUCUUGAACGGAAAAGAAAACGAUUUUUACAUUCUGAGCGCGUAUAGUGAAAAAACUCGAAAGCUAUCCUUGAAAUGUGUAUCAUUUUCUUUUCGGAAAACACUUUUUUUAUUGAUGAAUAAACAUGAACAAAUUUGUCUAGUUCCUGGCGGUUUUUCUCUCGUUACAAAAGUGGAAAAAACCCACGACUAGUACUAUAUUAUAAUCUUCCGCUUAGAAUCGAUUUUUCCGACGAUCUAUCGUUGUAUUUAGUAUACGCAAAUUAUAAUUCAUUCGCUGUACAUCAUCCGUCUACGCGUGUACCUUCCCGGCGUAUCCGGUUCAUACAACAGCUAGCGACCUAUAUAUCCGCGGAACCGUAACGAGGAUUUCACGUAUUUCUGCUCCCGUCAUAUAGACUAUAUAGGUACCUAUAUACCGAUGUAUAUAUGCUACCGAUGCUAUAUUUUGAAAUAUUAAAUAAUUUUUCGAAAUGAUCCGGGCCUGAGCCCCAGAGUCAUUCCUGAGGCGCGGUUCUGCGGUUUUCCGUGCGGGGUUUAAGGUAUUUCGCCUACCCUCCCCUGUUAUUAUUUCCGUAUCGAUUAUUUAUUAUUUGCUCUGUGACAACCAUUAAAAUUGUACAACGACGAUAUGUAUACGUAGAAAUAUUACGCGCGUAGAAUAUAAAAAUAAUAUUGUGUCCGUACGACCCCGUGCCGCCGCGGUCUUGGUCGCAGUAUUAUUAUUGUUGUCGGGUAUACAAACACCGCGGCCCACGGACGGAACACGCCGCCGAAGUGUUGUGCGUUUUUAAAACGGUAAAAAAAAAAUAAUAAUAAUAACAGCACUUAAUUAAUUUUUACUCGGCAAACAACGACCACGACGCCGCCGUGACGUAGUAUAUUUAUAGUUUAAACGAUAAACUAAUAAAAAAAAAAAAAAACCAGUAUACCGGCUAAUAUUUAAUAAUAUAAUAUAUACUGUGCGUUGUCGCGGAAAACGGUUUCCCCUCUCGAUUAUAUUAAGAUUAAUAUUAUAUAUGUAUACAGGAUGUCAAAAUACGUAUGCGUGUAUAUUUGCAAUUUACCGACACAUACACAUUACAUUUUUUUUGGCAUUACCGCGGCGGUUAAAAAUAUUAUUCUCGAUUAAUAUUACAAUAAAAAAAAAAAAAUGAAUAUUAUCGACGAUCAGUUAUGACCGGGUCAUCAUACUAUACCAUAUUAAAUAUGGAGACGAGAAGACGAUAAAACGUGGAUCGAAGAGAAUCCAUAAGGAAACCGAAUGAGUGUUGGAAACUUGGUCCGACACAGAUGACGGCGCCAUGUGUUUUUGAAAUAAUCACAUAGUAAAGUCAGAGUUCGAAAAGGACGUGUUUACACGAGGAAGACGAAGGACGUUCGCAAUAGCUACUAUACUGUCGACAGUACAACUGUCGAAUAUUUUGUUUUUCAGUGCCGAAUUGUUCGGGAAAACUAUAGAAUAUUUCGAAGAAAGAAAAAAAAAAAACUGUUCGAGAGUUCGACGUUAACUACAUAUAUUCGGCUGUGCCCGUCACUAAAAUAUUCACAUCGACGCACACCGAUCGGGUGUUUUCCACUGGAAUUUCGAACGUUUCGUCUAUUCAACCGGCCACAGUGGCCUGACCGUGUGCAAGCAUCAUCCUAUUUAGACAUCACCCUGUACAAUUUCGUCAAACAAUAAUAUCUUUUAUUAAUUCGUGCCGCGAAACGUCACCGCCGCCGUCAGACCGGUUCGAAAUCAAUUUAGUUACAAUUUAUUAUUCGGACGUUUUCGUGCGCGACCGUUUUUUCGCCGGCCCGCUCGUCUCCUCCUAAACCAACCGUACGGGAACAACACACGCGCCUAUAACAAAUAUUAUAACGUAUUUAACGUUAAUCGGAGGUCGUUACAUAUUAUUAUGGCACCCGUAAUUGUAUUGAUAAAAAAAAAAAAACUAAGCGCGGGGUCGUCGCUCUUCUCGUGUUUAAUAGUAUAGUGCUAAACAGAUGACGCUGUGGAAAUCGCACAACGCGCGUAUAGAAGAACUCGAUCUGCUCGUAAAAUUUCCUGUUUUUUUUUCUCGUUGAUAGAUACAUAAUACCAUAAAUCGAUUCGAAAUUACGACUGUUUACCGUAGCCACGGUUUCGUAAAAACUUGCCCGUACGGGACCGGCGUUGUACCCAAAUAGGUGUAUACCUGUAAUAUUAUAUUAUUAUCCGAAUGCAAUAAUGGGCAAUUUUAUAGCCGAGCCCCGUGAUCCGAGACCAAUAAUAAUUAAGUCGUCUUGACUCUGAGUCGUAUUAAUUUAGCUGUGUACAAUGGAAGUAACGGUUGAAAUAUGAAUGCGAUGGCGUGUUAUACCCAUUGCGUCGAUCACAUGUUUUCGGAAAUUUUGAUUACGCGUACCGUAAUUUUUAAUUUUUUUUUUCAACGACUAAUAUCGCCGGCGGCGCAUUCUCGAGUGCAAUAUAACAUGUUCUAUGGAAAUCAUUGUAAUAUUUUUCCGGGGUAUAGCGUAGGCGCCGUGUCGACCGCGAUGACCGGAGAACUCGGCGGUGUACGUAAAAAAAAAAAAAACCCCGUUCGGAAAUCGAUUCGAUUCGACGGCGUAUUCAUAUUAAUAAACCUGCCAUAUAUUAUUUAUAUUUUUUCGGUCACCGGCGGCGGCGUCCGUCACGUCGUUUUCGGUUUCGCGACGUGUUACAUAAAGGCGGAUUCGCUAUACUAUGCAUAUAUAUAUAUGUAUAUCAGCUAUAUGCAUGUACAGGGUGUAAAGGGGCGGGCCGGCGAACUCGAACGUCUAGGAUUUCUUCGAGACAACCCGGCAGUGCCGGAUGGAAAUUCAAAAUCGCCGAUUCGAUAGCAUUCUGUACCGCGUUAUACGAUGGUGCGCAUUUAAAAUAUCGGAAUAUUAGAAUAUUCUUCUCCUCGUCAAAUUUCGAAACUCACGUUCAACCCGCCAUUUCAACCUAAACGUCACGAUUUGUUAAUAUUGAAACCGGCAAUUGCGGAAUUGUACUAUACAUGCCGAUGCGAAUGCGAGUACCACGUCUUGUUAAGAGAGGACGUGGUACCCGCACAUUUGAAUUUGUUGUUGUUUUUUUUUUUCUUAAUAUUAGAGCGAACCUAUAACCAGCUAUUAUCAAAACGAAAGACAAGCUGAAUACAAUAACCGUGGGCGACGUUGGCGCUGGUUUUUUUUCGAUAUUUUAAUUUUCAAGCGGGAUACGAGAAUGCGAAAUUUAUGUCACAAUUUAUUUAAUAACGCUUAUCAUUAUCUCGCACGGAAAUCGGAAUAUCGCGAAAAAACAGCGCGAGUUUGAUAAUAUGUCGGAUUCAUUAUAUAUAUAAAUAAUAUUGAAAAAACAACAGCCCUACGUUAGUAUGUCGUCUCUUUGGGACAUUAAUUUGCUAUUUGUCGUACGUUUACGACACGUCCUCUGCAUCUUAGUCGUACGCAGUUCUAAACAAUUGUGGAAACCCACCGAUGUAAAAAUUAGUUGCUAUUCGAAAUAUCAUCGAUUUGUCGUUUCAUUUCUCUUAUUGUUCUCGGACCGAUCUCUCGAGAUAACAACGUUGACUCGGUUAGGUAUUUUCGUGGCGAUUGUCUCGAUCGAAUGGAUUUCGGACGGCCACGCGCCAAACGGAUUUGCGGACUCGCCAUUGUAUAGACGAAUUCGAUAAAAGAUGGGCUCGUCGUUUUUGUGUUUAGAAAAUAAAUAAUCGCCGUUAUCCGGCUCGCCCGCGUUUGUUUCGCGAUCAAUAUGUAGUACGUAUAUAGUCGUCGUAUAAUCGAAUGAACGUAUUAUUAUUAUUGUCGCGUAAAAGUGCGACAGAAAAAAUAACCGACCCCGCCUCUAUAGUUUUCCAAUUAUAAUAAUAUCACGUUCGGAAAUCGCGGGCGUCCGUAUCGGUUUUUUCAUUUUAGAUUCUGAGCGGAGGGUGGAACGCUAUACGAUGACGUUUGUUUUUUAUUUCUUCCGUGAACAAUUUUUUCCACCAGAAAUAUCGCUCCGAUUUGCUGCAUGUGUAGCGUUUUCUCCGAAUGGAAAUCUCACCAGAGCGGCGCUCUAGGCAGAUCGUUUUUCGAUUUUCCCAGGGGUUUUGAUAAAAUAAACGGGAUAAUCUACGAAACGUAUAUUGUUUUCAAAUUCUAAAUAUCACGGCCUUUUUUUUUUAAAAAAAAAAACACGUUUAUACAACCGAACUCCCUUCAAAAUCGUUUUUCGUAAGCAACGAUCAUAUUAACCGCAUAUUUCCCCUCUCUACCUUCCCGAUUUCUCGCCUACAACACAACGCAAGCCCACCCGCCGUACGAUGCGUGUCAAUUUUUUUUUCCUUUGCGUUUUCUUCGCGGAAUUCACCUGCUACUAUACUAAUAUACGACGGUCCGAGGGAGACGCUACAGUAUGCAAAUCUUUUGGCACGGAUUUACAUAUUUUUUAAUUUUUUUUUCAUGUUCUUUUUAUAAUUAAUAUUUACGGAUUUGAAAUUAAUACCAUUAUUUCAUUCCGUCGUAAUCCAUACGGUGAUAUUAGCGCUAAAAAUAACAAUAAUAAUAACUGUGCAACUCGACCGCUUCCCCAUACACGCGCCCGUUCGCCUAUACUACCCCGCGGCCCGGUGUCGGCCGCUUGUACAAACUGAUUAAUUCCGAUUUCCUUGUGUUUCACUGUGUAAUAUAUACGAUAUAGUGCAGCGUAUAAUAUUGCAGUUAUUGUUUGCUGGAUAUUUGUAAUACAUUUACACGGUCGUAAAUCGCGUACACGUUUUAAAACGAGCUCGUAUUAUUGUUGUAUAUUCGUAAACCUUUCGCUCGCCUCGGUAAUCUCCGGAAUAAACCGCGGUGGCGUACACGCGCCGCGCGGACAAAGUUUACAUUAUUAUUAUUCCUAUAAUUCCUGCAGUAUUAUCCCACGCGAGCGCGGCGGAAUAUAAGUCACGCGUUUUAGAUCGAUAUUUCAUAAUAUUAUAUACCGGAAUUCUGUUUACGUUGUAGCUCGAUAAAAUACUUAAAAAAAAAAAAAAAAUUAAAAAAAAAAAAAAAACCAAUCCAAAAUUGUUUAUCCGGUUUAAAUCUCGUCCGAUUUCGUCACUCGAUAUAAUUUCUUACUAGGAAGUUUUUUUUUUUUUGAAAAUAUCCGACUGAAAUAAUCGGCACUUAGAAUUAGUACAGCGGUUACAAGUUUUAAAGGGUAAGGUUAGGCUAGGUUAGGUAAAUAUAUAGGUUAACACCUAUGUAUAUAGUCCGCCCUCCUGUUUACGAAGUGCUGAAACAACUAUACUGUGCAGAUUAUUGCAGUGAGUAGUUGACUGCGGGUUGACGCCACUGGUCAAAUCCAAGUAUCAUUGUAUCGUAAGUUCUGGUCAGACCGGUGGCUCUUUACGCGAUAAAUGUGCAGGCAGCGCUCGGGUCACUACUCGAAAUAUUUAACGGAAGAAAGAUAAAAGUGUUUGAAAUUACGAUUAUUCGGAACUACAGUUUUCGCGGUCCGACAAGAAACAAUGGCGGACAAUACGAAAUAAAAAGUGUCGACGGAUCAAAUGAUAAUAUGGCGAAGCUAUAUAUAUAUUAUAGUCCAAACUUUAAAUAGCAGUAUAGAAUGAAUAAGACGGGGUAGUGUACUCGGGUCGCGAAUAAUUAUUUCGAUUGAGUGCCCCCCCCCCUGUCCCUCUGACGUUUAAAAAGUUUAAAAAAAGAACGUUUUGAAAAUUAAAAAAGUUUAAAACAAUAAAAAAAAAAACUAAAAACUUACAAAACGGGUAACAAAUUAACUUCAAUGAGAUUUUUAUCUGAUAACGUAUAUAGUCUCCGUCGUAUUAAAUUAAAAAAAAAAAAAAAGGUCUUGCGAUGGAAAGACCCACAGGACGAAGAAAGCUUUUUGGAAUCGUGCAUAAUAUAUUAUUUCAAAAUGUUCAAUUGCCCCUGUCCUUUUUUUUUUUCACUCUUGGGGUUUGAAACCACUACCGCUUUUUGAUUUUCGAAUGACACUAUAAUGUAUUUCAAAUUCCAUAGAUAAAUAAAAAUGUUAUAACGUUAUUGAAACAUUUUAGAAUACGCGGCUCAUGCGUGGUGGUUCCAAUACGAUAUCACAGAGGUCGAAGUGAGAUAAAAAUUGUUAAAAUGUCACAUAUAGUACAAUAGAAUUUAACGAACGGUCUUUUUUUUUCUCGUUUUUGAAAGAAGACGUUUGUUGUUUCUUCUCUCUUUAUUUUCUAUUUCAGCUGGCACUUUGAAACUUUGGUUAGUUUUGUUUUUGUAAAAGAAAAAAAAACGCAGUUUUAAACCGUUGUCUACCGCCUGAUAACGUUAUGCGUUUAUGUUAUUAUUUUCUGCGGCCUUCAGUUUUUAUGCGCUUAUCCCGCGUAUUAUCUAUGUACUGCAGGAGCGAGAGCGGCGUUUUUAUUGUUAUUUUUUUUUUUCUUAUUAUAAUUAACGAAGAGCUGUUUCGAAACGAAACCGACGUAUUGAUUUGAUCUGAAAACCGGCCGAAGCGUUAGAUUUUAAAAUCAUGGAUCGCACGCGUGACUUGAUUGAUACCGCGCUAUACGUUUGAAAGGAAAACCCAUUGGAAUCGGCCGUAGCGCGGAAUAUUCGAAAAAAUCCGUGUUACAUUAUUAUAACACUGUUAAAUUGUAUAAUUGGCUAACAACGGUUGAUAAUAGCGAACAUAGACAAAAAAAAAAACCCUCGGUAAACUUUUCGCCUGUAAACUGCACGCGGGUUAUCAUCGGCUGCCGGAGACGUUAUUAUUAUAUUUAUAAAUCGUUUCGAAGGUUUUUUUUUCCUUUUUGUCUUUCGAUUUUUUUUUUUCUUUUUUCAAUUUAGUAUAACAUUAUUAUAGUUGACAAUUAUUAUAAUUAUUUUUCCUUUUUUUAUAUUUUCUUUUUCGACCGCAUUAACGCGAUUAGUCGCACAAACGCCAGCGUGUAAAUAAAUUACACACGAUUCUUGUCUGUGCAGUUGCCGCGAUAGCUGGGCGCACUCCGUGUCAUUUGGAAUAUUAUAAUUUAAUUGAAAUGGAUAGCGCGACGGCCGUCAAAAUAAGUUUUUUGUUUUUAUGAAAUAUCGUAGAAACUUUUUCCCUCGAAUACCUAUGCGGUUUUUUUUUUUUUUUUUGUAAUUUUAUAUUUAUAUACCGCAAUAGGGGUUAGCGCCGUUCCGUUAUUAGAUAUUACGUCGGGCUAUUGUUAUACGCGAAAUAUACAGUCGAAAAAUGGCAAUUUUCAAAAUUACAAAUUCAGCGCUAUUUCGAUGUAAUAAUAUAUAGCCGUAGGUUUUUCGUAUACGCCCACUGCAAUACGGAACGCAUAAAACGAAAAGCAAUGGCGAACAAAUCCACGGAAAAGUCACAUCGCUGUAAUAUAUUAAAAUGUAUAGGUGUAGUAUAGCCAGGCGUCGCUAAAGUUUUUCUAAAGUUCGUAACCUUGAACUUGCAGCAUUAUCGAUUGUUUUCUCGGUUUUUUACUUAUUUCCCUUCCGAAUAUCUGUACGAUUCAACGGAAAUGAACGGCGACUCGUAUACACGAAUUUGUGUAGCGCGUUAUCGUUACGUAUACGAGCAGAUCGUCUUAAAUCCUCGGACGGUUGUUAUCUAGAAAUUCGUUGGUACAAACCGGUGUGGAUUUUAAAAUUCUGUUGAGUAACCGGUGUUAAAAUUGACGACGCCGAUUUCAUUCUCUCUCAUUUCCCCCUCGAAAUAAUAAACGAACAGAUAAAUGAUUAUAAUAAUAACAAUUUAAUUGAUAACAGUUAAUAUUUAAAUUAAUUUUAAUGCCCGUGAUAAUCGACAAUUCAAUAAAAUUACCUAACAAAAGGACACUAUAUACUUGGUAUUAUUAUUAAUAAGCGGGAAGUAUAUAUAGGCUAUAAUUUAAAUAAUUAUGAUUAAUAUUUAAUUAAUAUUAUUAUUGUUAAUUAUUCGGGACAAUGGUGGGCAUACACUGAUUUCCAUCGUCGAAUAUGUACGGCUCUUGUGAAAUAAUCGGUAUCGACUGUUAAUAAACCGGUACAAAAUGUUUCAGUUUGUACCAACGAAUUUAUUUGUUAGUAUAUUAGUUAUAUUAUAUUAUAUUAGUACGCAAUCGUUUCUCGUCAGCAGCGGUUUAUGACGAGACAUAAAUCAAUCCUACCGCCUCCGACUUCCUUCCUAUAGAACGGUGCACGUGACCACCGACAACUGCGGUCCGCGAUCGUUUAUCAAUCGGCCCGCCAAUAUGUACUGUUAGAUCAAAAUCGAAAAAAAAAAAAAAAGAAUCGACUUCAAAUUUCCAAAAAUUAACACCCGCGACAUUUUUUCUCUCUAGCGGUCCGUUCCGUUGAACGUACCGCUGGCCUACCAAGAAUUAUUGUUAUUUUUCAUGGCCCUCUGUAAAAAAAAAAAAAAAAGUUAGGUCACCAAUUGUCAGAUAAAUGUAAUGUAUAAAACAUCGCGGCGGUACACGCGUCAAGCGCGCGCGGUAUCGGCUUUUUUUCCCCCUUCUUUUUAUUUUUAGUUUUUCCAUAUUUUAUAGGGAAUAUUUAUAAUGCGAUUAUUUUUAUGCACAGGGGUGACACGAGCAAAAUGUCCGUAACGCGCUGCGCCAUAUUGACGUUAAUUAGAAGCGUUUUCCCGUCGCGCAGUGCGAAACGGGCGGUAUUCAAUUUACCGGGAAUAUCUAUAGCGCGAUGACGAAAUCGCCGCAAUUACGCUGCGCGAUAAUAUGAUGACGAUAAUAAUAUACGCUCGCCAUUGUACUGUACUUAUUAUUGUGUUCAUUCGUUGCGCCGGUGACUGUGAAUUUUUCGUUAAUUAAUGGGUUGAACGAUAACCGUCGCGGGGUCGGUCGUCGCCGCGAAGUCGGAAAACUUAAUUAAAACGCGUUUCGCCCCGCCGGCGUUCGAUUUCCGUACGGGGCGAUGUUUUUCGGUUGUCACCGGGAUCCGGCCGUUCCGACAUCAUCAUCUGUGCGCGGAGGGUAUUGUUCGCCGGUUAUGUGUGCCCGCAGUACUUGAAAUAUCGAUUGCGGGCGGGUUUUUUUUUUUUUGCUCUUUUCAAUCCGCGUGUAAAAAACCGUUUGCUUAUAUAAAUUCGUAUUGUGUUUAAAAAAAAAAAAAAAAAUACUUUUCCGACGUUAACCUAAUCGAACGCGAUGACGAGGGGACGCGCUAAAAUUAGUAUGUCCGUCAUCCGGAUGUUGUGUAAAAAAUAAAAACUACCUUACCCACUCUAAUUAUCAUUAUUUUUCAACGCAAGGCACUACAACACACCUCAUCACCUCGCCGUUUAUGUCGCGGGGACAUGCGCCGAGCCGGGAUUUUUGGUAACGCCCUAGCGUUUUUUGUUUUAUAUUUAAAUACGACUUGUGCGGGGGCGGGGGCGGGGCUAAACACACGAUCCUCCGCGGGGUUAAACAAUAUGCGCAUUGUUUAACGUUGACGUAUUUAUAUUUGAAACAAAAUAUCCUUAACUGUGCAUGCGAUUUCCAACUGCGGCUGCAGGCACUUCCGCGGGUCGCGGUAUACACUCCAGGAGACGACCACCACAAUUACCUUAUUAUCGCGUAUAUAUUUGACACAUCGUAUAUACCGUCCACGACCUUCGUGAUAAAUAAUAAUAAUAUCAAGUCCGACAAUACUACGUCCAUACCGUAUCGAUUUUGCGAGAAUUUAACUGACGUAUGCGUGCCCGUUAUUAUAACAGCGGGCGUUUUAACACACAAAACGUCCCGUCGUUGCGGCUACGCGCUGCGGGCUGGGGGAAUAACAGAAAAAAAAAUCCGCCGUUACCCGCGUGUAUAUAUAUAAAAAAAAAAAAAUUCAUAUUCCCCAGGUGAAUAUAUUUGUUCGCCGCAUACGACAAUGGCGGCGUAACAUCGUCGCGGGCGUCGUUUUCGUUAACGAUGAAUAAUCGAGUGCGCUUUUCGACGCGCGAUAAUACAAUACACGCGACGUAUCUGUUAUAUUGUGCGUCGGUCGAAAAGCCAUCGUUCCGUGCGCGAAAAACGAAACGAAAAAUCCGAGAUAAAAAUAAAAAUAUCGUUUCCCCGCGCGCGCGCGCGCGCGACGACGGCGACGGGACGCGGAUGGUAUCGUCGCGACGGGGAAUACGACGUCGGUGAAAGUUGGGGAGAACCUCUCGCUCGUUAAUUUUCCGCCGUCCUGCCGCAAGAAUAUAGGCACCUCUACCUAUACACGCACCACCGGCCGUAUAUUUCCGGUCCAACAACUCGCCUCGGAGAUAUUCUGCCGAGAUUGUGUUAUUAUUAUCGUAUAUACAAACACACACACACACACACGCGCGCGCGCACACACACACUUUUGUCGUCGCAUUAUUGCGCCGGGGCGACUGUGUGUGUGUGUGUGUGUGUGUGUGUGUAUAGGUGCCGCAGGUUUUCGGUACUCGCGCGCGUAUCUCCUAAACACUCGAAUUCGCGUCGCGUCUGGCGCACAGUGUUAAAACUUAGCGGGCGAAAACCGCGCGUUCCCGAAACCGUUUGAAGUGUACCUGCGCGCACGCGGUUACAACGUUAUACGUAUAGUGUCCGGGACAGGUUUUACGGGCUUCUGUACGAUGAGUCCUUUCGCCUCUCACUCUCUCUCUGCCAAGUAUUAUUAUGUAUAAUAUAAGCGCGGCCCGAACUCAUUUCGUCUGCGUUUACAGUGUUAACGCGCGACGAUUUACUCACUCGCCGUUUACCUUACCGUAGCUGCCGCAUUAUACGUCGCCCUGUAGACGAUUUCGGAUAUAGGUUACGACGCUUGCGAAACGGCGGGAUUUUCGAUCGCGCGGGUACGCGUGCAAGUACGGCGCGUGUUUUACGAUUCGACGGCCGGCCGUAUCCACUAUAGGCCGGGAAAUAUACUCGAUUUGUUGUUCGGUCGCGUAGCCAUGAUUAAUAAAGAAAUGAAAAUAAAAGACACUAUAGUCGAAAUGACGUGCAGAUAGUUGCGGAUUUCGCUCGAAAUUAUUAUACAGGAAGAUAUAAGGGAUUGCUGGUGGGGGGUACGUUUGGUUUUUGUUUUCUUUGUAUUCAUUUUCGUUUAAAGUACAUUGUAUUCAAACGCGCGCGUUGACGCUUCACCGAAAUUUCUCGUAGGGUCAAACGUCCUCGCUCGUUUUAUGUCUUCGCCCGUGUCGCGAACGAAACCGUAUUUGGAGUCCCGCCUCCUCUCAUAUGCCGGCUAUUAUAAGCCGUUGCUCGGCCGAGUUUCGAUGGGAGAUAACCUCUUCUGCAAGCUUCGUAUCUAUUAUUCACGCAGAUCCGCGAAACCCGCGAGGAAACGUUAAACGCGUUAAAUGCGUUUUUUUUUUUUUUUUAUACGUCGACGGGGAAUCUCGCGGCAGAGGAAGCAGUCGGUCACGGGCUAUUAGGCGUUCGAAAAAUAAAAAUUGUAUUGAAAAAAAAAAAAAAAACCCCGUUUCUAUAAAAUGUUUAUUUUACGCGACGCGCGGAAAUGGAAACAUAUAAAUUAUAUCCUAUAAUAAUAUAACGAAUGUGCAGUAAUAAUAACGUGCGUAACGCGGCCGUAUAGAAUUGUAAUCGUAUUAUACGUUCGACUGUUGUGACCCCGUUUUGCGUUUGCGAGUACGCAAUUUUUUUUUUUUAUUUUUUUUAUUAAAUCGAUAAAUAGACACCCGUCAGACACCGUUCAUACAUUGUUAUUGUACGUAUUUUAAUAUCAUAAUGGUACUCGUCGAAACGCGUAAAUAUUCCGCGACGCGGUUUGUUUGCUAUGAUUAUUAUAAUAUUACGCGAAAUAGUAUUGUGGGUAUAUUAGUCUCCGAAUUUAUCGUGAAAUGUUAUAAUGUUGUUCAGAAUUUAUUCGCGUCGAAAAACAACGAUUUUGAAAAAAAAAAAAUUCGGAAAAGUCUUACCAUCGGGGAUUAUUUACCUGUAGAAAACGUGCGGUUUAUUACCGCGAACCCGUACGAAGGGCAUUUUUUCCGGCGAAGAAAUUGUUGUAAUUCAAAAAUAUAACGGGGAAGCCUAAUUAUAUAAAAUUGAUUCACACGUGUAAGUUAAUUAUAAAUUUGAUUACCUUUCUUCUUCAGGCGGCAAAUUGAUCUGUUGAAUUUAAUAAAGAUGACCGAAGUAAAUAAAAAGAUUUUAAUAUAACAACUGUUUCUUUUUUAUUAAUUUUUUAAAUAUAAAACACUGUUCUAGGUUCCCGUGCUUUGUAAGAAUCUCUGCGUAGUCUUUUACACUCGCUUGUGAUCAUCUGUCCAAAAGCAACGGGAACAAUACAUACACUGUGUGUGAUUAGAAGUGGCCGGCCUCCUUAUAACUGGAGAUCUAUGUGUGUAUGCGUGUGUAAAUGUGUUAUCUUAAUCUGGUUAACACUAGCAACUUAAUCUAAUACUUAAUGGCUAUAAAUUAUUAUAAUUAUUUUACAACAUUGAUUAUACAUUUUAUUUUAACUAUAUAUGAUAGCAUAUCCUUACGAUGAGUAGAUAUCGCAUUAAAAUAUAUGUUAUUUGAUAAAAAAAAAUAUGGAAUUGAAUAUAUAUGUUUAAUUUUCGUUCCUGUUAUUAAUUGUUUGAUUUAUUUCUUACAUUACAUAAUAUGUUUUUUACAUAAUGUAUGAUAACUUAAAUAGCAUAUCAUUACAAAAUAUAACAAUAAUAAUACACGCGUAUAAUAUUUAAACGGAAAUCUGUAUUAAUUUUUUAUGGUGACGUAUUUGUACACGAAGAUUUAUUAGAUUCUGAGCGAAAUGAAGAAUAUGUGUAUAUAAUUGGUUUUACUUCGACGUGUUUUUUUUUUAAAUUAAAUUUUUUUUUUCGUCUGAAAAAAAUCGCUUUUAACGGAAAUCGCAUACUCUGAUCAAACACCUUACGGAACCUUUCUUGUAGCUUUUUUUUUUUUUUUUUUUAAAACAAAUUUCUGGUUGGUGAAUUUUCGAGAUAAUUUCUUGAUAUUUCUCGUAUAGUAUUAAUAAAUAAUAAAAACCUACAAUUUUCGGCAACAAGGGAAGAAAUACGACCUAUAACACUCUCUGCUCAGAAUCAGCAUUCGUUAGUGUUCCUAUAUGAAAAUGUAUCGAUUCGAAACCCACUUUGAACUGUACAAUAAACGAUCUUCGAGUAUUAACAAUUUUCGCCUGGAGAAUUUAUUUUGUAAUUUUUAAAUUUCAUUCGAUACGCGAAACAGAAACAUAUAAUAGUACCUACCAUAGGCGCGAGAGAUCACCAACUUUGGGGGUGUUAAAAUUAUGGACACGUGGAGUCUGUGAUGAUGUGUAUGGGGGUCAUCGUUUCAACAAUCCCUUUUACACAGCACUUUUAAUGAGCAACUACACAUAUCAUUUAUUCAUUUACAAUUUUUCAUGUAAAAAUGUAUCAUACAUUUUUAACUUAAUUUUGUAUACACACAUAUAUUGCAAUCAUCUGCAGAUAAUCGGUAUUUUGUUUGGUUUAUUAAUUAUGAAAUUUAUGGAUAAAAUAUAGUCAAUACUAUAAAAAAAAAAGCCUUAUUAGGUAUUUUUGGGAAUACUUAAGACCCUCUAGCAACCUUUCACUCCCUCCCCCCGGUGGCGCCUAUGUCUUUCAGAAGGGGUUUAGAGAAGAAAUUCGUUUGGUAAAACACGUACUAUUUCCUAUAGGAAAACUAUGUUUUUACGCGCACACGAAGGUCGUCUUUACACGCGUAUACGAAAUAUCGUUUUCAUCCGUACUUGUCCGUAUAAUUGUAUGCGAAAAAAAAGUCCCCUCGAACAGUAAAAGGCGCGCGUACUUUUGCGUGUAUAAAAUGUAUCAUAAUUUUAAUCCCAUUCGUAUUAUAUAAGGUAGGUGCUGAAAAUCAACGGCGGCCAGUCCGUCCGGCGACACCGCUCGCAAUAAAAUACCGUAAAAAUCGAUCCGGAGUCCAUUAUUAUUGAAUUCUCGGAGAAAACGCGCCGGGACAUUUUCGCCGUCGCCUUUUAUAAAUUUAUAUGGGUUCGGCGCCAGCCGUCACUCAGUCACUGCGUCUACGUGUCGUGUAAUUAUACGGACAACACUGUGUGUAGGUACGUAUGUACGCAUACAUACGGUGUAAAAGUUACCACUUUUCUUCUUUUUUUUUUAUUAGUUUUCGCUCAACCGUCAUUGUCGCGCGUACACAGAGUGUUGUACACCCUGUAGUAGCAGCGGCGGCACUGCAUUGUAUGCCGACUCCCCGUUCUAUCCCUCAAGUGCGUCCUGUUUUGAAUUUUGCCCUUUUCUGUAGCCCAAGCGGCCAAUAACCGCUGCGACCGCGGGCAGCAUUUCUCCUUAUAAAAACCGAUGAGACUUCGUAAUUAUUGGUGACCUGAUCGAAUCGAAGUUCGUCCUGACAUUGAGGUUAAACGAUGGCGUUUUUAUUUUGAAAACAGUGGCGUUUAAACGUCGAUUUCUUGCGUAAUAUACGUUUAUAUAUAUGAACACUCGACAAAAUUGUAUUUGCGUUCACUCAACCACCAGGCAUUAAAAAAAAAAAAAUAUUAUACAGCUCUGACUGGCGACUACUAUCAAUUUGAAGAAAUUUCGAAUUAUAAUAAUAUAUUAUAUAUCAUUAUCUGUCUAUUAAAUCAUUAAAACCUAGAAUUAUGUGUUGUUUAUUCCAGGUAAGCAGAUACUGAUAAGAGCCGUUUAUUUUAUUAGUGAUGAAAACCGUUUUAUUUAUUUUUUUUUUUACUAUUUGGUCGCACAACCAUAUUGUAAUGCGUGUUAGCCGAGAUAACGAAAUGACCAAAUAAUUCCGGGGUGUAAGCCAUUGUUCAACACUUGUAGUGUGCCUUAACUCCAAACGAACCAGGACGCAUUUUCUGGCUCUACGUUGAAAAAAUGAUCUUUUUAUUUUUUAUUUUUAUUUAGACGCACUCGUGCGAUACUUCUUAUUCUAGACGCACUAAUUACGUUGUUAAACGGCCAUUUCGGGACGCACUCGGACAACCCCGAAUUCCCGUUUUUAAAAGGAACUUCCCAAACGGCGAAUAUGAUAUGCGAUAUUGUCGCGCGCCGACAUUUCUAACGGCUAAAUCCGCGGAAAAUUCGAAUAUAAAAAACUCGAUUUUCUCGACUUUUUGCGACAAAAAAAAAAAAAAAAAAAAACUCGUAGAGAGGGGUGACGCGACGUAUCUAAUUAUCGUGUACGUUUUUCAGGAGCGUUUAAAUACAUAAUAUAAUAUAUAGGCGGCUUUAGCGUUUUUUUGGCUACGUCGCGUUGUAGUCGAACAAUCAGUUUACAUACAUAAGUUUCCGGUUGACUUUAACAGUCGCAAACACGCCUGUAACAGUAAUAACGGUAAUAACCGCGAAACUACACGCAUAAAAAACCCGCGUGUCGCCUAUACUCGGUUCGACCGAAAUCGUCGAUAACAAUGAUAUUUCGUAACGAACGAAAAUAUCAUUCAUUUUAGAGAAAGAAAAAGACAUAUCGAAUCUUGGCCGACGAGAACACGCGCGCGCGACAGACAAAUCGAGCUAGCUUUUCGCCGCGUAUACAGGUAUAUUGUACUCUCCUCUGGGUCGUCCUAAAAUUUAAAAAAAAAAAACCGUUUCAUUUUUUAUACACCCAAAAAGAUUAAGUAAGAUUUCCAGAGCCGGGCAAUUAAUUUAAUCGAUUCUGUACCGUUCCGGUCUCCGGGAUAAAUAAUGCGAUAUAUUUAUUAUACGCCGUGCAAUUCGGUUUUAGGAUUAACGCGCGAGAUCAAUGCGGGCGAUUUAAAUAUGGUAGCGAAACGUAAUCGAUUCGUCGUUCCGUUUUUUUUUUUUUUUCAUCCGGAAAAUUCAGUUUACCGCUCGCCGUUUAUCGCGCGGUCCGUAUUUCGAACACGACCGCGGUGAAUAUAAUUUACGAACCGACGAUCAAAGCUGACCGCGUAAUCGUCCGCGUUGUUCGCCCUCCCCGUUUAUUAUAAUACGUAUAUCAUAUCGCGUUAUUAUAAUUUUAUAUGACGAGCGACGACGGCGUUUCAAACAAUAUAAUAACGAAGAUUCCCCGAAAAAAUUUAAAAAUUAAGCUCGGUCGUCCUGCGGGAUACGAGUGGGCGGAGAGAGGGGGAGACUUUCAAACUCUCGGUUCAUUUUUAAUUGAAAAAAUCCGUGACUCGGAAAUAAUCUCGAGGAUUUCGAUCCCGGCCGGACCGGGAUUAAUGACUAUAGUAUUUUGGGGUUUUUAUUUCACGGUAAUUUGGGCAAAAAUAUUAAUUUAACUAUUAAUUAUAUCGCGUUAUGAUAAUAAUAAUAGAUUAUCGUCGGCGACGAUAAUUAAAGCGCAUCUCGGCGACGGGCGCAAAAUCCAGAAAUUACGCGCAAUAUAAAUCCGAUGAAACGAACAGCAGGGGUCACGAGCGGGGAAAUUUGUAUGCUCUCGCGGGCGCUCAAUUGCUCGGCAGAGGAGGGGCGGCUAUGCCGACGAGGGAAGACAGAGAGAACGAGGAACCAUUACAAAAUCGCUGUAUCGGAAACCGGACAUCAUCGUGUACGGUGCUGGAAAACACAUGUUCGGGAGACCGGAAAAGUCGCGGAGGAACUGUAGAGGCGAUAGAUGAGACCAGGAAGUAGAUCGGAUAUGGAGCAUCGCGGGUAUUACGGACGACGGGAGUCGAUCUGGAUGUUUUGUGUCUACCGUGACCGCGCAGUGGUAUCGUGUAACGACCACGUGUCCGAUCCGAAUCGCGGCGGUCCGUGCAAGGCGAUUUCUAUGUCGCGGUCCGGGGACCGUCCGCGAAGAUUUCGAACAACGGGGAUUUCGGUUUUUUUCGUUUAACGCGGGUCUUGUAUACGACGUUUUCCGAAUCGUCUGCAUUCCGCGCGUGUGCCGCGAAGCAGCGUUUAGUACGUUUAGUUUAUGGCGGCGACUUUGCAGCGCGCGGGUGUCGUGAUCGCUUCCGGCCGUGACAUUGGAUCGGCCGCGUGCGAGUGUCCAACCCGGAAAGCCCGCGAUAAAAAUCGCUGUCGACCACCACCGCGAGUUUUCUUCCCGCGAAAUCGCAACGUGGUGUGUCCAAUGGCGUAAACGCGCGGUUAGCCGCAAUCGAAUCUGGUAUAACGUCGUCGUCGUCGUGAUAUCAUCGUACUUAAUAUUACGAUUAUUCGGGCCGUGGCGCGUGCCGCGAUUCGAUUUUCGAAUACGGCGACGACCCGAGUGUUUUAGGGGGGGGGGGGGGUGAGGGAAAACGGAGCACUGCUGCUGCCGCGGACGACGAUAGCGAUCCCGUAACGGAUAUCGAAUCCGCCGACGUUUCCGUCGCGGAACGUCUGGGCCCGUUCUCGACGAAAGAAAACCACCAAUCACUCUGUACGUUGAAACAUCGCCCUUGGUACGUGUACUAUAAUAACCGAAACGGCGACGUUGUUAUAAAAUACACGUAUUUCGCGCAGCAUUUGUUCCUGUUCGCCGUUUGCUCGCGUCGUCUCACACGUAUAAAAACGUAUUGUAAACUCGGUUUUUUUCUUCUUUUUUUUUUUUUUUUCUAUACUCGAAUUCCGUCGCGCAGUAUCCGGGGCGGUGUAUAAUAAUAAUAUCAUUAUCGUGCGCGCAGUGUUUAUAAUAACGUAAACAUGUCGAUAUUUAUGAGUUGUUUUGUUCUACGCGCACAAUAAAUAUGCAAACACACGUCGCGCGCUCGUAAUAAUGUUUUUCAUGUGUCGCGUAUGGAUUUAGAAAAAAGAAAUUAAAAAAAAACUGUUUCUUUCUGUAUAGUUCGAUUUGCGCAAGAGCCGGCCGUUAUAAUAUGAUGUUAUACGUUAUAUUGUUCCGUUCUGGUAAAAACGCAUUGUGUUACGCGCGACUAUACGCGACUGCAGAGGCAGUCCGUUUUUUCGCGGGAAACGCAACAAAAUAGUAAAAAAAGGAAAACAACAAUAUUCGACGUUUAAAACGAAAAACAAAAAAAAAAAAAAAAAAAAACACCUCGACGGUGCGCGUAUGUCUCGGGUUCCCAUCGCGCGCCCCGGUCGUUUCUCUUUAUCCGAUACUCGAUCCGUAGUUUUCUAUGUGUAUAGGUAUUUCGACAUAGGCGUGGGCCGUAGGAUGCGGCAGGCCAAGGAGGCUAUAGCCCCCGAAUUCUCCUCUAACCCCCUCAACAUUUCUUACAACUUCUCUGAAAAUAAGCAGAGGCAAUUAAAGGUUUUCUAGUCACCUUUUAUUUCUAUGCAAAAACGUACAGAACAAGUGCAGUUUAACCCCCUUAGCUCCUCCCCCCACAUCCUACGCCCGAGUAUUUCGACUAUAUCGUAUUCAACUGUUAUUAUUAUUUUACGCGACACUAUAUAUAUAUAUAACAUAAAUACGGGUAUAUGUUAUGUAUGUUUUAUCGUAACUGUGGUAUGGCGUGUUUUUUCGGCGGUUUUUUCACCGGUAUGACCGCGCGUAAUAAAUAAUAGUGCGUUCGAUUUUUAUUAACACCGUAGUUGUUGUUUAUGCGUGUUUUAUUUUUUUAUUUUACAUAUAUAUUUCUGUACCUAUACACUUUAUAAUAUUAUAAUGUACAACGGGAGUACCUAUACUAUUCGCCUGCGCUGUCGAGUGCGGUCGCCUUAAAAAAAAAAAGAAAAAAAAAAAAGAAAACCGUAUUCAAGUAGGUACGGUACCUAAUAAUUUGUCGUCGUUAUGUCCUGAAAUUCGUGUUCGGACGUUUUAUUAAAAAACAAAAAAAAAAUCAUAUAGAGGACGAUAAUAUUAUGUUUAUUGUUUGUAUAGCGGUCGGGCUUUCGUCAAUGCGAAAUUCUCAUCGGUAAUUCGUAGUAAAAAAAACCAAAGAAUAUGCAACGCGUGACGAUUACGCAGUUUCUUCUGCAAUUACGCAUUUAUCGGUUAUCGGUUAAAAUAAAUUCGUAAUCGGAGGUCGUCGAGAUCUUGAAGAAUUGUUUCCUCAGGAAAAAAAAAGAAAUCUAAACUGUUACUGUCGAGUAUAGUUCGACGCAGACGGACAAAAAUAGACUAUUUUUUAUUUUUUUUUUUUACCGAAAUAGACUGCAUCUUUUAUUCACACGGUCUAUAUAGUACAUUUUUCACUGCUCUCGGUGUUUUUAUUUCAGCAAUUCGAAAAAACCACUCUUCGAUAACGCUGAGUUUUUCGUCUUAUAAGUACCUCCGAACAUUAUCGAACAACCAUCCGAUGUCUAUGCGUGGAAAUAGUCGAAUUUUGUCUUAACCUAAAACAACCGAAUUGCACACUCGGGUCGGAGAUACGCAAAUGCACUUAGGCCAUUAAAAAUUAUUCUCCGAGAUAAUUUGCCGAGCUUAAAUAACGAUUUUUAAUCAUAAACAUAUUAUAUACCCCUAUACCUAUACAUUAUGUGCAGAUCGUUUUUCCUAUAAAAGUAUAGGAAUAAACUUAAUUUUAAAUCGGGUACCGCGCUGGAAUCGCAUUAGACCCGUUAUUCGGACUUCUGUUUUAUACAGUCGGUAAGUUCGUUUGCAUUUCGUAUAAUUGUUUCGUUAAUCGAUUCAGAAUGGCGCGGUGACACUAUAAUACACUACUGACCUUAGUUGUUUAGAUGUUGAAUAAACAUUAUUUAUUAGUUUUGUCGUUAAUUACGACUGUUAUCAUUUUGGUAUUCUCGUUUGAGGUUGACGUGUCGUCUCGAAUUUUCGUUACUCACAAAUUACGAACACGUGUCCUGGUGUACAGAUAACCAACAACUGUGUACGGCCCGAUGAAAAUGGAUUAGAAAACGAAUGGUCCAGUUCGGAAAUUCAUAUUCCGUUUCUGGUAAUAUUGUAGGCAUAAUACAAAUAUCGAUUAUUGUUUUUAUUGUAUUUUUCAACCGUUUAAACCGGGAAUAACGGAAUUAAACUUUUUUCGUAAGAAUUACGAAAUUGCGACGUUCUGCGUGCGAUCCGACUUUACCUGUCUGGGCGAAUCGGCACGAAUGAAAAAAAAAAAUAAUUGUCUGCCGUAUUUCGUGUUAUUCGCAGCGGUCCAACGGUUUUCGUUGCAUUAACGGUGGCGCGUUUCGAGCAGGACAAAAACCCGGACCUUACGAGUACACACUGUACGCUACGUACGCGUUUCGGAAAUAGACCGAUCUACACGGUUACGAGACUCGGGUUUUCCGAAAAUAAUGAAAAAAUAUCGUGAACGCCGGCGGAAAAACACGCUAUACUAUCACCACAAUAUUUUACGAUAAGCUCUUUGUAUAUAUAUGUACAGAUGUACGUAACAUAAUGUUUACGAUCCGGUCAUCUUUUUAAUAACCCGUGCACCGGGCACGCAGUUCAACGGCCGUGCGAUAUCAAACGUUACGAUUUUCCAAAGAAUAUAACAAUAAAAUAAACGAGUAUUAAAUCGGUAUUUUACCGUUGCGUCCGUUCCGUUACAGGUGUUGUUUUAAAUCCUUUAUUUAAACCGCGGUCUAACGGCUGCGCUUAUUCGGAUGAUAAAUAAUUAUUUGGUCGGCGGGAAAACGUACCGGACAAAGUUCAUUCCGACUAUCGUUUUAUAUCAGUCGACAAACCGGACAGUAAUGACGAUUUAAGAGGUCUCCGCCGUCUCCGGUGACCGUCCGACCCGCACCGCGGCUAUUAUAGACCGUUUUUUAUAUCUAUUACAGGUAUAAAAACGGUCGCGCGACGUGGAAAAACAUUUCGACCGCGAAAUGUUCUUAUCGCAGCCUUUUUUAAAAAAUUGUUUUAUAAAAAACACGGCUGUUAUAUCAAUGGCCGUGUCAAAAACCUGCGGUUACGCAGCGCGAUCCGGUGCGAGCAAUACUAAUUUAUUGGAUAUUAGAGGUAAACCCAUCAGUGUAAUAUAGUUAAGUCAAUGUACGCGUAUAAUACCGCAUUAUAGUUCGCGGGAAAUACACAGGGUGCACUGACGGUGCGCAGGUAUUUGAUAAGAGCUUUCGGUGCCGGUUUUUCCAGUAGUAGCAUAGUCCGUCGCGCAAUCACUUAUACAUCCAUAGCCGUGUUAUUUAUACACGACUCUAGUGCAACGGACGUUUUCAGCGACGCAAUUCGUUUGGUUAUAGUAGUUUUCGGUUUUAACCGUGGUUCGCACGAUGACUUCAUUUUUUUUUCUGCGUGUGUGUGUUUUACGACUGCGAUAAAAGCAUUUUACAAGUAUGCGUUUGUACGAGUAGAUCCGAACGGCGAUGCUGCACCCGUCCGAAACGGUGUCAAAUUGGUUUAUCGACAGACGGGGAGCGCGCGUUUCAUUUAUACGGACGAACAGAAAAAUUGAUCGUUUGCGCGCAAAUGUGACCUAUUUUUUUUUCUCCCUGCAUUAAAACAAUAUAUAUAUAUAUAUAUAUAUAUAGGUAAGUACUAUAUUAUUCCCGUUUGACGGACGCGUAAAAAGAUAUCCCUUCCAGACCCUGUGUCGACACAGUUCGUCGUAUCGCAACAAUUCGAUUAGCUAUAUAUAGAUACGUAUCUUGUCAUAUCUAAUAGAUUGGAUAUCCGAUCUACGUAUGCAUAAUAAUAUGCAAUAUAAUAUAUUAUACACAUGUUCGUGUCCUAAUAAUUGUCCCGUGUACUAUAUAUUGUCAGACGUCUGCUUUUCGACACGGUUUCCAGAAAACACCCUUCCCCCCAUCGAUGAACAUUGAACGAGUUAAUUACGGACACACCUGUAUGUAUAGUUUUAUUAUUUUAAUGUGAUUUCGUCGGAACCGAUUGCUAUAUGUGGCUGGCUGUGGUACACCGACACCCGGGAACCGUUUCGUAGGCGUAGUGCGUUGGAACUACAGGUUGCAUAUAAUAUGUAAACAUAAUGUACGUUAGAAAUCGGUAAAAAACAAAAACAAGAUGCUAACACUGGGGAUGGGAGUGGCAACUGUUGUAGAUGAGAAGUUGGGAAUGUAGGAUACAUCAGGUUAUUUCAUUUAUAUUUGUAUGCAACGAUAAACCAUUGCUUGACGAAAGACGAUUCCUAGCGCAGUUCGGUAAUACAUAAUUUGAAGUGCCGUGAAAUGCAAAAAUUAAAAUUCCUCAAAAGCUCAAAAGUUUUGGCAACGAUACCGUAAGAAAGUAAAUCGAAAAAGCAACAAAAAUGGUGUUUUGUGAUUUUUCGAUUAAUAAUUUUUCUCUGAUAGAAAACGUGUGGUCCGUGUUUUUAUAAAAUAAUGAAAUCGUGAAAUUGUCCGUUUCCCUACGUUUUUUCCCCAUUUAAGUGCUUUUAUUUAAAAAAUUGCGUCGAAAAUCAAAAGAUGACUUCUCCAAAGUGCAAUCUAGACAACUUUCAGAAAAGUUGAUACACGUAAAAGUCAGAGCAAGUUUACUAGGAAAAAACCGUGUUCGCAGACUAGAACAAAGAAAAAAAUAAAAAUAAAUAUCUUAGUAUAACCAAUAGCUCCGUCGCUGCGUUCGGGAUCCAAAAAGUUCCAAACGUCCAAACGGUCUCCGUAAAAAAGCCGGCAAUCACAUCACGCAUUCGUGGCAGCGCCAGCCUUCGUUCGAUUUAUUUAUCAAAUAACUUAUUUCUCUUGUACAGUAAGUACGUCAACGGCGAAAACAACCGACGUAUUCUCGUUUUCUAAAAUUGCAUCAUAGCGCACGCGUUAAUAAAGCCGCAAACAAUAACGGCACAGCUACUAUAUCAUAACGUAUACUAACUAACAUAUAUGUACGUAUAUAUAUAUAUAUUAGGCAGCAGUAGUUUUUUAUUCCUUUCGAAUAUGUAUGUAUGAAAGGCUUGUAAAUCUUUUCUCGCGGUUUUCACAUAAUAAUGCGAUGUAUGGAAACCGCGUUUAUGUGUUACAUUAUAUGUCAGCUGUGUUUUCUUGGACGGCCGUUUUAUUACAAUACCGACUUUGCAAUCUUAUACGCACGUGGCCCUGGAAUUGUUUUUUUUUUUCAUUGCGUUUCCGCCCACGUAGAUUCUCGGCGCUGUUUAUUAGCCUCCAUGUUUCAGUUAACCGCACCUGCUGCACGUAUAUACGUCAUUCAUAUCAUAGGUGUGCGCGAAUACUGUGUAUAGCAAGGCGACAGAUAUAUUUUUUGCCAAUGUUCUCUAACGCCUACCUAACCCUAAGGGCGUUUUUCCCCGUCGAAGAAAUCGCUCGCUUCCGGCACGUCGGAAUUCGGAUACGCAUGUACAGGAAACACCGUCGUAUUAGCUAUUUUUUUUUUUCUUUGACGGUUCUAAAGCCGGAUCGAGGGGAGCCAUUCGACGGGCUCAAAGAGAACGCCCGCAGUUUACAAGUAAUGCGUUUUUCAGACGAUUCGGUCCGCCGGGUCCUCUGCCGGUCUUGUUUCCGGCUGGUUUUAAAAGAUUUAUUCGAUAAUAAUAUUAUAAUAUAUUUAUUUCCGUAUACAAUCGUUUCCCAUGAUUCGCGGUCAUCAUCGACCGUGUCAUCGUUAAAUCUAAAUGUAUAACAGAUUGUUUGCGGAUAAUUUGAUCCACAGCCGAACCAAGCUGAGCAAAAAAAAAAACGAAAAUCCUCUAGUGUGGGGGCGAGCUAUUGUUGCGCAACUGUGUUCCCUUUAUAUAUUAUAUAGAACAGUUUGGUUAACCGCCAAACGACAGUAUCGGCAAAAACCGCGGCGACGGGUCGGAACGUCGUCGUCGUCGUCGUCGUCGUCGUCGACGUCGUGUAAUAAUAACCGAACGCGUAUAACUAUAACGAUAUCGCGAAACAGAAAAGGAUGUCGUGUAUGGUUUUUUUUUUUGUUCGGCUACUUCUCCCAGCUAUCACGAUAAUAAUUAUGCGACGUUGCGGAAACUGCGGAUCGCCGAAAAUCGACGAGCGAUUCGGUAAAACCGCGCACCGCGCAUCUCGAGUGACUAAGUAGAAACGAUGGCCGAAGAAGUAGAAAAAAAAUAUUCGAAUUCGCUUUAGAAUAAAUUUACCACAUGCGCGGUACCUAUACCACAUGUAUGGUAUUCAUUGCGUGACCGCGAAACACCGGGGAAAAUGACAUUUCGAAGUGAUUUUCGAAAGGCAAAAACUUUACCAAUACACCGCGCGUAAACCAUAAUAAUAUAUUCUCGAGUGAAUCUCGUCGACGUGUUUCACAAUAAUACUGUCAAUGUUCCGGUCGAUUCUAUCGACGAAACAACCCUAUCUCGUACUAUUAUAGUCGUAUUAACUAAUAGCGGAUUGCUCAUUUUAUAAUACGUCCUUUGGAUCGCCAGAAAAUUAGACAACUGUCCGGUAAGCGAAAAACAGUGUCCGGGACGAACGAAAUUAAUUCGUCGCGUUUUAUUCGCCACAAACUGAUUGGGCAUCGCGUGAUUUAUCGUCAAUGAUAGUAUCACAUAGACAAACUGUAUUGUUAUAAAUCUAUAUUAUCUGCGGCAUUAAUAUUUUAUCGAUAUGCUGUUCGUUGUAAAAAAAAAAAAAACAAAGAACGUUUCUUUUUUGCUUUAUCGAAUGUAAUCCUGUUCAUUUUCACGCAGCGCGCUGUCCUGUCCACCUGUUAAUUAGACCCAUGGAAAUUUAACUGUAUUUCACGUAUUAUUUGUUGGAAACGACUGUGUUAUUACUUAUUAUAUAAACCGUAUACAGACUGUAAAACAUCGUUUAUGAAUACCGAGCUCUGUCCAUUCGAACAAACUCUGUUUUGUUUUAUAUUGUUUCGCCGCUAUAGUGCAUAUUAGACGCCUAUGCACAUUUGAUGACGUGCAUAAGGACGUGACAGGUAUAUAACGUAUUUCUUGUUAAAAGCGUACGCUUUUUUCGACCAACAAAAAAAAAAAAAACUUAUCACAAAUAUUAAUAUAUUUCGAGAAAAAAAUACCCGCGUCUAAACGACUCGUACGCGUAGUAAACAUCGUUUUCUGUUAUAAUAGGUUUUUAUUUUUUAUAGUAUCGACUACCGCCCCCUCCCCCUCACCCGUUUUUACGGAUAUCUAUGUUAUAAUACCUAGUAUUAUACUCGUACGUAUGUUUACGGGAUUCGUUAUGUCGCGGUUUGUGUGUUAUUUUUUCCUAAAUGUAUUUUUAAACUCGUCUUCUUGCCGUUUGUUAUAACGGCGGCGACUACGUGUGCGCGACGCGUUUCGCGUUGUUCCGUAAAAAUAGAAUCGGUUAUUAUCGCGCGUAUAAGAUUUCCGCCGUCUUCGUAACGCUGCGCGUUGUGUUUUAACGUUCCGCGGCUUCGCUAUAAUAUUGUUUUUUUCCCCCGUUUUUUCACCCCGACACUUUGAUGUCUUUAUAGCCGCGUUAUUAUUAUUAUUUUCAUUACAAUCGCGGUCUGCCGGAGACGGCGGCAGAAGAAAAAAAAAAUACACUGUUUCUAUGCGGGGCGGGCGAAUAACACGGGAUCAUUAUAAUAUGGAGUGCGCGUUAUUAAAAAAAAAAAAAAAAAAAAAAAAAAAAAAAAAAAAAAAACACAAAAAUAAAAAUGAGAAAAAUAAACAACACUACGUUGUAUUUUCAUGUACUGGAAAAAUUCAACCGUAAACUAGUCUGCGGAAAAUUACAUACACACCACAACCGAACGGAGGACCGUUAUGAUAUCCUCGGUCGCCGUUAUUGUGCACCAACUCGUAUAUACCGUCGUUUCGUUAUUUUAUCUGUAUGCGGAUAAUAUUAAUUAUUAAAACACGGAUUCGUCACUAUCGGCGUUCUCCUAAUGAUAAGAAUUCGAGACCUCAUUUUGUUUGUUCCACAAACCGUAUAGUUGUAAUACAAGAAGUGUAUUUUGUUGUAAAAUUUAUGUAAUUAAUAGAAACUAUGUAAAAAACGAAAUAUAUUUUUAUAGACGUUUCUUCACUAUGUCUACGCGUAUUAAAGUCGAACGUUUUAAUCAUAAAAUAAUUAUUUUGGCGGUUUCUCUUUGCGAUAAUUGAGAGCCUCAAUAGUCUCUCCUUAAAUUUCCCACCGGGACCGCGACCUCAAAUAUAUUUUACAUCAUAUGCGAGGCUUAUCCGCGUUUUCAUUAUCAUAGAUGCAAUUAAUGUGACGUCAUACUGUGUGAUAACGAUCCCUAUCAAGUAUGAUUGGCUCCAAACGAAUACAAAUGUACAUAAUACCAACUGUAAGUAGGUAUAGUAACUUAUAAAUAUAUAUAAGGUAACACUUUAUAUAUAAGGUGUUCUUAUAGUCUAGUCUUUAGAUAUAUUUUAUUUUAUUGCUAAAAUUUCAUUUAACUCUUAUUUGUUGAUAUAGUGAAAUUUUAGUUUCUAAUUAAUUGUAUAAGAGUUUAAAAAUAUUGUGUGUGUGUGUGUGUUUUUAACUGGACUGUUAAAUCGCUUGGAACCAAAUGAUCCAAUUACUGAUACGAAUAGUAGGUAUACUAAUAAUUGCCAUAAUAACUUAUAAUUCUCUUAAUAUAAAAUUAUCAUAGUAUUAUUAUCGUCAUAACGUCAUAGAUCUGGGUGUGAUCAUUCUUAACUUAUCAGUGUUCCGGGAUUGAUUUAUAAAGUGAGGCGUUUUCCAUUUUCUUUUAUAGCUUUAUACAUAUCAGCUAUGGUGGGAACUGAUAAUUCGCCAUAGUUUUCCGCUAUCCAUUUAUUUAUUAUCUACGGCCGUAUAUCGAGUCGUACAAAUGUUAGAAACACGCGGUUUUUUUUUUUGUAAUAUUAUCUGAAUAAUAACCGAUUACGAGGAAAGUAUGAUAUAACAGUAUAUGUCGGCGUAUUCGCGUAUCCAUAUACAAUAUGAUAUCGUUAAGAUCGUCGUUGAACAAUAUCGUCGGCGUAGUAAAAAUAAAAUUAUACCGGUGAAAACUUCUGUCGUAUUCCGGAAUCGUAUAGUUAAAAAAAAAAAAAUAAUAAUAAUAAAGAAAGAGAAAAAGGAAAUGCGUUUUCCGCGGAAAAUUGUCGAUUCGUGCGUGUGACGUGUUCGUGGUACAUUAUUAUUCUCGUAUCUUGUGUAUAUCUAUAUAAUAUAUUUAGAGUAUCUCUAUCGUGUUUUCGUGACGUAGUCGAAUGUUAUAUUGUAUAACGGCCAGCUUUUUUACCCUGCAGGCACCCGGCUUUGUCAUGUCAACUUGAAAAUUAUGUCUUGAAUUAGUUCCUUAUUCGCUGUAAUUUGUUACGCGGAAUUUUAAAUUUUUUAUCUCGUUUUAACUCCCUAAAAUUGUCAUUUUAUUUUUAAGUACUAAGGGAAGCUCACCCCGGCACUAGAAUAGGUAAAAAAAAAGAUUAACCGGAAACCAUAGGAGGUUUUAGAGAUAACCGAUUCCGAAUAUCGAUUACAAAUUACAAUAAAUAAAUUAUUCAUUUGUGAUCUAAUUUUCAAGUCCGAUGCUAGGGGGUUGUAACGGCCGGAACCGUAACGUAGUGUAACUAUUAAUAUUGGUUUUAAGAGUUUUAGGAAAUUUAUACAAAACAAAUUAACCUAUCUGUUGGUCCAAACUUGAUUAUGUUUCAAAGAAUUAAUAGUUAGUGUGUAAUGUGUAUUCUAUAAGUGUAUAACAGCUAGAACCUCCUUAUGGGAAGGGAUCGUUUUAAGUCGCAGUACGGAGGCCCGUUGAAAUAUUAAUACUUUGUUGUAGAUUUUAUUAGAAGUAAUGACGACGAAUUUAUUACCCAAUGAUUUUUUUUUUUAUUUUUGCUCAUUAUCAAAAUAAGGUCCCAUACAAAUAUUUAAGUACAGGAGCCCGACAUUUUAUGUGGGGCCCCUGACUGGCAACUAGUCGAUGUAAAACCACGACGGAUAGUAUACUGUCUGUGCGCCCGGGGUACCUAUAUUAUACAUAGGUAUUAUUAUUUUAUCCGCUUAUUUUCGGGGUAAAACUAAAAACGAAAAACUUUUUCGACGGGAACCGCGAGAACCCGCGGGCUAUACUCCUCGACAUUACAAUAUUGCAUAGUUAUAUACUCGGGAGGUCUCGUUUUUAUCCAGAUUCGUUUUUCAGUCGUUUUGUUGGUUAUAUUGUCGUAUAAUAUUAUGUAUCGGUUAAAAAAAACUGUCGGUAAUCUCGAGAUAAAAAUCCGCUCCGAAUGAAUAAGUACCGCUGGGUGAAAAAUCCUCGUCUUUUUGCUGUAUGACCGCGGUAUAUAUUAUAUACACGCGACUGUGAAAGUUUUCGAAAGUUUUUAACGAAAAUCUCCAGAGAAAAAAAUAACCGCACAACUCUGCAGUAAAACCCUAUAAUAUCGCCUUCUUAUUGUUGCCGUAUAUAGUUGGUUCGCUCAGAGUACGAAAUCGAUACCUAUAUAUAUAUAUACGACCAAUGGCGUACCGAUGAUACGGGGUGGCACUACGGCGGCAAUGAGCCAUGGGCCCAUGCCUUUUAGAGGCCCCCAAAUCAGGGCCCCGGGUAUUAUUUUUCAGAGGAUGGACGGUUGAAUAAAAUAUAUAUAUAUAUAUAUAUAAAACAUGCGAUCAUGCCGAUGUUUUGCUAAAUUGAUGUGGGGGGGAGGUGUACACAUACUUUUUUUUUUUUUUGCUUAUCGGCCCUUUUUCUUUGUUGUUUAUGAUACAUUUUGAAGAUAUUUUAGACCGAAAUUCAGUAAAACAUUUUUUUUUUUUUUUUUAAGUAGUUUUUUUAUAGAUUCAGUUUUAUAUUCAAUAACGUACGGUUUGAAUCAGUUCUUUCACCGACCUUCACACCUAUAUAUAUACAUUUCCAAUAUCUAUAAGGUGUAUGUAGAGUCAGUAAAUUAGUCGAUUUAAUUAACUGCCCAUGUUUGCCCCUUGGAAAACUGUAAUACCAUGUUGAGUUCCGGCCGCCCUUUUUUUAAUAUCAAACCAUUGUGCGCGACCGACAAUCGGUCUCGCUAAAAUCCGCAGGCAUACGGCACGGCGUGCCGUAUCGUCGACAAUCGUCAGAUCCGUCCGCCGUUGUUUGUCGGAACAGCCGCGUUAUUUUUUUUUUUUUUAUAAUAAAAAAUAAAUAAAAAAAAAAACAGUACCGUGAGAUAAUAUUAUAAUUAUGCAGAACGAAAGUAACGAAUAUAAUAUAGUAUAAUACACCGGAGGCCACGCGGGUCUCCUCUACGCCGCUGUCGCCGGGCGCUUUUUUCGCGCUGUUAACGCGGGCGACCGAACGAAACGACGACGACCGCGCGAUGUCCGCGAAGCGUCGCGUGGUUACCGACGUCGAUGAAGACGGUGUAAAAGUGUUUUUUUUUUUAAUUUUUUUCAAUCCUUUUGUCGGAUUGUGUACCCGAGACGACGACGACGGCACGACGAAGUUUGGCAGGUAUACGCACUUGUCGAGUCGUUGACCCCUCGCGGCGGCUGUGCGGGUAAACCACCGCCACCGCCCCCGUCGUCUACGCGUACCUGCCGUUAGUGUUGCACGCGCACGCGCGUUCGCCCGAACACGCCAUUAACCCGUUUUUUGUUUUGUUUUUUUUUUUCUUAAAAAAACUUUUUUUUUUCAUCGCGUAGAAAAAUAAUCAUCGAAAAAAAACACUACCACGGUAUAUACACACGAGAGACGCCCGUAUUAUGAACACGUUCGCCGUAUAAUUCACAUAACGUCAUGUAAAUUAAUAAUAUGAUAUUUUAUCGCCGCCGCCAAGUUUCGAUACAGUUUGCCGUGUCACCGUUUGUUUGUAACGUAGACGUUGGCGUUUUCAUACGCAUACUCGUACUACACGUUCACAGAAUACCUUACAUCCCACUUACACAGGGCGAUACGCUUUAAACGUGUUCACCCCAUUUUUACGGAUACAUUUUGCAUAAUGUAUUCAAAUAAUAUUUGAAAUUUUUAAGCGUAUAUAUAUACAGUUAAAGCCGAUAUUUUCGGAUGAAAUACGUUCGGACGAUAAAUUUUUCGUCUAAAAUACUGUUCGGAUACUUAACGCGUUCCCGUUUUAGUUACUAUUCGGAUAGGUAAAACGUAGUAAUCAGCAUUGUUCUGAUACUUACCCUCGAAAACAGCUAAUUCCAGUUAAAUCUCUAAUGCAAUUUCAAUCGUAUUUUACAACAUUGGCCGGAAAAACCCACAACGAACAAUCACCACGCGUAAAUGAAAAAAUAACUUCUUACGGCUAUAAGAAAAUACAAUUUUGUGCAAUUUUCCACACCACCUUGGCUAGGCAAACGACUAUAAUAUCAUUAUAAUGUCGUUAUUGGUUGACGUCAUUCCAAAGCACGGGGUAUUGCACGAGACGCGUUUUUUUUUUUUAUAACGGUGUCCCCAAGUAGGCUUUAUCCACCAAUCGCACGGCAGAACUAAUUAUACUAUUGGGUUACUUGUUAAGAAUUAUUCGAUAUAUGAAUAGUUCUGUAUGUAUUAUAUAUUAUGAAUGAAUCGUCGAGUACGUUUUCGGCGGUUGUAUAAUAUUUAAAAUAAAAACUGUUUCUAUACAUUUUAUUAUUGUCUUGCGCUAGAUUGAUCACUCUACGUAGGUAUAAAAUGUAAUGCACAUUACAAAGAACAAGUAAUUGUUAAUUGAUAAAAUUCUAUGUGUUAGAAGGCCAAGAUACUAUAAAAACGGCCACUAUAAAAACCUCCAGGCAAAUUACCGAAAUCCAUACUUAGGAUAACGGGGACGGGUGCAGUUGAUUUAAUAUACACCUGUUUUGCCAUAGGUACAUCUAAUUAAAAACCGAUAAUAUAAUAUAUUAAAAUGUAUAAAAAUAUAUAAAUAUUAUGAAAAAUAAUAUAAAUUACGAUGGUUGCAUUUUAGGAUACCCUUUAUUAAUUAAGUUAGGCACCCGUGUAAAUUACGUAUCGAUUUUUUAGCUAUAGAGUAAUAAUAAUUAAUUAAGUUGGUAUGUUUUAUUUUUACUUUUUUAACCAGGAAAAAAAUUAAAUUAAAUUUCGCCAAAUCAAAUUUGCCAAGCGAUUGCUACAGUUGAUUGUGGAAAAGUAGAAAACGUAGGUUCUUCGAAGAAAAGCCGGCAUAUGUGUGCAAUUGCUUGUAAAAGAUUCUGUAUGAGCUUCUUAACAAUCAAUCCAAGAAUGGCCAAAUUAUUUAACAGUUACUGUACCGAAACUAGAUCCAGUCCCUCGGCGUGUGUUUGUCUUUAUGAGAAGUGUACAACGAAGUUAGUGCAAAACAAAUUUGCGAAUCGAUUGCCACAAUUUAACAAAGAAAAGUGGACGACACAGGAUUUUCGAUGAAUCACCUUAUGUGAUUAUUAAGUUUCAUCAAUAAUGGGGACGGGUGCAGCCAUUGAGAGGCUAGGCCAUUCAUAUGGUAAUGGGCUAAAUACAACUAUUGGAAGACUACUAGUAACACCCCAAACUAGAAUAAACAGUUUCAGUCAUAAAGAUACAGAAGAAUGAACUCGAGUGGGAUAUAUCUUAAUUUUAUAAGAGAGAAAAGACGGAGGCUUUAUACCUGGAUGAUAGAAGCAAUACCUGCUGAUCUCAACCCUGGUGAAUUGUUUUCGUCGGCCAUAGAUGUUGGUAAAUCUAAUCGAACUGAAAAUAGGUACACACAUUUAUCGCAGUCUUUCGGGUCACACAAGACCGCGAUUGCAAAAGAAAGUAAUGCAUAUUGAGAAUGAGAUGGAUUAUAUUAAAUAUAAUAAUUUUGUUAAAAGUACAAUAAAAUAAUAUAAAAUGUAUGUUGUUGCCAUAAAAGUUAUAUUAACCAAUAAUAUUAGAACGGUUUUUUUUUUUCUUAACUGAUAACGAAGUACAAAAAUGAUGUAACUGUGAUGUUAUAGUACUUGUUUGGAUUGAAAGCUUUUGGGUUCACAAAAAAAAAAAAUAAUAAUAAUAUUAAUAAUAGAAACUAUUGAAAAACGCCAAAUAUAUUUAUUUUCCGUGUGACCAAUCCGACCAACGCGUUCCUUGGUCAAAUUUUUGAUUUCACCAUUUCUUCACUAAAAUACGCCAGGUGUAGAAACGCGUAUUCUAGGAAUUUUUCACCGACACACACUAGAAAUUCGUUUAGUUAUACUGGUAUGAAUUUCCCUUUAAAAUAAUUUUUUUUUUCCUCGUAAACGUCCAAAAAGACUAACGAUACCGACUCGGGCUGUCGGGCGAGACUACCGCAAGAUAAUAAUAAUAUUAUUAUUAUAGACAUGUGCAGUUUACCGCUUUGUCACGAAAUCCCCGCGAUAAUGAAAUCGUAUUGUCUACGAUAUAAUAAAUAGGAUAUAUUAUAUUGGCAUAUACUCGUAUAUAGUAUACAACGAUACGUAUUUUUUUACGUGCGGUCAAUUGAGUUUCGAUUUUUCCGCUCCGCCUUUGCAAAUAACGCUAAUCGCGCGGCGUCUGUCGGGUCGUAUUGUUUUUGUACGCGCGCACGCACGAAAACCGAAUAAUAUUUUCGACGAUAUUUCAUCGAUAAUAAUAUAAUCGUUACCUCUACUAUAUCGUAUUAUGUUCCAAGACGUGUUUUCGUCGCCGUCGCGUCUACGUUGACUGAAUAAUAUACGGUAUAAUUUAUUAUAAUGUUUUCGACGCCGACUUCGAAUCGCAUAACCGCGCGAAACGUAAAUUUACGGAAGGACACAAAAAAAAAAAAAAAAGAAAGAAUUACGAUAUUGUACGUUUCGCCGCUGCGCUAAGUGAAAUUUUAUCUCCGCGUCGAUAGACCGGGUAUUAAAUUUUCGGAGCGUUUUUACUGAACCGUAAACGUUCGGCUAGGCCAGGUUAGGUGGUUAAAUGGUCGGGCGGUGGAACUAUGUAGGACGCUAAUCUGCCGGUUACACUUUGCCGGGAAAGUCGACAAAAUCACUCCUCCCCAUCUUAAUUAACGUUAGCUGGCGCAACCAUCGAAACAAACCCGUUCGUUGUACGCGGAGAUAAUAUGAUACAAACGGGAAUGUAUAUUUUAUAAUGUCGCGAUAACAAGUAAAAAACACAUCUCACUCCGGUCGUCGCCGCUGGUGUUCACUUCAGGUCGCGCUGUAAAUAAACAUUCGGGCUUAUCUGCACCGAUCGGUCUGUACGAUUUUUUUUUUUUUUUUUUUGUAUUUUGUUACUUUUUUUUUACUUGGCGCUGUAUAAUAGGCGUUAGUAUACAGUCGGUGUACAUAUUCCUCCCCCUUUCCCCCCGAAUUGGUCGUUUAAAGCCGUUCGCAUCGUAACGCAUUGUUUUGGAUUAUGUUUUCAGCGCGUAACAACCGGACGUCUACGACUUCGAAAAAAAAAACACUUUUCAUUCGGUCCCGAACGCGUCCGCGAUUUUGGUGAUGUCUGUUGCGUGCACGCAAUCGGUGCCCGCCCGGUGUAACAAAAAAAAAAAUCCUGUCUAGUACCUAAAGUGAAAAAAUAAUUUUAAAAAAAAAAAACCGAAAAAACACUAGUACGCCGCGUCGGUUUUAUACAUUAUUUAUUAUUAUUAUUAUUAUUAUUAUUAUUAUCGAUACUGCAAUGUGACGUACGCAUAUGUCGAACUGCUGAGUCUUUUUUCGUCUCGCGGGAAUCGCUUCCGGCGGCUGCGGCAUCGACAAAGUAACACAAUAUCCGAUGAGUUUUAUAUUACCAUUACCAUUAUUAUAAAGGCGACGACGGAUUGGAGGAGAAGAGUGUAUUAGGUGCAUUAUACGAUUUUUUUAUUAUUAUUAUUAUUAUUAUUACCCGUCUUCGUCGUCGUGUUAUUAUACGUGUGGGCGUCUGACGGCUAUACAAUGUGCGUACGUAUUAUAUACAGGGUGUGUCCCGCCGCGGUGUUUGACGGAUUUUUCUAGAGCUGCAAAAUAUUCAAUCGUUUUUUUCGAUUUGAAUUUAUUUGCAAUCCGAUUUUCGUCGAAGGCGUAUAGUAGCGUCUGCUGUGCCUCGAAAAAUUCUGUUUUUUUUAUUUUCGUCCACUAUAAACGCUAAACAAAUGUAGAAAUAUUGAAAAAGUUAUAAAUAUUCUGGCGGACGAGGACGCUUAAUAUUACUUACGAUGAUACAUUGUAAAUUUCAGAACAACACCGUUUACGACACAACCGAUUUUGCAUUGCAAUCAAACGGAAAAUGUUUAUUUUUUUGAAUUUCUGUAUUUUAGCGAUCGGAAUAUGAAAACAAAAAGCGAACUCGCGUGCUUCCGCCGUAAGAAAAGCAAAUUGAAAAAUAAAAACAAUUUCCGAACAGCUAUCUUUAUUAAAACACGUUGAACACGGGGUGGGACACUCUGUAUAUUUGUACGUAUACAGGUUGAUUUUUUUUUUCAUGAACCAACAAUUAUCUCAGAGGAUUUUAAGUGAAUUAUAGAGUAUAGGGAAGGGCAAUACAUUACCUAUCUAUAACCCUUCCCUAUUCCUCUAAACUUCUAAACUUUAACCUGCAGUUACAAUUCAUAAACGGUGAAUCUGAUAUUAUUAGUGUUAUGCAUCUCAAAUUGUCUAGACAAAUAUUCUCUAUUCGUAUCUGUGUUCAAAAAUAGGGAUUCCUGUUUGAAAAUCAAAAGUAUAUACAUACUUAUUUAAAGUAUAUAUAUAUAUGGAAUAGGGGUAAAAGGUUAAAAAUGGUUUUGAUAUAAAUCCCAAAGUAUUCCAUACAUUAUGAUCAGUGAAACAUAAAUCGAAUUCAAUAAAAAAUCCCCGGAGAUAAUUGCUGCAUCAUGAUAAAAAAAAAAUCACCCUGUAUGUAUACACGAGCGUUGUAUAUCGGCAGUAUUGUAUAUUAUGUAAAUAGGUAUAUAUAUAUGUGUGUAUUUUUUUUCCCCAUUCACGUCCAUAUAUACCUAUAUAAACGCACGAGCACACCGGGAUUUUCAAACGGCGGCGCCGAUUCGAGGCCGAUAAUCGGCCGGGGCGGCGGUGGCGGCAGCUGACGGGAAGAUUACGUAUUAUUUUUAUUGAAAUAAAAACGCGGUCGGUAGGGCGCCCGGUUGUCGCGCUCAACAGGUCCCGGCCGGCUGUCGCCGCCGCCCGUUUACGAAAUCGAUCGACGACCUUUUUCACGGGCACCGCCGCCGCCGAUCGCCGUGUUCGCUACAAUAUCAUUUCCCUUAACCCGUUGGCCGCGUUUCGCCGCCCGGCUGCCGUCUAAAGCACACUGUUCUCUUCAUAUCUGAUGAUGUGUGUUUCAAUCUGUCUACGGUCGUUACCAAAAAAAAAAAAAUUCAAAAUUAAACCGCCGAUAAACAUUAAUAAUUUAGUUAACUCGGUUCGGAUUUCCGAAAAUUGCAUUUUCCCGCCCGUCUGUGUUUUUGUCGAACAAUCGCUAUCACCUCGGUGUAAGUACACGUGUGCUGCGGACGAAUACAAUACGAUAACCGCGUGGAUUAUCGAAUUACAUUAAUGAUUAUACACUUGCGACGCCGAUUGCGAAUAAAACACUCAGCAGCGAGCGGCCGUAACAGGGAGACCGCGCGUGUCGUGGGCUGCGACUCAACCCUGAAUAUCGACCGGGAUUGUUACGGCCCCCGGGGGCGAAAUAUAAUUUUCCCGCCCCACACACGGGGUGUUUACGCGGGUACGCCGAAACGUUAAACGCUUGUUACCGGCCAUGACCUUCAUUACGCUUCCUCUUUCCUCUGAUAUCGGCCACCUAAAAUCGUCAACCGUGUAACGCCGCCGAAAUUUUGCAGAAGGAUUCUAAACGCGAUUGUACCGAAUACGAUUUCGACAUUUCGCGGCGCGGCAGAGUAUAACGAACGAAGAAGACGAAUUAAGGAAAAAUGGCAAAUUCGGAAAAAUCGCAACAACAAUAUGAGGUGUGGUUUGCGUCGGGCCGUGUACUGUAUAUGUAUUAUACACAACGGCAGUGUUCGUUGAAACCGGAAGUGGAUGACAAAAACCGGGGGACGGAACGUGAAAUACCGGAAAUUCUCGGGUACUCGGGCAUUGGAGAUCCGACGGAUUUUAGCGCGCAAGUAUAAAUACGCGGACACGGGAAGGUCCCGUGUGGCCGUCCAGUCGAAAGAUCGAAUUACGCGGAAGAAGAACAAUAAUACAGAGUACAAAAUACCAUUAUAUUGAAUGGUUACCGUCGACCGGGCGAUACGGUGUUUUCGUACGGUCAAAAAAAAAAAAAAACAACAGUCUGUAUUAUCGUCAUGUUAUAUAGUGUGUAUUUUCUUCGUAUACAUUAUGUUUUGUGUACGAAAAAACCGCGCGGGCGCGCACACACGUGAAAUUGCGUCGAGUAAAAAAUCGUACCUAUAUAUGUGUAUGUAUCCAAACACGAUAGUUACGAAAAUAACGUAUAAUAUUGUUAUUAUGUUACAUUUUUCAGAAAAAUAUUGUCCUCAAUACGAUAAUUCCGUUUUUUCAGCAGCGGCGGUGAUCUCGUAUUCGAGAUCGAUUGUUAUAUAUAUAUUUUUUUUUUUUUUGUAUUUUCACUCGCGUCGGCCGCAACGGCGACGGUAAAAUAAUAAUAAUGAUAAUGAUAACGUUAUUAUUACAAUCGUUUAUUGUCCGUUCGCCGCGAUAUACGAAUCGGUCUCGAUAAAUCGGUCGCAAACGGCGGCCGUGCGCACGCACAUAUUAUUGUUGUGCGCCAGUCGGUGAGAACGAUGUGGUUUUUUCUUCUCCCCCCCCCCCUCUCUAUCACUCGUUUUUCUCUCACUAACCGGUACGUUGUAUCACGUGAACGGCCGCAAUCACUCGUAUAAUAUGUAUUGUUAUUAUGUACGCCAGCCCAACUUCUAUGCGUAUACGUAAUUGUACAGAAACGCGUAGGAGGCGGUUUCGCCUCGGGAAACACGUACACGGCGAAAUUUCGCCCGCGAGAACCGAGGCCGAUUUUCACCCGUACAGGGUAAAUGAGAAAAAGACCUUGCUCUACCCUCGGACCGUUUAUUUCCCUUCGAAACGUAUGGUCGAGCUUCUAUUUUUCUUACCCGCGGGCCCGUUAAAAGUGUCUGACUCUGACGUUCUGUUGUAGGAGUCAUUGUUUCCGUUUCUAUCAAUCGAAAUGAUUGUAAAUGUUGACAUAUUUACAUAUUAUAUAUAUGUUGAGAAUAUGCGUGCGCUUAUGCCGUUUAGACAAAUAAAAGUACAUAAGACGACAUUGUUUUUUUAUAAGAAAAUAGCCGACAACUUAACUUAAGCCCUUUUUAUCCCCGGGAUCGAUGCGAUACAAUCUAUAGGGAGACCAAAACGGUACAUAUAAUAAUGUAUACUUUUCGGGAAGACUUAAUGUCCCUAAAGGCCUACCGCGCCGCCGCAAGACUACACUUACGUUUGCCCCUGCCGUUUUUUUUUUUUCUGUUCAUUUCAUUUCAUUCGCGCUAAUAUAGAGUCCACCGCAUUUGUCAUCGUCGUCCGAACACUGCCUAAUAUAAUAUAACAUCAUAUUAAAUAUAAUAUAAACGAUGGAAAACACGUCGCGCAUCGACAUGUACAAUAAUAAUAUUCGCAUUUAUUUAUAUAAUAUAUAUAUACAUAUACUUUUUACCGAUAUAAUUUUUUUGAGUGAACGGCGUGCAAAUAAAAAUUACUCUAUACAAUAUCGAAGUCAAUCCAUUUUUCACGUCCUCGUUUCACUCCCCUGCGCCGCCGCCGCCGCCGUCAGUUUUUGUUGUUUUCGCUCUUAUAACAAUAAUGGCAGUUCCACCCACAUUCGACAAUUUCGCCAUUAAUGUAUUUUCGUUUAAUCGCGUAGUCGUUUUUAUUUUAUUUCGAGUAUAUUAUAAAGAAACUGUAUUGAAAGAAAAAAAAAACAACGAAACAAAUAUUACAAACAUCAAUAAUUUCGCCGGAAAAUACGGACGUCGGUUUUUUUUUAUUUUAAUAUGCCCAAGUGUAGGUAUAUACAACUGGGUUACGCUCUCGUGUGUGCUCGCUUUAUAUCAUUUUAUUAUUAUAUAUUAUAGUUAUGGUAUUGAUAAACAUAUGCCUAAAUAAUUAUUAGAAACUGUAACGACGCGAGAUAUUUAUUUCAAAAAAAUCGUUAAAUAAAAUUAAUUUCAACUUUGACAACUUAUUUCUGUGAUUUUUGACCGUUUAAUUUAAUAAAUCUUUGAGUCAGUUUGGUAUUUAUACUUUUGAUGUACAGUUCUCCAUUUUUGAAAUAUUUCAGCAGAGCGAAACUCUUCUGUACCUACACAGCUGUACGGACUAGAUAACGUAUUUCUUCAACCGUUAUUGUCUCAAAAUUGAACAAAACAAAAUAGAUUACUACCCAUUCUUCCCUUAUAUGAGGCACUAUUGUCCUUCUUCAUAUUAUAUAUUAUGAGAAAAAAACGCUUAGCCUAUUAUUUCGAGUUUCGUUUGUGUUUGAGCGGCUUGGAUUUCAUAAAAGUGAUGGGGAGUAUAUAUAUAAGUAUAUAUACGUGUGUGUGUGUAUUUUUUUUUGCAUUUUCUCGCGAUGACGUUGCAUCAAUAUGCACGUGCAUAAUGGCUGCGGAGUAUAAUGACAUUUAAAUGUGGUUUUCACGGACACGGCCGCAUAUUAUUAUACAACACGCGCGCUUACCGGUGUAUUGCCACUCGUUUGAUCCGGAUUAAUUAAUUUAAAAAAAAAAAUCCCGCUGCUAUUAUUAUAAAACGUAGGAACAAAAAUAUGGAUUAUUUUUUUUUUACCCGUGUCCUUCACCCUUUAUAUUAUCAUCGUGCCCGAUUCCGGCGCACGGUAACCGGAUCCUCGCGAGGAAAUCCAACAAAUGUUCUUGCCCGACCGCCGUGGAAUAAAAACGUAGGGAAAGAGGGGCGGAAAACAAUAUUAUAAUACUAUCGCGUCCGCGAAAUAUGUUCAAACGGAAAUAAAAUAUUGUGUAUGCGUCUCGACCGACUAUAUGUAUACGAUUUAUAUGUAUUUCAAUAUAUAAUCGGCUUAUGUUCGUACUAUGUUAAUAUCGCCUCGUAGUAAACAAUUUUUUUUUUCUGUUACCAGGUGUAUUGGAAAUGAGCGCCGCGACCGAAAGCGGUAUCCGGUUGAGCGGACAUACACUGGACAAAGCGACCAAAGCGAAAGUCACCCUCGAGAAUUACUACAGCAAUCUGAUCGCUCAACACAUCGAACGGAAACAGAGGUGAGCAUCGCGCACGAGUAUUGUUACCGAAAUUUUUUUUUUUUUUAACGCCAUAUAUGGUCGCCUUUGCAUCGUCGCCGCGCCGUCAUGAAAAAAUUGACCGUAUAUUUUAUGUAUUAUUAUAGCGUCAAAAAGUGACCAAGUGAUGUUAUAUACGGCCAAAUGAUGUAAAUAGUAUAACUGCGUAGUAUACAAGGCAUACUAAAUAACUGUUUAGUUACUAAAAAUCGACCCAGUGACGAUUUUAUGGUACAGGGGAGGGAGGAGUUUUUCUGUGUUUUUAGACUACGAAAAGUAGAUUUUGUGUUGCGAUUUUCAAAUUAAACUUAAACUAUGUUGUUUAAAACAUAUAGGUAAAUACAUUCAUGUAGAAAGGCAAAAUAUAAUACGUGAGUUAAUAAAUACAUUAUGUAAAUAUUUUUUCAUGUGUUAAAUAUAUUAUAAGUUAAUACCUCACCCCGCCUCCCCAGAAAAAAAGUUCAAAACCGCCACUGAAUCUAUCAAAUUAUAUGACUAUAUUAUACAACUGUAUAAUACUGUUACUUUUCGCUCCUUAUAUAGAACUCUGGAAGUCGACGAGUUUGCAUAUUAUAAUAACAAUAACCGUCAUCGCCACGAAUAACGAGUUAACAUACCUAUCGUUACAAUAUCGUGGUUUAAAAACUAAGUUACUUUGACAUUUUCGAAAUUCUAACGUACAAUUAUUUAGUGAAUAAAUUCUAUAUAUUCUUAUUCGUUUAAAAUGAAUACGUAAAAGUAUUAGGUACAUAAUAGUAUUGUAUUUAAAAUUUAAAAUUAAAUAAUAUCUCCUAUGCAUAUAUGUUGUUCAAUCUUCUUGUAAGUAACUUCAUCAAGUAACAUGACUUAGUUCUUAUUUCACAAUGAAUUAUUUUUUUCUUGUAGUUACUCGUAAUCUACUAUUUCAUAAAUAUGUGUAGGUGCCUAACCCACAAGGCAAUGUAAUUCCGUCAAAAAGUGUCGAAAAUGCGACUGAAUGAAAAAAUGCAUAACGGAUAGUGUUGUAAUUUAAAGCGUUUAAGAUAAUUUUUCGCGGAUUUUUUUUUUUUUUUAAGGACAAAAAUCCAGUAUAACCAGUUUAUGAUUUUCAAACAAAAUCACGACUGUAAAAUUAUCGUAAUUCGGUAGAAAAAAUGUACACGAAAUUGCGUUAAUUUUCGGACAUUUUUCGACAAUAUUAUUAUUAUUAUUUUUUUUUUUUUGUAGUUUUUAGCAUUUGUGAAACUGAUACUUUGAUAAAUUAUCGUCGACGUUGUUACCGUAAAAAAACAAAAUAAUAAUAAUAAUAAAAAAAUACUUGCUUCUUUUCCAUUUUUCUUUUUUUCGUUGUUGUGUAUAAUGCAGUGUAGCGAAUUCGAAAUCGGUAAAUCGCCGCAUUUAUCUUUUUCAAUAUUAUAUUAUUGUUAUUGUAAUAUAUUUAUUCGAAAAUAUACAUUUACGUGUAAUAAAUAAUAAUACGUAAAAAAAAAAAAAAACUUCUGUGUGUUAAAUAUAAUAAUCGAUAGUCGUAUACGCGAUCUCGCUCGUAUUGAAAAACGACACCGAAAAUUACUAUUACGACUUAUUAUUUUUGUUUCUUUUUCUUUACUUAACGUUUAUCCGAACGUGUUUUUUUACAAUACAUAAUCGCUUUGGCCGCACGAUAAUAAUUGUGUUAUUAUACUUCGCGUUGCGUUUCAAUAAUACGAACAUUGCGCGUUUCGAUGCCCCGCAUGCCACAAAGAAUGUCCGCGCGGUCUUGUAUUCUCAGACGAGAUUCUAUUUUAUUUCGCAAGCAUUGUGUUACGAUUGUAUACGGGGUGUUCCAUUUAAACGGGUACAUUAGUCGUUAUCUCGGAAAGAAUAUUAUUAACGUUUUUUUCGGAAUUAGUUUUUGUAAAACGCGUUUAAGAAGAAACGAGCGGCUCCUACGGUUUUACACGUUUAUGUUAUUUUUUGUUACCCUUAUUUUCGGGGGUUAAACCGCUAUAUAUCUGAUUUUGAUAUUCAAACGGCGACCUAAGUUGAAAAUUCCACACACAAACGGGGUCGCAUUGGUGUUAAAAUAAAUUUGUAUUGUUGAAAUUUUGAUUUUCCGUCGAUCCGUUGACGAGAUAUUCCAUCACUUCUAAGUUUGGGUCGGAAGAGAGUAUAAUGGCGGCACGUUAUUAAAAAGCCGCCACACAAAUGACGUUGUACCUCUCUCCUCCGACCCAAACUGAAGAAGUGCAAUAUCUCAUCGACGGAUUGACAGAAAUCAAAAAUGUUAACACCGAAAUGUAUUUUAACUAAUAUAUGUAUAGGUACUCCGUCUGUUUUUGGAAUUUUUAAUACCUAUAAUACCACAGUAACUGAUAGUGGAUUUACUACAGAAUAUAAAGAUGAUUAAAACUAACAUAAAUGCAUAUAAUUGUAGAUCUGCAUGUUUCUUAUACAUGAUUUAAGAAACAAAUUCCGAAAAAAAGUCAACUUUCCGACAUAACGAGUGUACUGAAAUGAAACACUCUGUAUAUGAUAUAUAUAUAUAUAAAAGUAUGGUUAUUCAAGGAUGGGGAAUAACAAUUCAAAAAGCCGAUACCUAAAGUUAUAUAGUAUUAAAAGUCAAUUUUAAUUUUAAAUUAUUUAUGGUUAUGUUAGGUUAACCAUUUUUGCUGUUUUCAUAUAUAAAUCGCCAGUCUCAAAGAACAGUCGCGUUUGCGUUGUUUUCAAUACGAGCAAAUUAAAUUUCGAAAAUACAUAUACUCAUGCACUUAAACAAAAUAAAAAAUAAGAGCCGAUACUGGGGAUGGGGGCGGCCACUGUUGUAGAUUAGAAGUUGGGAAGGUAGAAUACAUAAGGUUAUUUCAUUUAUAUCUGUAAGUAACGAUUAACCAUUGCUUGACGAAAGACAAUUUCGAGCGCAGUUCAGUAAUACAUAAUUUGAAGUGCUAUAAUUUUUUUUUGCGAUUUUCAUUUAAAUCUGAUUUCAAAACACUUAUUAAAAAAAAAAAGUCGUCCGAUGAUUUCGUAAAUUUUACCACAUCUGGGUACGUCCAAUAUAAGUAUUAUUACCAACUUUCAAGUCUCUACGUGUAUUUAUAACUAAAUUACAGCAAAAAACUCCCAAAAAUUAAAAUUCGUUCAAAACUCAAAGAGGAAUCUUGUGAUUUUUUGAUUAAAUCAUUUUUUUCUGGUAGAAACGUCGUCAUUGUUUUUAUAAAGUAAUGAAAUCGUAAAAUUGUACGUUUUCCUAUGUUUUUUCCCAAUUAAUGCUUUUAUUUAAAAAAUGCCGUCGAAAAUCAAAAAAUGACCUUUUAAAGUACAAUCUAGACAACUUGAUAUUUCAUGAAUGUUGCUACACGUAAAAAUCGCAGCAAGUUUACUAGAAACAAACGUGUCCACAGACUAGAACAAAUAAAAGUAAAAAAUAAAAUAAAAAUAAACAUCUUAGUAAAACCAAUAUGCUCGAAAUCUAAAAAGAAAUUAACAACAUUUUAAAAACAAUAGCUCCAUCGCUACGUUCGAAUCUAAAAUUACAUAAGACAAAAUUAUAAGAAAAGAAAUAUUUCCGAAAAUUUAUAAAAGUCUUCCCCGGGAUCAACAAAAUAACGAGAUAAUUUCAACGCCGUAUUCAAUUUACAAUUUGCAAAUUUAAAUUAUUUUUAUAAAUUAUGUAUGGUUUUUUUUAUUGCACUCAAUAAUGGAUGUGGAGUUUAAAAAAAAAAAAAAAAUUACUAUUUGAUAUUCGCUGAACACUGAUCGUCCUUAUUUAAGAAAACAAAACAAUAACCGACUAUUGGUUUUAUAAUUUUCACUAUGAUGACAGUUACAAUUUUACACAAACAAAUUAACGUAAGUCAAUUAAAUUUUCCAAUUAACGUUUCGCUCGACUUAGAUAUUUAACGAAACAAUUAUUUAUAACUUGUUAACUUUUUUAUUUUUUUCAAUUUACUUAUAACAGAGUUAUUUUUUUCUUUUCCGUUAACUUGCCCAGCCUUGAUAAAUAUUUAUGAGUACGUGAAUUUUAGUAGUUUUGUUUUUUUUUAGUAAACGCGUUUGACGGUGCAAAUUUACAAAAACCGUUCAUCCGCAUAAAUUUGGUUGGAAAUAAUAACGCAUUCAGUAGAUUAUGUUAACAAAUAGUGUAAUUGCGCACUGUGUGCGUAUAAUAAUUUAUAUUGCAGUCUGAAAUAAUAAUUUCGAUUUGCGUUGAACUGAAAUAUAAUAUUAUUAUUAUCGGGUGUGUGGAGAGAUCGACCAGCACAAAAAAUCGAAAGGUCAACGCACAUAAUAGUAUUAUCAGCUAUACUCUUGAUAUAUUUGGUGUUAAUGUUUUGUAAGAAAAAAAAAAAAUGAAAAUUGCAUAAUCCUAACCUCUUAUCGUGUCUAAUUUAUGAACAGACUGUUAAAUCGUAGUGUCGCGUCGUUUUGAUACUAUACAGUGUUUGAAUUGGUAAAAACAAAAGAAUAUAGUCUGCAGAUUAUGAGAAUUAACAAAAAAAAAAUCAAUAGCAAUAAUAAUUGGCGAUCCUUUCGCGAUUAUCGAUAACCGAACUUUCCGACUAUACGCCCCCGCAGCCUCCUCGCACAAGUACAAUUAGUAAUUUACAAAAAACAACCGACCAAAAUCGAUUUUUAAUACACAAUAGGUACUUUUGUUGGCUAAGUUUUUGUGUACGUGUUUUUUGUUUUUUUUUAUUACGCAUAUGAUUUAGUAUACUGUAUAUUAGAACAUUAGACGUAAAUAACACAGUAUAGACGGCUCAUACAAUUGUUUAAUAUUCCGUUUGCUUUGUUAAGGUACGCAGUGAAAAAGAGUAGAAAUUAAUAAUAAUUUACGACAUGCGGACAACGAUGGGACGUCGGAGAACAUAAAAAUUACAAUUUAUCUAAUCCGAGUUGAUACGCGGUUUUUUUUUUUUUUUUUCUUUGAAAAUAUUCUUUACAAAAAGAUUCGUACCGUGUCCUCGGUCCGUGCAAUUGAAAUAACAUAAUAAGUGCGAGGGAACGGUAUAAUAAAAAAAUAAAAAAAAACCUACAGGAGCUCUGUUCGUUUGCGCCCCUCCCCAUUAAUUCGAGCAGCGCCGGUUUGGCCGUAUACAGGCGGUUUGGAUUUUCGUUUUCCCAAGUUCGAUUUUUCGCGGUUUUUUCGGUUAUAAAAAUAACGCUUAUUAUGCAGUAUAGAGGAAGUGUAUACCGUUAUAUUUUCGAUCUCGAGACGCUAAAUAAAUUAUGAACUGUAAUAUGUAUGCGUAGGUAUACACGCGGGGUGAUCAAGAAACAAGCUGCUCUGCAAUAUUGCAUUUAUGUUAUUUUUUGUCACCCUUAUUUUUUUAGGGGCGAAAUUGCUAUCUACUUUUGAUUUUCAAAUGGCAACCUGUAAUAAAAAUUCCAUAAAUUGAUGGAGUAUUUUUUAAAAUAAAUUUUUGUGUUGAAAUAUUAGAUUUCCGUUAAUCCAUCGACGAGAUAAUCCUCUUUUAAGUUUGGUUUAGAGGAGAGUAGUGGAGCAUCAUUUGUGUGGCGGUACGGCGCGUGGCGUGGUAAUAAUACACCGCCACUCUCUCUCCCAACUCAAACUUAAAAGUGGAAUAUCUCGUUAACGGAUUGACGGAAACCAACAAAUUUAACACCAAAAUUUAUUUUAAUUAAUACUUCAUCUAUUUAUUAAUUAAUAUAGGUUGAAAAAUGGUGGAAAGAGGUGGAAAAAUCGAAAGUAGGUGGUGGUUUUUACCCCCAAUAAUAAGGGUGACAAGAAAUAACAUAAAAUUGUGAACAGCUUGUUUCUUAAAUAUUCUAGAAAACACAUUCUGGAAAAAGUUAAUACUCUCCGAGAUAACGAGUGUCUUACGAUAGAUUGAUCACCCUGUAUGCGUAUAUUAUAUUAUAAUACGUACCGAAUAGCGGGUAGAAAUAUUAUACUUCGUAUCGCCUUUUUUUUAUUAUUAUUAUUUUUUUUUUUUUUUUAAACUUUAUAGCUGACUCUUAUAUAAUAUAUUAAAUAUAAGGGUAAUUUUGACCUAGUUUUGUGUUUCUCGUUUCCGUUUUUAGAUUUUCUAUUUCUCGUUUGCCCGGCGUACGCUAUACUCAUAUAUUAUUUCUACACGCGCGUAUUAAUAUAAUAGAUAGGUAUUAUAAUAUUGUAUUUCUGCGUUUUUUUUUUAUUUUCUUCUUGUGUACAGGUCGUAUAAUAUAGUAUAACCGUUUUAUCGUAUAAUUGAAUAGAUUUUGUUCUAAUAGCGAUAAACGUUCGUUUAGCAUUUUGUUAUACUGCAGGUCUCGUUUCAAAAUGAUUUUUUUUUUCGUCUCUGAACGUUCGUGUACGUUAAUGGGAAUUUUUACAUAAUAUACUUAAAACAAUCGCUUACCGUGUACCUAUAAUUACUUAUAACGUCGCAUUAAUACCUAUUUUUUUUUCUCAAAUUGUACCUAUAUACCUCCUGUGUAUAUUAUUAUAUUAUAAACGAAAAGCUUUUAUGGUACUCGGUCGCUCGUCGAGAUAUAAUAUUCGCUAAGAAUAAAAACGCACGCAAUUGUCGUCGUUCAAAAACGAUAAACUUAUUAAAUCUGAAUUUUUUUCAUCUUUACAUUCAUUUUUCUUUCUGUUUUUUUUUUCGUCAUAUAAGCGACAAAAGAUUAAAAUUGGAUUAAAGUCGAAUUCGAUUGUCUGAAAACUCGUCGUGAAAUGUGUAUAUAGCAACCCAAGUAUACGGCGUGUGAUCAAAAAAUACCGGUACUAUUUGAAUUGUGCGCCAACAGAGCGUCGAACAGCAGUAGGAUUGAUAUCACUGGCUUCUAUAUAACUUCUGAACACAUCCGUUUUCGUAAAUCACUAUAAUACAUAAUAUUAAUGUAUAAUAUAAUCUCUAUAAUCUUUUUAUAACCUUUUUAGUUUUGUUGUUUUUGUAAAAUUAUUUUUUGUUUUUUUAUCGAAUCCUAAAAAAUAUCAAUUUGACGAGCUUUUUUUUGUGGGGGGGGGUUGUUUGAUUGUAUUUUUCUCAUUUCGAUGACUACGUAAUGAUAAGGGUAAUGUUUAUUAUUAUUAUGAUAACGUUUCAACAAUUUUUAUGGUAUUACCAAACCAAAAAGUUACUGGCGAACCUAAACUUGAAUUUAUUCUUAAACCUUGACAUUUCUUCAACAUUCUCGGGACAAAACUCUGGACUCUUCUCCCCCUCCCAAAAAAAAUAAAAAUAACAAUAAUAAAAAUCUCCCUUAGAUCCUUAACAAAAUCGCCGACACGAAAAAACGUACUUAAUAAAAAAAGUCGGUUACAUUGAAACUAAGAAGUUUAUCGAGAAUCUACAAAACCUGUAUUGUAUAUUAUAUUAUGUUAUUGUAAUGCGUUCAAGAGAAGUAGUGGAAACCUGCAGUUAUGUCGAUCCGCUGCUCCGUUGCCCCGACAAUCAAACAGUCCCGGUAAAUAAAAUAAACGCGUAGCGAGAACCGUGUUUUCAGUGUCUUGGGUUUGAAAUGUCUUUCGGUAUUUCUUCAUCGAAUGUUCGGAUUCAAAUAAUACUACAGUGUAGUACCACCUAAUUUUGAUAUUCACAACAACGGGACAUUUAAUAAGUUGAUUAUAUAUUGUAUUUUCGUUAUCGAUUUUCUUUGAAGUUUGAAAUAAAAUUAGGACGGUUUUUAUUCCAAAAUUAUCAUUGCAUCAGUAACGUAAUAACCCAAAUACCCCUAGCCCCCCUAGGCGUUAUGGUAAGCGAGACCGACACGCGGGUCUCGCGUGGCCGCCAACGAAUUUAAAAAAAAAAACUAUAUACCUUCAUAAUAGUGGUGUCGUGAUCUAAUAUGUAAAUGCGAACGUUAUAUAGGAUGCCAGUUGACCAAAAAAUAUUGCGCCAUACGAAUCACGAAAACAAGCGUUAUUAUUAUUCUAAUACCUAUUAUAGCUGCUGUUGCUGCUGCUGCCACACAUUGUAGGAUCAAAUGUCAACAAUUGAUGAUUUGAUAACCGCGCGGUUUUAAAACAACAACAAUGCUUUAUGGUCUGUUUUCGUACAUACGAAUACCUAUAAUGUGUUAUUAUCACAGUAAUUAAUACAAUAAUUAUAAUGCACAAUCUAUCUAGAGUAUAUUAUGUUGUUAAUUUAAAAAAAAGCUGUGUACAGAGUGAUUUUUUCAAUCGUCGUGUUCCCGAAUAGCAAUUAAUUCCAUAUAUCGCUGGUACGUUGUAAAAAUACUUCGUUUUUAAACAUUAAUAUCGUGGCAAUAUGUUUCGCAGUGUAAUUUUAACUGUUGGAUAUAUUUCAAGAAUAUCCUUAGCAAAACCAAUAGCAGAACAAAUAACGUGUUCACAAUGUGGCCCAAUAUUUUUAAAAUUAAUACUUGUAAUAUAUUUUCUACAUGUUUUCGCAAAAUGUUUUAACUGAUACAUAUUGUUAGAGACAUGUAAAAAAACAUAUUGUGACAAUCAGUGGCACACACACAGCAGGAGGGGGGGGGGGUUAGGGCGUCGAACCCUCUCCCAAAAUGUCUUACUUAACUACAUUUUUUUAAUCAAUUUUUACAUUCAACAACAUAAUAUCUUAUAUCACAGAAUAAAACAAAAUUUAAUUUCAUACAAAAAUAAUUUUUUCAGUAACAAUAAUGAUAGUACUGUAUUUAUAAUAUAUGCUACCCCCCUCUAGGAAAUUACUAUAAACAGUACCCCUCUUGAAAAAAAAUCCUGCGUGUACUACUGGUGACAAUAUCAACAUGUUCUAAUUGCCAUUUGGGAUCCAGUGUGUUUUUCCCCGAAGACUUUAAAUGCAUACAUUCGAUUUCUGGUAAAUAUCACUCGUCGUAAAAUGUUCUCGUCCGGCUUUAUUAUGUUUCACUUCGAUAAUAUUUUCCCCUUUAAUUUUCACCCUCUAUCGAGCCCUCGUGUACUUUUCGUAAAACGGUAAUUGUUCCCAAUGAAGAAAUAAGGCUUAGUCGAUAUUUUUUUCAUAUAUACUUUUUUUUUUUUGUAAUUAUUUUCCUUAAAUUCCGUUAUUUUUUCCCCGUUUUUUUUUUUUUCUUGUAACUUUUACAUACUUGUUUUUUCACGAAAUUGCAAUCUUGAUCCUCGGUACCAAAGAUAUAUACAUAUAAUACCAUUCUGUACAACACUUCGCGCGUAUGUAUCGUUUUUAAAUCUAUUAUCUCGGCAAUUAUAAUUUAUAUUUAUACAACGAAUUCGAUUAUUUUACUCGUUUAUAAAAUGAAUACACUCUCCGUACAAUUUUCAGAUAUACACGCUAUUAUAAUAUUAUGAUACGAGUAUAUAGUGAUAAUACAGCGAUAUUUUAAUCGUUUAAAUAACGAUAAUUAUUAUUCUACAUUGGUUGUAAAUGAACUGUGAAUUUAUAUAAGAGACGCGAUAAUAUACAAGAAUAAAUCGUCGGUUAUUAUAUCAUUAUACAUUAUUGUUAUUAAGAAAAUCGAAACGUUCACGGGACAUUAAACGCUCGCGAACAAACAAAGAAACGAAAAACGGAAUAAUAUAAUAUUAUAUAAUUGAAAUCCAUUCCGAAUGUGAUAGGUAAUAAAUUUACGAGCGAACGAAAAAAAAAAAAAAAAUUAAAUAACAAAAACCACAAAUACAAAUCUCAGAUAACAAUAUUAUUACAUGGUAUUGUUCAACAUGGAAUAUUCGAACAACGAAAGCCAAACCUAUAAUAAUAAUAUAUAGUACAGGUUAGGUUAGGUACAGGGUGAUUUUUUUCAAUCACGGUCCAACUAUAUUUUUCUCGGACGAUUUAUAAAUCCGAUACCCGGUAUUGUUCGAAUCGUCGCGGGAUUUUCCAGUGGCAUUGAAAAUUCGAUACCGCGGUAUAUUAUUUUAUUUUUUGUUGUCUACAGCGUACUAAUGCAGCGCUGUCUGAUUGUCGAUAAAAACAGCCGUCGUGAUAGGACGUGUACGCGAUAUCGGUCGGACCAAAUUUCAAGAAACUGUAAAAUUUGAAAAUGUAUUUUUUUUUUUUAAAAACCGAAUAACGUAGACCUCCGACGGGAUCCCGUACACGUUUCGGUACAUCACUCUUAUUCGAAUUUGUUUUCGAGAUUCUUACCGCUUUACUAAAUACGCCGAUCGGUCUCAAUAAGGUAGGAAAAUCCGUCUAAAUCGCUAUAUUAUGUCGCGUCUAUAUACGUAGUUUGACAAAGAAAGACAAAAAUGUCGGUAUUCGCUAUCCAAAUCGCAUUCCCUAAUGCCUAUACUUUUUUACCCCUACUUCUUAUUAUUAUAUGUACCUAAAAAUAUUAUAAACUUUUGAUUUUAAAAUGGCAUUCCCUCCCGACGUCACACACCGCGCCGGGACCUUUGUCGAAAGUGGAAAUCAGAAAUGAUGCGCCGGAACUCUUUACGAUGCGGCGUUGCGUGUCGAACAUAAAGGCGUAUUAUUAUUUGCUAAAACUGUAAUAACCGCCCGCAUUGGCCACAGAACGAGAGAGUGGUGGGUGUGAGAGGAGAGAACGAGAAAUAUAACGCGUUUUAUAAAAGUUUAUUACGCGCCGGAGGCCGUUUUUUUAAUAAAAAUAAACGAAUUUCAUCGUAUACCAGUGAUGUUGGCUUUCUUUUCAACAUUCCGCUUAUUUUUAUAUAGCGGCAUUUUUUUCUUUUCUUUUUUUUUUUUGUAUAAACAACCACACAUAUGUAUAUAUACAUAAAGAAAAUACAAAUCGAAAGAAAUCCCGUGAAUUUCCUCACCAAAAAAUGCGUUUUUUCGGCAACAACAAUAUUUUGUUCGCGUUAUACUCGCAGGACGAUUCGCGAUUAUUAUUAUGUCGUAAAAACCAAAUCGCCCGGGAAAAUAAAAAUACGGUUUUUACGUUGUUAAACCGAGUUUUCAGCGCCAUGUGUAUAUUUCUUAUAUAAAAAAAAAAAAAAAAACGCGUCUAUAAAACCUCGGGCAAAAAAUUAAAACACGACUUGUUAAACCUUAUAAUGUUAUUAUUUUAUCCAUUUUAUACCCAAGCUCGGAAAAAUGGACGGAUAAAUGUUCAGUCUAUUGUCAACUAGAUUACUAGAACACUGCUGGAGGACAGAUGUUCUCUAUUACCGCGGAAUUAAACGUUUUCCGAUCCGGAGUCGGGGUUUUUCUUUCUUUUAUAAUUAAUUAGUUUUCUCCGUUUUACACUUUCUUUUUCGUUUUCUUUUUUUUUUCAACAUAAAUCGGUAGGUUUAACGGUAGGUUAUAUACAUAUAUAAUAGGAUGGCCCAUUUUCAUAGAUGAACGUUCCGCAAAGAUGUUGAAAAAUUACUAAAAAAAAAAAAAAAAACCCGAAAAAUACUCAAUAAAAUAUUUUUUAAUUAAAUUUUAAUAGUUUUUUUUUUUAGAGAUAUUUCAAAAUCCACUUCGGUCGUUAUUUCCGAUAAAAACCCACGACUCGGGGGACCAAAACUCAAAACCAAACCAAACAAAUAGUACAGAAUCGUCAUGAAAUAAUAAUAAUAAAAAAAAAAAAAAAACUGAAACAAUAAUGCUUAACAGUUCAUUUUUAUUUUAUUUUAUUUUAUACAUUUUUUUCGCCGGAAUAGUAAUCGUUCAUAAAUAACAUUGUGAUAGUAGACAAAGGUUAUUAUUAUUAGUUUUUGGUAAAUCGCAAAACCGAUUUGACCCGCGCUCGCCGAACCGCUUACAUUAUUAUUGUUGUUUCGUGUUCGGGAUAUUGUUCACUCGGAUAACUACGAUGAUGAUGAUAAUAAUAAUAAUAAUAAUAAUAUGUUGUGUACACUGUUACGGCCGCACUCUGUUAGAUACCGCGACGGUAGUAAAACCGCAAUUUGUCAACAGCUCGUUUCGCCGACAAUAAUUACUCUCCUCUUCCCCAGUGCGCAUAUUACGUUGUUUACGUUGUGUGCGUCGUGUUGUACGCGCGGUAUGCGGCAUGCGGUAUACGGUAUACACACGUAUAUGCGGUGCGUACAAUGUACACCGCGUUAUGAAACCGUGGCGCGUACCCGUGCGCAACGUAAUGACCAUUCCGUAACCCAUCAUUCGCCGUCGCGUCCAGUUUCGUUGAACGCCGGAAUCGGUAUUACGCGUACACCUGUAUAAUCGCGGAAACCGCGUCUCGAAUCCCGAAUGGACUUGACGGGCGACCGCGGCGCCAAGUCGGCUGCAACGUGUUCACACCGUGGACCGGAAAAACGUGGCGGAAAUCGUACGAGACGUUAUCACAAUCGCGCAUUGCAGAUUUACGCGCUAAACGUAAAAGCUUCGCGAGGACGGACGCAUGCGUCGCACGAUAGGCGGGCCACUGUUGUAGGGCGAGCCGUUGAGCGGAAUAGAGGGGAAUUCAAUGUGUGUAUCUAUGUCUGUACGCGACGAUUAAUCUUUGCUAACGAUCGUGAGCGGAAUUCGGUUAUACAUGUUCAAAAGGCCGUAAUAUCGUAAUAUAUUUACGAUUUCCGUCAAAAAUCGAUGGUAAAAUUCUCAUACAAAAAAAUAUAUAUUGCAUUAAACUUAACAUUUUCUUGUUGACCACUGUGUGUGCGACUCAAUACUAAUAUAAUGAAUCUCCUGUUAAACCGUCAAGCAUUUCUGUUUGGUCUGACAAUUUUAUCCACGGAGUACCUACCGAAUAAAUAUUACGUAAAAACCUUUUAAAAUUAAAAUGGCUUUUAGCUUAAAAAUGGCUCAAAUGGUUUAAACAUUUUAUCACGUCUAUAAAAGGCAAACUUAAAGUUUCUCUAAAAAUUGAAAAUAAUAAAUGCGUUGUUUUCGUAAAUUUGUCCGGUUUUUUCAUUUGUUGGGAAAAAUCCUGGGCAAAUAAAAAAACCACUUCACAAAAGUACGUACCUCCCCAGUUUGAUUUCCUAAAAAAAAUAUACAUCGUUGAAAUACCAAUUCAUUCCUCGCUCUGUUCAGUAUCUAAUAACAUUAAACUACGGAAAUAUAUUGGAAAUCGUGCAAAAAAUAAACAUUUUUGAACUAUCGUUAUCGCUCUGUCGUUAUUUUAAACGUCUUGCAAAACAUACGCGAACGCUAUUACCACGGAAUAAAUAACAUAGUCAAUUUGAGGCGGGUGCAGUUAAACACUUUUAAAAUCACGUCUACUCUUUUCCUUCGGUUUUAUUCCAACCAUUCGACUUUCCGCGAACCGAAAACCGAAUCUACUGCGAAUUACGAUUUUCUUACGGAAUUUUUUACAUUUUUUUCAGUCGGCUGCAGUGUUUCUUGCCGUUUAAUUUAAACUGUCCUAUAGUCCGUGUAUCGUACUACGCCAACCUCUUAGUGCUGUAAUCGUAAACCAUAUUAUGUGACAAAAAGUUUUUGAACCAAUUAUAUUUGCGUUGAUUAUUGUAUUUUCUGGCAUAAUUAGACAUUAAUAUUAUGUACACACGUGACAUAAUCGACGCGUUAUUAUCAAUUAAUAAUAUUAUUAAUGUACGCUUUUGUUAAUAAACUUGAUAUUAAACCGUUAACAACAAUAUUAUAUUGAUAUCAUCGUCGUCUGCGUACACAUUAUAAUGUCGUAACUACAUAUUAUUCGAUUUUGUGAAUAAUAUUAUUAUUCAUCACCGAACGGCAUGAUUUCGAUUGUUGAUUGUAUUAUACAACAAUAUUGUACUCCUAUAUAUAUUUCGUUUCGGACAUAGACUGUUUAUGAAAUGUAAAAAACAAAACGUGAUCAAUUGUCGUCUCUCAGUCCGUUUAAAAUGACCGUAUAUGAUUUACUAGAUAUAAGCGAGAUUUUUAUUGUCUACACAUAAUACGUGGGCGUUUUAUACGAGAGUAUAUUUGAUAUACAGUUAGAUUCUCUGAUCCCCGGCGAAGAUGUCGAGUAAAUUCCAUUUUUGGGGGUUUUUCGAUCAUCCGGAAUCGUCUUUAUCCAUAGAAUUAUUUAAAUAUUUAUUCAAUUUAGGGAUGGGUUAUUUGUGGCCCGAAGUUUUACAGUGGUGUUCUGCUAAGUGUAAAAUAAAAUUAGUUAAAAGAAACUAAAUUGACAAGAAAUAGGAAUGGCUGAAGUCGCAAGAUUCAUAAAAGGUCAAAGGUUACAAUAAUGGCUCGGGCACUUAAUGCGCGUGAAAAACCUAUUAAAGCGGUUAUGAACUAAAAAAUCGGGAGGAACGAAACCCCGAGUGAGAUCCAGGAAAAGGCGGUUAGACAUGGUUCAAAAUAUGAGUUUGGAAAAUUUCGGAGAAACGGUCGGGCGAAAUGGAAGGCUAGUAGUAGUGUUGUCCGCGAAAACUCUUAUACAGUUGGGUAUGUAUAAAAGCCAAAAAGGAAGAAAAAAAUGAGAUGGCUUACAAUUUAGAUAACGUUCCUAAAUGCGAUUAGAUUAUAUAGGUACGCGGUCUUCCGAAUUAUAUGUUACAGUUUUGAAAGUAGGUGCGUGUGAGUAAACAUCUAAUAAUUUAACAAUUGAAAAAUGUCUUUUUAAAAAGACAGGGGUAUCUCUCAAAAUCCAACUGUCGAUAAAAUUAGUUUUAUUUAUGACCGUGUUUCCCCAUGAAAUCAUUAUUUUUGUUUUUUUUUUUUUCAUUUUCACUGAAUUAGUUUUUCGUAAGAUGGUACAUUAAAAACAUUCGGACAAUUACAAAAUUCACUAUCUUUAUGUAGAUAUACCUAUAUUAUUUAUUCGCAUGGACCCACUGCAAGCCAAGAUUCUAGGCAAAUACUAUACGCCAUAUAUAAUUAUGAAUUCGGAAAAUCGGUUUGCUAAGAAACUACGACACAGUAUCUCUGAUGGUCAAUUUAUACUGUGGUUCUGUGAUAUCUCUAAUAUAGUAUUGCACGAAUUCUCGGUCGGUACGACAUUUUAAAAUCGAAUUUAGUUCAUAUGUCUAGCGUUGUAUUUACAGCUUUUCACCCGAACAAGAAAGGAAAAAACGCGCUCUCUUUUGAAAAUUGUACGUAUAUUUUAGAAGUAUUGCCCAUAAGCGCGUGAAAGAUACAUAGUGAAAGAGGUCGUGUGUUUUUUUUUUCUCAGUCAGUAACGAUACCUACCUUACUUAAAAUACGCAAGCGUAGUAAUUGCCACCAUUUUUUUCUAGUCAGCCAAUUAAAUGCGAUGAAAAUUCGUCUACAUUAAUAAUAUUAUAACUGUUUUCGCGUCAUCGAGAAUGACUACAAAAACAAUUACAGGGCGUUUCUCCUGUACAGUUUUAAUAGUAUAUAGUUUUCUCGUUACAAUUCAACAACUGCGAACAACGAGUAUAUUAUAUAUUAUUAUUGUAACUAUCAUUGCACGAACGAUAAAUACAGUAGAAUUUUUUUUUUUUUUUUUUUCCCGUAAAAUCUACUUGAACUCGAUAAAGUGUCGAAGCGUAAAAUAUUAUAUGUACCACCAUAUUAUAGUGAUUUGUGCGUACGCAAUUUUUCAAAACUUUCAACGUGGUCUUUUUCGCGUUCUUUCUUUCGCGGUGCCAAAAAAAUUAGCAACGAAAAAUACUAUAUAUAAUAGCGUUCGUCGUUAGAACGAAAAAAAAAUUGUAAAAGUAUUACCGAGCGUAACUCUUGAAGUUUUUGAAGUCUUCUGAACGCAUACGGAUUUUUUUCCUUCUCGAAAACUACCAUCAAAACACGAUGACGUUGUAAUCUAAGGAAAUCACGAACUUUCCCGAACCUGCCCCAAUCGGCGAUAGUUACAGAGAAUCGAAUUCGGCUAAGCUCCAUGAAAAAAUACAACGAAUCGGUUUGAUACCAAUUUGACUUGGAAAAAAAAUAAAAAAAAUAAUAUUAUUAUUAUAUUUUAUUCGUAAAGUCGUGACUUUUUAAUCUAAAUUUAAGUGCCUUAUGUUAAGGUAAUUUUAAAAAACUCGAAUUAUUUUUAUUAAAAUUAAAUUCUUCAACGCCUGUUCAAUUAUACAUACUCCAACACUGUGUUACUUUAUCGUUACUAAGCAGGCAUAUGCGUAGGAAAAUAUUUUAGAAAAAGAGGUGCAGUGUGUUUUUAAAACUUAUUAGUAUAUAGGUGUAGCAAUUUUUGUUUGAACAAUUAUAUGUGUGCGAUAGAAAAACAUUUUGGAUGUCUUGUUUCCUGAAAGUUUGAUUUUUUUUCAGAAACGCCCAUCAAUUUUUCAAUAAAUGUAGUCCCAUUCGAAGUUUUUUUCCACUUUAACCACUGCAUGAAAGGAUAUAUAAUGGGUUGGUACGCGAAUCGUUUGCGCCGAUUCUAUGGCCAAUAUAAGUGUACGUAAAAUACGAUGUGUUUUAUUUAGGUGCUAAUGCAUACGUAGGUACUUUAAACGAAAAUGCAUUUGCAGAGUAGAGCGAGGAAGUUUUCAUAUAGUUUUGUCGAGAUGGUUAGGUUCUCAAGGGAAAACACAUAUUCGGUUUGCUAAAAUUUCUCGCAACAUUUUCAUACAGCCGCAGUACUCGAAAAAAAAAACCACUGGAUUUCCUUCUGACGGUUUACUUUGUACGGAACGUUUUUCUAUAUAUAUAUAUACAGGGUGUACAUUGAGUGAUAUUUUCAAAUUGUAGUUACAUAUAAAAAUAUCAAAUAGUUCAGUUACACCCUGUUUAGGGUAUGUAUAUGUAUAUCUAAUAUAUUAUGAAAAGAUUUAGAAUUGUUUAACAAUUUUUAAAUCCAUUGUGAUACGUAUACCGCUUCUAAAUAAUAUUUCAUAGCACGGGCAAAGAUAUCUGAAAUAUUCAACCUAAACAAACGCGUUUAAUAAAACACUCUGAAUUGACGCAAUCAGAGGGGAUGUUAUCCAGGUCUGUACCAUUCCCCUUGAACGGUGUCGUACCUUUCUAUAACAAUAAUAAUGUUGAUCAAAAUUGAAUGAUUAUUGACUAAUGAUUAGAGAUUUGGUUUAUUAAGAUUAUUUUAUACUUUAAACCGAUGUUUAAUUUAGUAAUUAAGUAAUUUAACCGAUGUAAUUUAGUGAUAUGCACGAUUUAAUGAAGGUAUGUCGAGAUUAUUUCCGAUAAGAAAUAAUUUUUAUUUUAUACUACCUUAUACCAGAGUAGUUAAAUCGAUAAAUUAUCAUAAAAUUGAUAACCAAUUCACUUAAUCUCUAAUGAUUUUUCUAGAAUGGCAUUAUCGAGAAUACUAUUUUAAAGUCUUCUGUGAUAAGAUCAAUAAAGUUAAUUCGCGAUGCAUUUCUUUUUCAAGAAUAGGACCCCACAACGUGUCGAACUAUGGAUGGACAUAUUUUUUCGAUUUCUAGAUUCCCUAGGCUUUAAUAAGUUAUAGAUAUAAUAUCUUUUCGGAAUCGUUUUUAUACGUUUAACUGUGGCUUACCAAUGAUUACUGACGUAUGUUCGGUUUUUUUUGUUUUGUCAUGUUCCAUUAUUCAUCAAAUCGUUCGUUUUAGCGUUUCCUAUUGCUUCGAUAGUAUUUACUUUUGUAAUAUACGCACUGAAAUGUAUAAUUCAAAUACCAGUGUUUUUUUUUUUUUUUUUUUCCUGAGGCUUCUAUUGAAAACAAUACUACAUCAGUGCAGAUGGCGAUGGCAUUAAGCACUGCAAAUAUUUUCAACUCCUAUCAACGGGAUAACGAAAUUGAAACGUUAUUCGAAUGCGUCGAGUUAUAUUAUAAUAGUAUAUAAAGAAUAAGGAUGAAAAAGAUAGAAAGACGAACGCUCCGAAUAUACAUAUCUUUGAUACUAACAAAUGCAAGUACAAAAUUAAAUUCUCUGACUUGAUUUGGAAAUUUUGGAUUUUAGGGGUGUUCAAAGCUAAAAAUCACAUCAUCCUCUCGAAACAAAAUGGUGCAGUAAUUCAUAUUGUAAUUAAACCCUACUCUUAUUACGUUAAUCCGCUAAUAAUAAAAUUCUUGAGUUAAUAAUAAUUGAGCUCAAUUGGUCCAGAAGAAAAUAGGCCUUGAAUCAAUUUUAUACAGUUUUUAAUGCAAGAAAAUUGAAUUUGGAGAAUUAUUACUAAAUGGCUUGACUUGCAAAAAUUGGCCUUUUUGCCGAACAAAAAGCACACCGUAAUAUAGUGACAUUGUUAAUGUUUUGUAGAUGUGUUCAAAUGUAUCUACACGUAUUCAACUAUGCCAUUUUGCCCAAAAAAAUAAAAAGGACAAAUUUACGCAAAACAAAAUAAAUAAAAAAUAAACUUAAGUUCUCCUUCCCUGGGAACCAAAGAUAUACCAGCCACAAUAUAGUGAACAGUCCUUGUUUUCGUGGAAUAUCCAACAUCAAGUAAAUGUCAAAUAUAUCCCUUUAAAAAAACAGUUUAGCGUAAUUUUACACGGUAGAAACGUAUGCCGUAUGACUACAUGUAGUAAUAGAAUAGAUAUGUUAUUCAUGUCUGGUAAAAAAAAAAUUGUCUACGCCAAUCCAUAUCCGUGUAUAUUUAUAUCAUCCUAGAAAUAUUUUCGUUUCGUACCGGUUUUGAAUGGAAAACGAAUAAAUAGGCCAAUUGAUUUUAAAACGAAAACUCGGGUUUUUUUUUUUUUUUUCCAUCUAUGUCUGCGUCACAGAGUCUCGUCUGUUAAUUAUUAUUAUUAUUUGUUUUGUGUUUUUGUACCGCCAAGAGAGUGUGGGCGUUGCGAUGUCAUCGAUCUGUCGUCGUUGUAACCGCAAGUCAUUGUUCUUUAACCGUAUAUGAAUUUCUCGGUCCUUGAUAUAUACACGUAAAGCCGAGAAAAUACUGUUUCAACGUUAAAAUGGAAAAAAAAAAGAAGCAUAUUCGUCUCGUCGAAAUUAAUAUCAAAUGUGUGCGUGUAACAAAAAAAAAAAACUGUAUUUUGAAAGUGAAAUGUCUUAUUUUUUUAUUAUUUUUUUUUUAUAUAUAUUAAAAAUUCUAUACGUUGUUGUUGACGUAAAUAUUAUAUUCGUUUACCCGGUAUAAUUCAAUUAUAAUUUAACUUUAUUUCGUUUCGUUGUAAUUUUUUUUAUAUUAAAAAAAAAAAAACAGUUGAAAAACCAAUAAUACACAUUUAAAUACGUUUUCAUAAAAAUAACUAAUUUAAAUAUUUGAUGAAGGAAAAAAAAAUACCGAAAACAUUAAUCGAGUUCUGGUGGCGUAGUUUCCAUCCGGGGGAACACCGCCCAAAUUAAUUUCCAAACUGAUUUUAGACUUUGAAUUUUCUGUUAUACGUUUGAACUAUUUUUUUUCAUAUAUAUAUUUUAAUUGGUUAUUAAAAAUAGUUGUGGUGAAGGCUUUCACUCAAAAUUAAACGCUUAAACGCUUCGAUUCACUCGGAAUAUCCGAAUAUUUCUAUUAUUUUUGACAUUCUUGCAUAUAGUUAGUUACUACAAUACAUUCAAAACAUACUAAAUAAAGAUGCCGAAACAAGUAAACACAAAAAACAAACAAAAACCAGUGAAAAAAAAAAUUUGUUGUAGAUAUUAUGACCUAAUAAGAAAAUAUAGAAAUUUGCAAACGUUAGACAUUCAAAUGCAUUGUAUCAUAUAAAUUUCGUAGUAACAUUACAAUAAUUAAUGCACAUAGACAAAAUAUAUUAAAAUUUAAAAAAAACUUCUUUAAAAAUCUUUAAAUAGGUCCUUUCAAAAGUAUCUCGAAAACAAUCAUACACAUUUUUUGGGAGUCUAUUUUACAAUCACUCGUCCACAUCACGGUGCCUCCUACAGGAUAACGCUAUUGUUAGGCUGAAGGUUCUGAACCACCUACAAUGAUUUGUUAUUUGAUUAUUCGGGACUCGUUUCAAUAUUCCCGUCUGGGGAACAUUGACGGGACAGAUGAUAAAGCGACCAACGACGCGAAUAAAUAUCAUACUCAAUAAUUCGAAUUUGGAGGACAUGCGAAAAACUCUGUAUUAUUGGUAGUUGGUUGAUUUUUACUAGCGUGCGAUAUUUUACGUUUUUACAGCCUUUACGGAGGAGAAAAAAACGAUGCCUGCGCCGUUUUUAUUAUGCUUCGAGUAUAAAUAUUUCGUAAAAUGUCGAUCGUAUUUUUUUCCCCCAGUGAAAAUAAUAUUAUAUUUUGUUGAAUUCGUGUACUGGACAAUUCUCUACGCGGUGGCUAAUGGUGAAAUUAUAAAAGUCUCGCGGCGUCAAGAUUAUACUAAUCUGGUGAAAAACUUUGGCGAAGUCGGCGCGCUGCGACUGUGGCAAACGAUAAUAUCGUUGAACUUGUAAUCGUUAUUUGAAUAUAUAUCCCGAAAACACGCCCGCCACCAGCCGCCCGAAAAUGUAUUAUUAUUAUUAUUAUUAAUAUUAUUUUAAUGAAUUCGUAUUGUUCGUCGAAAAUUACUUUGUAACUGUAAUAUAAUCGUAUAGUGUUUUACGUAGGUGUACACACGUGUGCACAUCACGUGUAAGUACGUAGGUUACAAUGUUCUCGAAAUAAUUAUUAAAUACCCAGAAUGAUACAUUGUAUCAUUACAAAACAAGAGGCUUGGCAAGUGGAAGAGGAGGAGGAGGAGGAUAGCUGUUUUCACAAGACUGAUAAUUUCUCCCGUCUGGCGUUUAGAUAAGAGUGAUAUUCAUUAACUGGUCCAUUAUUAUUAUUUCCGAAAAUGUAAAAGUUUCACUUGUCACUUAAACGUAUGACGGGAACUGACAACGUUUCAACUGUCGGCCAACUACCUUUAAAAACGUAUUUCCUGUCGUGUGCAUCCCCUCGUCGCUAAAAUGUUAAACCGUCGUCAAAUCGUCCCCCGUAGUUUUUAACGUCGAACAGCGGUUUUUUCCCCUACGAAUUCCUGUCAGAGACUGACCACAAAUGUAUAAAACAAUAUUCCUUAGCGGAGUUCUUGAGAAAAUCUGAACUCUGAGGCUCGACUGCCUCAUACCACGGGAGACAAUUUGAUUGAUUGACCCGUGAUAUAUUCGUUUAGGCUAUGAAUUAUGUGAUUAUACGAAACAUAUUUGGCAUGAAUCGCAAAUCGUUUUCAUAUCAUCGCAAUAUCGCAUUAGUUAUGCGGGUUUAUCAAGUUGUCUAAAAUACAUGAGUGUCAGACUAAUAACUGUUUAAAAAAUUUUCCUUAAACUCUUGUCCAUAUUAUACGGGGUGAUCAAUCUAUUUUAAGACACUCGUUAUCUCGGAAAUUAUUAUUUUUUUCCGGAAUUUGUUUUCUAGAAUAUUUAAGAAGCAGUCUGCUCUACAAUUUUAUAUUCAUGUUAUUUUUUGUCACUUUUAUUUUUAGGAGUAAAACAACUAUCUACUUUUGCUUUUCAAAUGGAAACCUAUAUUAAUUAAUAAAUAGAUGAAGUAUAGAAAUAUUAGUUAAAAUAAAUUUUGGUGUUGAAAUUUUUGAUUUCCGUCAAUCCUUUAACGAGAUAUUCCACUUUUAAGUUUGAAUUGUGGGAGAGUGGUGGUGCAUUAUUAACAUGCCACGCGCCGUACGGUCACACAAAUGAUACUCCACUACUCUCCCCCAACCCAGACUUGAAUUUCUCCGAUUGAUAACAUCAAGCGUUACCCUUUUAUUUGCCUUUAUAUUACUAUACAUAAGGACACUUAACCAUGGCUGGUUGAUAAAUAUCCAAACAUGUAUUUACCAUUACAACUUAAUACCAAUGCAUUGACCCCCAUGAAUCAUAUUAAACAAAACUAUCGACUCUUCUAAGUCACAAUGUUACUUAUAGGUACCCGACGAGAUUUAUUUUUUGCCUCUACCUUUAUUUAUAUCCAAAAUGAUUUUAUAUUGUGGUUUACAUUUGGGGAAUUAACGUUUUUGGAGCAGUAUCCGAUUUGAAGUUUGGAUGAGAUUUAUAUGUUUAGAAGUUUGUGUAUCUGAAUCUAGAUUUUCCGACCGGUUUUUUUUUUCUUAACACCCGGAAACAAGUGUAGAAAAAUAUAUGUGUUACGGUAUUUUUACUUUUCUCGUGACAUAUGAAUAUUCAUUGUAUAUUACAUUCGUUACUCUAUGGUUUUAACAGACGAACGCUGUGUUUUUUUUUUUUUAUUGAAAUUCUAUAUUAAAAUUACUCAUCUCUCUAAUCCUUAUUUAAUCUAAACUCGGAUUUAAUUGUAAUAAAUUAUUAACCGUCGUCGUCGGUCCAAUAUUAAACUUAUUAUGUACCCACACGAUGUUCUACAGGAAAACGAUCUCUCAGAGAAUAUUUUAUAAUUACAAAAACCGUAUAUGUUGCCUGCAGUUUCCAUCAUAUAGCUUAAACCUAGUGUUCUGCUGCUAAAACGAGGUGAAAUUAUUUUGAAAAUUUUGUUUAAACAAACCUAAAAAAGGAUUUUACCGUUUUCAAAAUAUUAUAUAGCUAAAAUCUACAAACGACAAAACAUAAACUCGUUUUAAAUCCUUCACAUAAAACGUAUACAGGGUGUUUCACGAAAAGAUACAAAUUGCAAUAUCUCCUGAGAUAUUGAAGAUAAUCAAAUUCCAUUUUGUGUAAUAACAAUCUUUAUUAUUUAUAAAAAAAAAAAUAAGUUAGAACUUGAUUGUCUUCAUUAUCUCAGAAGGAACAACAAUGUUUUUUUCUCGGUGGGACCAAUGGUCAAAAUGGAAUGAAAUGGAGGCGAUGGAAUACCCCUUGUAAUAUAAAGUAAAAUUAUAAAUUCCCUUUAGUUUAAGCAUUUGAAGUCCGAGAGGACGCAUUCAUUAUUGUCACUGCAAUGUUUUUUAAUGAAAUUUUAAAAACUCGAAUUAGUUUUGUUUAAAAUAAAUUCUUUAAUACCUAUUUGAUUAUCGGACGCUGUGUUUUACUUUAUUUUUACUGAAUAGGCCUAUGUGUAAGAUAAUAAUUUAGGGAAAUGGGGUGCAGUUAAUGUUUGUACCUCUCGUAUAAUGUUCGUGUAAUAUUUGUAUCAACAAAUACGUGUGAGGAAAAUCAUUUUGGUAGUCUUGUCUUGAAAUUUUGGUUAGUUUGGUUAGUUCUCGGGAACGCCCCCGAAUUUUUGAAAAACAUAGCUCCCAUACGAAAUUUUCCCCGCUUUAACCACUUCGCAUGACACCCUGUAUACUAGCUGUUUUAUAAUAAUAAUAAUAAUAAUAAUUGGAGUAUAUUUUAUAUUUGCGUCAAACUGUCAGCUUAAAAUCGAUAUUUUUUAUCACUAAGAUUGUUGACAUCACCUGCCAUGUUUUCCCAUUAAAGAACGUUUUGGUUUUUUUUAUUCCAUUCUAUUCCUUUUGUCUUUUUUCAUUCUAUACAGUUUUAAACUCGCGAAAUCAAUCGACGGCGUUCUGUGCGAAAACUUAUUAUUCCCGAGUUUCUCGAAUUUUUCGGCACAGUAUCCGCUCGUUGUGUUCACUAACAUAUAACAUAUAAAACCCGAAACGAAAAAUCUUAAUUAAUUUUAAUUAAAAUAAUAUUUUAUAUUUCGUCGCGCAUAGUUGGCGUGAAUAAAUUUAUAAUAUAAUAUAAUAUAUAUUUAAAUUCAAAUUGGUUUUCGUCCCGUCAUUGUUUUAAUUAUUAUUAUUAUUAUAUUUUAUUUUUUUUUUUAAUUGAUUCGUGAUUGUACGGCUUAUCGCAAAACGCGUAUAACUACGUUUGUUUUUUUUUCGGAUACCAAGCGUAUUUUAAAUAAAAUUUUCCGUUCACGAUAUUUCUUUAGUUGACGUUUGCACUCGACACAGUAUUAUUUCAAUAAUCUCGAUAUUAACGUGAUGUUUCUUCAUACAUCUUUGAAAUAUCCCAGACGUGUGUAUAUUAUCCGCAGUAUAAACCAGUAUACACGAGUCUGUAUUAUCUUUGACUUAUAUUUAUUAUUGGUAAUUUAGAGUGGAAAAAAAAACACCCAGGAAUAUAUUCCGAAUAGUCUUCCAUUUUCGACUAUUUAUUCGCUGCAUCGACCUUUUCGGUUUUCUUUCUCUCUCUCUAGAAUUUUGAAAUCAAUCACACUUAUCGAACUCGUUUUUAUCCAUUUAUCCUCCUCGGCAAGAGCAUUCGCUUUAUGUGCAUAUACAUGUCCCGAUAUGCAGCUCAUACGAAUAAUAUCAUUAUACUAUAGCCUAUAAAAUAUAGUUUUUACUACUUUGUUGAAAUACUUCGAACGUUCCUAUACAUGUAAAAAAAAAAAAAUAAUAAUAAUAAUAAUAGUAGUGAGGAGGCUAAAUAAUAACGUGGAUAUUCAUUUUUCGCUCUCAAAAGGUCAAUUACUGCGUAUUAUUAUACUGCACACUUCAGCAACCGCUAACGCUGUUGCUCUGUUAAUUAUUAUCGUGUCCACUCGUUGAGUCUUCGUAUUAAUAGUAAUCAUUGACUUUACUUAGCCGAUCGUGUAUGUCGUGUUACCGCAUUUAUUCUGUUUGAUGGAGUCUUGAGAAAAUGACGUGGUGUACUGGUACUUCCAGAAUCGACGACGAUGGAAACCCCGUUGUAUAUAGGUUAGGUAGAUUAUUUUGACCAACCACUUUUUCUAACCCUGUACCCAAAAAAACUAUAUUUACAAAAAAUUGCGUAAAUGAAAUAAAUUUAAAGAGAAAAUUGAAAUUUGUGGCGAAGAAGCUAUUAGUUCUACUAAAAUAUGUGUUUUUUUUUUUUAUCGAAAAACAUUUUUUCGAUUAGUAAAAUAUUCUAAAUUAUUAGCAUUGUCAUUUGAAAGAUGUCGAUUUUUUCACUUGGUGGUGGUACAUGUAGCUGUCGAUAUAUAUGUUUUUUAUUUUUGUUGAUUUUUAAUGGGUUACAAGGCGAAAAUCACGACAAAUAUUUACUAUAACACUGUUCUGCUUAGAUUUGUUAAUUUCCUAUCGCAUAAUGCGGUGGCUCACCCUCAGUGCGAAAUACAUUCCUGGAUUUUCCGACAUAUUAUGCUUUUUCCGUAUGGGUUUUUAAUGUUCGCAAUGCUCUAAUUGUCGUUGUAACAUUAAAAAGUAAAAAAAUAAAAACCAAAAAUGUAUAAACACAAUAACAACAUUAUAUUAUACUAUAAAGUUUCGAUUUAACAACACAAUUAAUAAUAACCUAUCAACGUUGUGGCAUAGACAAAUAUAACGUUACUCGUAAAAGUUUCGAGGGUAAUAAUAAAUGUUACGUUUCGAGUGUAUUAUUUAGUACGUACUUGCGUACGGUUUUGGCGGUCAUUCAAUUCGUUCCAUAUCGAGAUUAUUAUAUGUCCUAUAUUUUAUUUUUAACGUAAUACACGCGUAUAAUAAAUGUAAGUUCGUUAAUUUCGGAUAUACAACGUCUAGAGAAAGACACGUUUAUAACACUCGAAUGUGUCUCUCGUCGACAAAUAAUUUUUAUUUAUUAUUGGAACGAAAGAAACCCACCCACCUACCAAUACACGAAAGACCGUACGUUUAUAUUGGAGGAAAACCCAAUUUUUUUAAAUUUUUGUAAACACCCCAGAUAGCAAAAUCUCAUUACAAUUAUAUUUCAAUACAAAUACAUAACAAAAAUAUUUUUAAAAUAUUAAAAAAAAAAAAUUACAACAAAACAGAGUCUUGGCGUUUUUUCUACAGUCGGGUAUCGAACGCGAGACCCUGUCUAAUUGCGUGCCGUGUUUAAUUAAUAAUAAUAAAAAAAUUAAGUGGCAUUUUCCUCCCCACUUUUGCAGACUUAAGACUGAUAGUAGACACUUAAUUGGUUAAAAAAAAUUUUUAUUUUUUAUUUUCAUGCUGUUAAUUAUUUUAAUAUUAUUUUACUAUUUUUAUCGGAUUUAUACAUAUAAUUUCGUAAAUGUAUUAUGAUCUAACGUCUUAUGUACAUAUUUAUUAUGUGUCAUGUGUUAUAUUUAUUUUGUUUUCGGCAACGCCAUAUAUGAUAACUUUUCUAUCUAUAUUUGUCUAUUAAUUUCAUUAUUUUGAAAUUGCGUUGUCACUGAAUUUAUAAAUUUUUCUUUUUCUCAUAUUCUUGACGUCUUUUAUUUAAAUUGGAAGAACUUAUUUUUACACAUACAUCACAUUGUUCUCAUAGACUAGUUGAAAUAUAUUAGGACUUGGAGAGUAAAACAUGCUAUUCAGUUUAGAAUGUAACGAUUCACAAACAUUGGUUUUACGCAUUGUAGAAUUAGAAAAUUCAGCCCAAGUAUAUUAUUUUCGUCGUUGUUAUGAAAAUUAUAUGUGACACGCAAUUCGAACAGACCUCGAUAAGAAAUGGCUUGCAAUUCAGACAAACUCCUUUAUAAGAUUGUCCGACUAACUCCUUGCUAACUCCUUUAUAAGAUAGCAUGCAAUUCGGAUGCACCGAACAAAAUAUAGUAACUUAUUUAAAAAUGAUAUAGUAAGAUUUCUAUUACACCGUUUUAAUAUUAUUAUCAUUACUAAUUUUCUAUCUGGGACGCGUAAAUUAAUCCAUCAAGUUUUCGGACGUGAGAAUGUUAAUUUCGAACAUUUAUCCGCAACACUAUAUUAUAACAGCCGCUGCAGACGCCGAGAAAUAUAUUGGUUAGCGUAUUGACACAUAGCCUGCAGUGUCGGGGAGUAACUUAACUCAAGUUACAAAUUAUGGUGACAAAAUUACUUUUUAAGUAAUUUGAUGUCAAUUUAAUUAAAUUUUGUGUAGUAAAAUUUCAAAAUUACUCGUUACUGUUAUCGUUGUUGAUUCUCAUUAUUUAUUAACGUUUUGUACCAUUUUCAUAUAUUCAUAUUAACAACAUCAUUAUUAAAAUUCAGUAAUAAUUUUGAGAAAAAAAAUUAACUUUUAUGAAGUUCCUUAAAAUUUAGAAUGGUCAUAUUUUAGAGUACGUAAUUUAAUGACCAACUUUUCUAUCAGCAAUUUUGCUCCAACUUUUAAUAAUAGCGAUGUUUCUAAAAGAAAAUUUCACUAGGAAAGUACUUUGGAGAGGUCUUUUUUUUUUUUUGAUUUUUCAAAGAGUUUUCCUAGCAAAUGUGAAAAACCGGUAUAAAACAUAGGGAAACCGGGAAAAUCGUAGGGAAACUGGAAAAAUCGAUACAAUAUUAAACAAAUUGUAUUAAAGAAAAUAUAUAAAUCAUAUUUAAUUAUUUUACUAUAAAAUUACAUAUAUAUUGUUGACAAAGCAUCACUAUCAACUGAACUCCUCCGCUAUAUUAUUGUCUAGCUGCAGAAAGAUAUAAUCCAAAUGUAUUUUAUUGUAGCCGCGUUGAAAGUGUGUUCAAAUUAAAGAAGAGUUAUACGGUUGACAGUGGCCCAACCCAGCGGUUUGAAGGUUUAUUCGACAUUUUAAAAUAAUUAGAUUUUUUUCAAUGAAUUCUACGUAAUAUUAUGUAGUUGCAUAAAGUUUGUAUUUCGAUUUCAGGCAUUUUCUUGUAGGUUCGAAUACAUGUACUCGUACAUCGUGUAAUAUUUAUAGAAAUAGUGCAAGAAAUACGCGCGCCAUUAUUAUGAUCAAAUUAUUCCCGUAUACUUUUACGGCUUUAGUUUUUUGUUUAUUUAUCGUGAUUGUUUUUUUACAGGUUGGCGAAGCUCGAAGAAACUCUGAAAGAUGAAAGUCUUUCGGAACAACAGAAACAGGAAAAACGCCAACAACACGCGCAAAAAGAAUCCGAAUUUCUCAGGCUCAAAAGAUCCAGGCUCGGCGUCGAAGAUUUCGAACCUCUAAAGGUCAUCGGCCGCGGUGCUUUCGGAGAGGUACCAUUAUUAUUUAUUGAUGCAUAUUUUGAACCUUACCAGUAUAAAAAAAAAAAAGUUUUUCUUUUCGGAAAUUACUCGGUAUGCGGUUAAUAUAAAUUAAAUUCAGUAUGCGUACAAUAUCAGCAGUAUCACGCGGCUUAUAGUGGCCGAUCGUAAAGUAUACGUAUAUCAUUAUUGGCUACUAUAUUUCAUUUAAAUAGGUUUUUCUUUGGGUUUUAAUCCGAUACAAUAUAUUAUUAUAUUGUACUAUUGCUUAUAAUUUAUAUAGUUGGACGUUGAAAAAAUCGGAGGUAAACCGUACAAUGUAAUUGGUUGGGAAAAGUUUGUAAUAUGUGUGUAUUCGAAUUAAUUAUAAAAAAACAAACGAAAUUGAGUUUUGUCAAAUAAAAUAUAAAAUAUUGUUUUUCUGCAAGCGCACAGUGGUUAAAAUAAACGAUAGCAAAUUUGAUAACUGUAUACUUACGUAUUUCGUGGCACCUCAAAAAGAAAACAAGCAUAUGACCCGGUUUUUGAUGUCCGAAACAUUGUAUGCAGACCAAGAUUAAGAUGGAAAGAAAUUGUAGAAAUAUUAAGACAGAAACUCGACGGAGAGGAGACAACAAUGGGUAGCGGGUGUGCGUAUUUAGUCUGGUAAAAAAAAAAAAAACGAUAAUAUACUCAAUAUCUAAAUUAUACUUUUCGGAUAAAUAACGUUAUAGUCUGUAAUAUCGGUAUAAUAUAUUGGCAUAUAGUGUUAUAAAUUACCUAAACGUUUCACGAUUUUCUUUCGGAAUUAUUAAAUUUAUUUUCAAUCGACGUAUAUUUAUUUUUAUCGAAUGUAUAAUAUUUUAUAUUUUUAUAACCGUUUUUUUAUGCGCUCACCGUACAGAUUGUACGAUUUAAAUACGAUUUACCGUCGCGUUCGAUAAUUUAAUAUUUUAUUGCAAAAUAAAUAUAAUAUUCAAUUUAGGACGUACCUAUACACACGUUUUUCUUGCGCGCGUUAUUAUUACGGUUGCCCGUUUUUAAGUUGGUACACAGCUCUCGAAAACGCAACGCAUAUUCAUAUUCACUACAGCUCUGUUAAACGUUUUAAAGUAUAAUUGAUAUAAUUACUUAUAUAAGUAUUGCACAUCAUGCACUGUAUAAAACUAUCUAUAAUAAUCAUCGUUAGAAAAUAACGUUUAUUUUAUACCUCAUGGCGGGUGGUAAAUACAUCGUUAAAAUCGACGAAAUAAUAUAAUCAAGACUGGGCAAGUUGACGAAUGACAUUAACGGAGUUAAUGAAGUUAAUUGAAGAAAAUUUAAUUGUUUUUAUUUGCUAAGUUAAGUUUUUUUUUUCUGCUUUUAUUGAAAUUGUCAUAGUGAAAACUGUCAAACCUAGAGUUUGCUGUCCUGUACUCGCGUAAAGAAUUGGUUACUCCCACUAUUCAUCCUAAAAUCAGAAAAAAUCAUCGGUAUUAUUUAUAAUGACGAAAAUAGAUAAAUCGUAAAUUUAAUAUCGUGUUAAAAUUAAAAAGAUAUACUGAAAUCAACCUCACUAUGUACUAUUGUUCGGAAUUAACUCGUUAUUUAUUAAGUUAAAUGCAAAACAAGUAAGUCGAGUUCACAAAAAAAAAAAUCAAUGGUUGUUGAAAUUGUCAUAAGUUAAAAGCUAAAACUAACUGAACUUUUGACUUUUCAACCCGUUAAGUCGUUAACGCCCACCCUUGAUUAUAUAAUACGUGUUUGCUAUAUAUUUAUGGUCUGAAACUCGUUUGGAUAUUCAUUUUUUUUUUAUCCGCUAUUUAGUUUUAAUAAAAUUUAUUAUAUCAGCGCGGGUUCUUGAUUUUUAAUAAAGUUUUAAAACGUUUCGUGAAAUAGUGUUAGCCAAAUGGCGUAAAAAAAAAAAAAAAAAUGAUUAUGCUAUCGUGCGUAUAAUACGUUCGUAUACGUUUGCGUCAAUAUUGUAAAUAAUAAAUAUUUUGUUUCGCGCAGUUAUUUAAAAAUAAAUGUUUAAGUUGCAGCAUUAACUAUUUUUCUUAAAAUUUUAUCCGUUUUAGAUCGCGGAGAAAAACUUUAUGCGUUUAAGUCUCAUUGUCUAAUUUGUCGUUUGUCAAACUCCGAGUUACGUCGUUAUAUACGCACACAAUUUUAUAUAGGUUACGUACAAUAAGAACAUGAAAAUUGUUGUUCAUACUUAGACUAUUACGCGGCAUACUGACUGUGCGUGUAUAUUAUGUAUACUAAGGUCAAGCGCUGUAUACAAAAAAUUUGGCAAUUGCCAGCAGCAUACGAUUUUCCAAAACGUACUGUAAUACAGUACCUACGUAAAUAGUGCUCCUGUAUGCGGUAUAAUAUGUUAUUUAUUUAAUUUUUUUUUUUUUUUUAGCUCGUACGAAAAACACUGCGUGACCGCGUUUGUAGGUACUAUUUGCCGUGCGGCCGUUUCGCCCGUUAUCAUGAUUCGACGCUUAUCGAAAACGAUAAGAUCGGGGGUUAAAGUGGGGAACGCUAGAAAGCCUCAGUCUCCCUGCCUCUGAUUGCGAUUUAAUAACAUGGUCCUCGUUUCUCUUUACCACACAUUCUUCAAAUGUACGGCGAGUAGGUAACGCUGUCGAAUCCCUUAAGUCGAAUCUAUUAUAUUAAAUACUAUGACUUAAAUUUUUUCUUAAACCAAAUCGUCGGCAACGGAGUUUUUCUAUGUCGUGAUAAUGAAAAAGCAUAUUCGCGAGUGGCAACAAUUUUAGAGUUUGAUAACAAAGCACUAUAAUAUUAAAAGUGUGAUUUCUGCUAGUAACCAAAAAAAUUCACUUUGACAAUUAUUUACCAGCUUAAAUAAUAAUAUACAAGAAAGAAUGAUGACUAUUCAGCCAUGCAUCGUUAAAUUAAGUUUAUAAUGAAUUUCAAAUAUUUAAUUAAAAAUCCAUUAGUCUUUAGAAAAUUAGUCUAAUAAUAUGAACAUUUAAUGUGGCGACGAAUGUAUUCACUGUUUAACUAACAUUUUGAUCAAUUUUCAAUAGUUUCAUCUGUCAGAGGUUUUUUUGACGUACGACAUGAUUUUUUUCUAUUUUUAAAAGAUACAGGUUCGAAAAGAGAAGAUUUUUGUCUAAAACAAAAUAAUAAACGAUUGAUAUUUUGAGAUCAGCGCGUCUAUUCAGACUGUAAAAAACCAAAAAAGCCCGUAAUAUAAAAAAUAUUACGUACGGUAUUACUACGUAUAAAAAAUACGGAUAAAAAAUCCGAAUCGUGAAAACCUUUAUACUUAUAAUACCUAUAUGUACAAUAAAAUAUCCAUCACGCGCGUCACAUCUUGCAGACACUAAUUCUUCUUAAAUGUAAUAUAUAUUAUAUAGUAAUAAACUGCAAGUAUGGUAUCAGAGUUUAUAUAUAUAUACACACAGGUGUCCCACGAAGAUAUAACCAUUUUAAUAUCUCCGGAGAUAAUACAGACAAUCAAAUUCUGUUUUUUUUUAUACAUAUAUAAAUAUAUAUAUUUUACUCACUGGGAGUAGGACUACAAAUGGUAUACUACAAAUUUAUAUUACAUUUAAUUGCUUAUAUGUUGAUAAAAAAAAAAAAAAAAUGUAAAAAAUAACUUUAUUUUAUUAUUUUUGAAAAAUUUGAGCAUAAUCAUUUUAUUUAGUUUAUUAUUCUGAACAUUUUGACGUAUCAGCUAUUUUCAUUAAAUUCGUGAUUUUUAAUCAUUUUUUUUAAGUUCAGAAAAAAGAAGUAUGCAGUCAAUCAAUCAAUGUGUCAAUCAAUCGAAAUGAUAAUAAUCAAUUAGAGAAUUCGAUUACAGCCUGUUGCAUAAAAUUAUAACUACUUUUCUCUGAACAUUAAACAAUUACUAAAAAUCACGAAUUUAAUGAAAUCAAAGUUAUUUGUUUUUUUUUUUUUCAGUUUUUUUUUGUCCAAGCAAAAUAAAAUUAACUGCAAUAUAUAAAAUAUAUUGCAGGGAUAACAUUUGUAGACCUUAUCCCUGUGAGUAAUAUAUUUAAAAAAAAAAAAAAACAGAAUUUGAUUAUCUUUAUUAUCUCCGAAUAUAUUACAAUGAGUAUAUCUUCGUAGGACACCCUGUAUUAUAUAUAUGUAUAUAUUUUCCCUCGACUUUUGAUUCGUCGCGGAAAGUAAAAACCGCUACCGCGGAAAAAAUAAAUAAUUCAAAUCUCUGUGUAGUAUAUUUUCGAAUUCGACCUAGCGGAAAAACUCGUUUAGAAAAUAUUAUAUAUUACGUUUUUUUCCUCAAACAUUUGAGAAUAUCUUCUAUAUGCUCGUAUUACGUGCAUUCGACUGUCUACUUUUUUUUUUUUUUAAGCUCCGAUGAAAAGUUUUUUUUUUUCAUUAGUAGGUAAGAAAACGUUAUUGCGUAUAUAAUAUGUGUAACAGCUGGUACAUUUUGGUUUACCGUUUCCGUUAAAAUAUUCUCCAUUCGCUUCGAAAUUUUUGUACGAAUUUUGAUCUGAUUUAACUUAACCUUUCGCUAUAGCGUAAACCGGUGUAAAAAUUGGAAUGUCCAAAUUGAUUCCCGAAUUUUUACGAAAUGUGUAUCCGAAUGAUUCCCUACAAAUUAUUAUAAAAGCAAUGUGAGUUUCGCUCAACGUUUCGGGCAACGUUGGUAAUGUACUAUACCGACUAACACGAAUACUUUUUCUAAUUCUACAUAAAUCUUGAGCAUCUAUGGUUUCAAUAUCUAAAUGAGUCAACUCGUAGAAAAUAAAUUUGCUGGACGCUCGUGUAAUAAUACUUCUUGAACUUUUUUGAACCGUUGCAGCUCGAUUUCUCUCUGUUAAAUUUUUUGCUAUCGUCUUUUUCAUGUUUAUGUAUUAUACUUUGAUCAACAAUUGAACUCAAAUUAUUUAUUUUCAAAUAAGACUUACAUUUUCUUUGUACACAUGUUCAACGUUCAAUGUUGCUUUCCGACUUUUUUUUUUUUGAAAACCAAAUUUAAAAUCCUCUAAUCCUCUAUACAUCAAAAUUAAAAUAAUUGUAUGUUUAUACAGGUGAGACUGGUUCAAAAGAAAGAUACCGGCCAUAUAUACGCUAUGAAGAUCCUACGCAAAGCCGACAUGCUCGAAAAGGAACAAGUAGCGCAUGUCCGGGCCGAAAGGGACGUCCUCGUAGAAGCCGAUCACCAGUGGGUCGUCAAAAUGUACUACAGUUUUCAGGUAUUUAUCCCUCGCCUUCUUGUUUGCGGAUGAAUAAUUAACAAUUUUAUAUACAAUAAAGCGCGCAAAAGACGAGACUUUGAUGUGAACAAAUAUUAUAGCGUGUACGAGACUCGCCGAACAAUCGUUUUAUUUAUUUAAAAAAAUGUGUUUUUUCUUCUUCUUUAUAUAACUUGACCACUUGACUUUUUUCGACUAGGAUCCAAUAAACCUUUACCUUAUAAUGGAAUUUUUGCCCGGCGGCGACAUGAUGACGUUGCUCAUGAAAAAGGACACUCUGAGCGAAGAGUGCACGCAGUUUUACAUCGCCGAAACCGCAUUGGCCAUAGAUUCCAUACACAAACUCGGAUUUAUACACAGGUUGAAAUUACGACUAAAUUACUACAGGGCUUGAAAGUUAUAGAACAUUAAAGAAAAAUAUUUAAUUUUUAGCGCUUCAAUAGGCACUGUAAAACAUAAAAAUAAUGCUAUGAAUAAUUCUUGAAACUGGAAAAUAUGCAAAAAAAAAAGAGAAAUUCAAUUUUGUUCAAAUGCUAUAAUAUAACUUCCGAGUUCUGUUAAUAACCAGACCUAACCGUCGAAUUUUCUUGUUGUACUUAUAUUGUUGUUCCUGCGUAUGUAUACUUACAGGGACAUAAAACCGGACAAUCUACUGUUGGACGCCAGAGGACACAUAAAACUUUCCGAUUUCGGACUGUGCACCGGUCUCAAAAAGUCGCAUCGAACCGAUUUCUACAGAGACCUGAGCCAGGCGAAACCGUCGGACUUCAGUGAGUGUAUACAAAUUGUAGUAACAUUAAAAUACAUAUCGUCAACCGCUAGUGCUGAGAGUCGCGUGUCACACUUACGUUUAGGUUUUUUCUGUUCGCCAGCGUCGAGUCCAAUGGACAGCAAAAGGCGUGCUGAGAGCUGGAAGAGGAAUCGUCGGGCGCUGGCCUACAGUACCGUCGGCACUCCGGAUUAUAUCGCCCCCGAAGUAUUCCUCCAGACCGGUUACGGGCCGGCUUGCGAUUGGUGGAGCGUCGGCGUCAUCAUGUACGAAAUGCUAAUCGGUACGAAAUAUAUUAUAUACUUAUUAAUAUUAUUAUCUCAUACUUGAUAAAAUACGUUCAAUUAUUCUCUCUAUACGACGGGUCUCUCGUUUUUCGUCCUUAUUUAUCAAUAAGUUAUUGACACAAAAUAUAUAUUGCUAACUAUUAUAAUAGGAUAUUUCCGUUUUUCGCUGUGUUUAUGGAAAUAUAGAUUUUAUGAUCUAAUUAUUAUAAUUAUAUCAGAUAUUUAUAAAAAAAAAAAAAAUAGUAUAAUAAGGUAUUAAGAUGAACGAUGAAAAUAAAAAGAGAGAGAAGGACUUACCACCAUAAUUUCCACAAAAAUGACUUCCAUCUAGUAAUCUAGUAUAUAAUAUAAUUUAUUAUACCUGCGGUUAUUAACGAAGAAAAUUAAGAUAAAAUUAAAACACGUAUAUCUUGAUAACAAAAAAACUAAAUAUUAACAAAAACUGUUGGUAUCCAUAGUCUUUUUUAUGAGAUAUGUAUUAUAAGUCUCUUUGUUCUCAGAGAAUCGCAAACGUGGAAAUGCGGAAUCCUUUAUUGUUGCAACACGAGUGAGACAGACCGAAAAAAAAUGUCUGCAACACCAAAUUAUUAUUUAUUAUUUAUUCGGACCAGCUAUCCACCGUCACUUCCGGUUUGGUUCACUUCCUAAAGCUUUCACGUGUUUUUUUUUUCUUUUUCCUGUGUAGUUACGUCUUGUCGACAAUUCUGUCCGUAGUGGCAGACGGGUUGGGUUUUGGUCUUGCCGAGAAAUCCUUCCCAAAAGUCUUUUGCCUAUCAAGUUCUGUUCCAAAGCUGCCCAUAAUAGCGGACGGUUUUGGUUUCGGUAUGAUAUGAUUAUUGUUACAGUCGAUUCUCGAUAGUUUAAACCCAGGUAAUAAUUCAAAACUCAGGAUAACACGAAUUUUCUGUGAUUUUUUUUCAACCUGCAGAUAUUGCGUGAACGUUUACAUGGGUAUAGUAAUAAUAAUUCGACCACCCGAUAUUAUAAUUCAUCGUUUUUCGUAUUGGUUUUUAAAAUAUUUCUAAGAAUAAUUGCGCUACACGUACACGAAUUUAUCUGCAACGUACCCCGGGGAACGACGAGUGCCGCAGUUUUCGGUUUCGUCGUCGAACUGUUUAUUUUUACCAGUAUUUUAAAAUUUCACGAAAUAUUUCAUUUAUACGAGAAAAAAAAAUAUAGUUUUUAUAUCCUUUCAUAAAUACUUUUUCGCUUUGAACAAGAGAACAUAUAUUUUAUAAUAAGUACCUACCUAUGUUUAUUCUUGUGUGAAACAAAGAGAAACUAUACAGGAUGUCACCGUGUUCGACAGAUUUUUGUAGAGCCUGUUAAUGUUCAAUUUUUUUAAAUAUUUACUUUAUUCCCCUAAUCAUUAAAAACAUAAUUAUAGCUUUAUAUUAUGUAUUCACUUUACUAAAUUUUGUGCCAUUUUGUGAAAGAUAUUAAUCUAAAAAUAUUAUUAUAUCGUACAUUCAUAUCCGAUCAAUAAUGUUUUAGUAAAAUCCCUUUUAAUUUCUAACGUUUUCUAACACAAUAAAGUUAUUCCCUAUUGUAUUACGUGCUAUAGUAUCGUUUUUCACACCCUUCCUCUAGAAAUAAAACUGGCCAAAAAACUAUUGAUCAGAUAUGAAUGUAUAAUACAUUACAAUUUUUAGAAAAUAUUUCACAGAAUAGCUAUUUUGAAAAUUGUGUAAAGUGAGUAAAUAAAGUUAUUUAUUUAUAUUUUUUUUCUUUAUUCAAAAAUUAAGGGGUGAAAAUAAAAAUUAAAUAUGAAGAGCUCAAGAAAAAUCUGUCAAACACCGUGGAACACUCUGUAUAUAAAAACAAUAAUUAUAUUAACGUAACUGUACAUAACCACAUACAGUCAUUAGCAUAACACCGCAACGCAUUUGAAAACUUAAACAAAAAAUGUUUGUUAUCAUUUACAAUAUUUCAAGUACCUAUUUGUUAUAUUAUUUAUUUACUUAAUAUUAUUUGAUAAGGUACAUACCUAUUCCAAAUUUGAAUAUAUAUUUUUAUAUAUAUAUAUAUACCUAUAUUGAAAUAGAGCAUUCUUUAGUUAUUAUAUUUUAUUGGUUUAUUUGUACUCAUCUAAGACUGUAUAGUUGUUCGUCCUAUGAACUAUACCUACUGGGUACACAAUACGCAAUAAAUUUAUACACAAAUUAUAACGCAUUAUACAGAGCUAAAGUACCCAAUUACAGAAAUGCGUGAUAAACUUACUAUAACCAAUAAAGGCGUAACAAUACUAAACAAGGUAUAGUAAUAAUUCCCGAACGCACAAAAGAAACGAAAAUGUUUUUCAUAAUUCCGUUGAUAUAUUUCGAGAAACGUACAAUGUUCGAUUUUUGAAAUGGAAUAAUUUCAAAUGAUAUAUCAUUGAAAUAUUCGGAUCCCUGUAACCUCCCUGUAUGACGUUUUAUUAUAAUAUUGUCCGAAAUUGAAUAAUAGCAAUGACGUGUCCGUUUUCGGUCCACAGGAUAUCCGCCGUUCUGCAGCGAAAACCCGCAGGAAACGUACAGGAAGGUGAUGAACUGGCGCGAGACGUUGAGUUUUCCGGCCGAGGUGCCUAUCAGCGAGGAAGCCCGGGACGCCAUCACCAGGUUCUGCUGCGAGUCGGACCGGCGUUUGGGGUCCAGCGGCCGGGGCAUCGACGAGCUCCGUUCGACGAUAGCGUUUUUCCGCGGCGUCGACUGGGAGCACAUCAGGGAGCGGCCGGCCGCCAUACCCGUUCAAGUCAAGUCCAUCGACGACACGUCCAACUUUGACGAUUUCCCGGACGUUAAACUCGAAAUACGUGAGUAUACAAACGUUCUUCUUCUUCUUUUUCUUUUUCUUCUUUCAUUUGAUUACCGAUCGUCGAUUGUAUUUGCAAUCUUAGCCUUCGCAUCUCUCUAUAAAUAUCUAACUGUCUGCAGAAAUAUAAAAAGGAUCAGAAAAAAAAAUUUUAUUGAUCCUUUUCUUGACGAGCAGUUUUUUCUUUUUUUAAAAAAAUACUCGAAAUAAAAUCUAUAUUCUCGAGAAAACAGUUGUUAACCAAGUAUGUAGCUUGCGAAGGAUUAAAGUGGGUUGAAUGUAAAACUCAUCAACAUCCUAUCUAUCUGUCGACAUCACCAUUUCGUCAUAAUCGUUAUACCCCCCUACCCCCCUCAAUAUAAUAUAACCCCUAACUACUUUUUCUUUGACCUAUUCUUCGGAAUCCAAUGGCAUCGCCAAUCUUUUCGAAUCUCGUUCAAUAAACGCAUCGCGUGCCUGUACCAUCCAAAUUUCAUCUUCUUCCACGUACAGAAUGCAAUUAGACGGACAAUCAAUAUUUUUAUAGUUAUACCACCCGUUGUUAAUUUUUUACUUUAAUUAUACUAUAAUCGCCUUCGAAACAGACCGGUUUAAUAAUAAUAAUAAAAAAAAAUCGCCUCUUAGGAUAUUUUAAUUUUACAAACAAAACAUUUUAUUUUUCGAAAGUCUUCCUGUUCCGAAUUAGUGGGGCGCGUUCAACACGUAAAUUGUAUCAUACAAUCCAAAAAUAUACGGGCAUAGUUCGCGCGAUGGGUGGGGGCCACCGUUGUAGGGGUGAAAUUUGGGAGGUAGAGUGGAAAUGUAAUGUAUAUCUGUACGCAAAGAAUAACCAUUGCUGACAAAAAACGAUUUCGGGCGGAGCUCGAUUAAUAGUGUAGCUUUGUCAUAUAUGUCAUACCUAUUAUCGUAAAAUAAUUACCUAUAUAUGCAUUAUAUAUUUUCUUUAAUAAUAUUUGGUUAAUAUUGUACCUAUUUUCUCUUUUUUCUUACUUUAUUUCCCUGAUUUUCCUUUUUUCCUAUUUAUUAUGAACACAACUGGAAAAAUGACCUCCCUAAAGUACUACCCCUGUCAAAUUUUCUUUCAAAAAAAGUGCUAUAUUCGAAAAUCCGAGCAUAAUUUCUGGUAGAAAAGUUGUUCACAGAUAAACAUCGUAGUAAAACCAAUACAUUACUCGCUCCACUCAAAAUCUAAAAUGUGAGAUGCCGAGAUUAAAAUUUCGUUAAAAAAACAAAUGUUUUUCGUAAUCUGGAUCGAUCGGAUAGAGUAGUGCAUUUCCGAAAGUUUUCGUCAGUAUUUCAGGAUUUUUCAUUUUAAUAUAGGUAAAGAUUUUCGCCCCGUUGCACCUUUCCACAUAACUUUUUCUGGGGCUACGGACUUUGAGGCCAACGAUUUAAACGUAUUGGAAUCCAAUUAUUAUGAUUCCACAGCCAGGCAGUGGUAAUUUAUACUUGGCUGUAUUUCCACCAAACCUUUUCCCAUACAUUGCAGUUUGUUUGUUGUUGUUUUUUCAUUUUGAUUUGUUCUUCCGCUCUUCCCGCGUUUGGGAGUCAUGGUAUGGGCAGUCGUAUAUCCUCCUUGAAAAUAACCCCCUGCCCUCUUAGUUUUAAUUCUCGUUUUAUAAAUUAUUAAAAUCGAACCAGCACUUAUCCAUUAAUCUGUUGUUUUGAAUCUUAUUCAAUACUAUCAUAUGCCUGAUACUAUUUACUAUUGUAUUUUGUGUAGUUAUGUGUGUUUUAUAGUUUAGUAUAGUUUAUAAGACUUUUAUUAUUAUUAUUAUUUUUUUUUUUUACAGCGUCUGCUCCGAUAUCGCAAGACGGCGAAGUGAUUUACAAAGACUGGGUGUUCAUCAACUAUACGUUCAAACGAUUCGAGGGACUCACUCAGCGGGGCAUAGCUACCAAAAAGUGAUUUGACACUGUUAACACGAUAUAGUGCAAUGUGAUAUUUUUAUCUAACCUCCUAUAUAUAUAUAUAAUACAUACGCUUUCCUCCUUCCUAUCACCGAUCGACCCCCAACUCGCCCUCCCCACCACAACACCAUCAACACUUCUUCUCCCUCCCACUACAAUACAAACACUCCUCCUCCACUCAAAUCACCACAAGUUGGCAUGUGCAGAUACGAUGAUCUCAAGAGGAAACAUUUAUAAUUAUUAUUAUUACUAUUAUUCUUUCCGCGGUGACGAAAACCAACCGAAGAUUCCAAAGACCAGGUGUUUUGUUUUGUUUUUUUUUUUUCAAAUCGAUUUGACCAUCGACUAAGAGACACAAUUGCUGUAGUUAUCGAUUAUAAUAUUAAUCACCAUCAAAUGUAUACAUCAUAUAAAAAUAAAAACAAGUGUAGCAGCAUCAAAUCUUAAUAUUAUUAUAAUAUUGUAUAUUAUAUAUUUUACCAUAAAUUAUAUUUUAUUUUUGCACACUAAAUUAUUAUAAUAAUAUCUCUUAUAUAAGCUUCGUACUAGUCAUUUCUUUCGAUUUUCGCUCGAACAAACAUAUUUUUUAAAAAAAACCGUGAUUAUUUAUUUAUUUAUAUGUAAUUAACACGUUCAAAAAAAAAAAUAUAUAUAUAUAUAUCAUUAGUUUUUAGUAAUAUUCUAUUAUAUAGUAAGUGUGUACAUAUACCAUAUUAUUUUCUUCUUGAGGAAAAAAAAAUUAAAAACUUAACAUUAAUACACAAAAAAUUAUUUAAAUGAGCAGCGCCUUAGAUUAUUAUAUUGUCUAUUAUUAUAAUAUUGUAGUGUUUUUGUAUAAUAUACGAAUAAGUUUUGUUUUGUGUUUUUUGUCCGAUUCACUGACUGCUGGUGGUGCUAGGGUACGGUAGGGCAGUUCUUGGAUUUGUCAGAAAACAGACAUGAACGUGUUAACAUGUAUAAAUAAUUAAUAAUUCAAAUAAUUAUAUAUAUAUAUAUAUAUAUAAAUACCAUCUUUAUGUGUGUAGGGUAAAACAAAAAUAUGUAUAUUUUAACACACAUAUAGGGAUAUCUUAAAUAUUUUUUUUUUCUUUUAUAUAGUAUAAACUAAAUCACAUUGACCGUGUAAAUUCUUGCCCUUGAUGAGUUCAUAAUAUAUAUUCAUAUAAAAAAGUUGAUUCUUACGCACUUAAGCAUGUUCCUAUAUGUAACUGUAGGUAGUGGUUAAUCCAAUAAAAAUAUUAAUUAUUAUAAUAAUAAUAAUAAUAAUAAUAAUAAUGUGAAUUGCUCGCUGUAUAUGUAUUUAUGUUAUUAGGCUGAAAGCGGUGUGAUUAUUAUUUUUUGAACGGACAGGAUAGGUUAGACAUAAAUAAGAUUAUUUGUUUUUAAUUAUUAUUAUUAUUAUUAUUAUUAUUAUUAUUAUUUUCGCGAUCUGAAUUGUAUUUUGUUCAUUUAUGCAAUUAUAGAAGUGGUUUUUUUUUUUUCUGUAGGUUUAACAGUUGUGAUAUUCGCAAAAUUAAUUAUUAUUAUUGUUUGUUUAUAUUAUUAUAAUUUUUUUUUUUUUUAUUAUUAUUAUUAUUAUUAUUAUUAUUAUUAUUAUUGCUAUUACUAUUAAUUAUUAUUAUUAUUAUUAUUAUUAUUAUAAUUAAUUAUUAUAUGUACAUGACGCUGUCUAUCAUUUGAAUUUUAUUGGUUUGUUUAAACAACUUCAAUAUAAAACUGUUGUCUACUCCACAUUAUAAAGACCGUAAUUAUAAUAUACUCUAAGAGUAUAAUCUAUUGCUGUCUCAUAGAUAAUAAAUAAUAUAUUUUAUAUAUUUUUUUGCGGUCUGUAAAUUAUACAUCAGUUUUUUUUUUUUACUUAUUAUUUUUGUUUUCUGUUCUCGAAGAAAUGUCGUUAAAUGUGUUUUUAAUUUUGUUUUUUUGUUUUUUCGCGUUUCCUGGUGUGUGCCUUUCGAUUUUAGGUAUAAGCACCAAACACAGGCAAAAAUAAUUAUAAUGUUAUGUACGUAAAAUACUAUUAUCAUUAUAACUUUUGCAUUGGACGACCAUAGUGCGGGUGUUAAUUAUUGAUUAUUGUAAUUGAUGUAAUUUAGUUAAAUACAUAUAUAGG
This is a messenger RNA of Cinara cedri, 94745 nucleotides long. The record is from the annotation of a GenBank genome assembly. NCBI's taxonomy places the organism in Eukaryota, Metazoa, Arthropoda, Insecta, Hemiptera, Aphididae.